This is a messenger RNA of Pelobates cultripes (western spadefoot toad), 91708 nucleotides long. NCBI's taxonomy places the organism in Eukaryota, Metazoa, Chordata, Amphibia, Anura, Pelobatidae. The record is from the annotation of a GenBank genome assembly.
AUGUAUGCCUGUGCGAAGUUCGUGUCCACCCCUUCCCUGGUGAGUACACAGAGCUCCUGUGGAGAGCCCAGGCCGGCCCGCAGGACAGCCUGGGCCUAGCUGCCGCAGGGAGGAGGCGUUGUAGGUCAAAGUCAGUGUCCCCUGACAGCCACUUCCGCCCAGCACCUCCUGCCUGUAAAUCCCAUGUCAGCCCCAGAAUCCAGGCUUGUCUUCAUUCUAUUUAUGUUUUGGAAUAGAAUUUAUUUAUUGUAAGCCUGAGACUUAUAAUUUUUUUUCUUGCUGACCUUAAUACUGUGGCAGUCCAAGGACGCAGUGCAAGACAAGCUUGCGUUUGAAUGGAGGCCUGUUAUUCUUUAAUGGUGGUGACAUUGGUGUUUGUCUUGUUUGCCCUUGUGGAUUUGCCGUGUUACCUUUUUAUGUUAACUAAAGGUAAUGAAUGGUUGGUGCUUGCCUCUGCAAUGCACAGGCACUGCUCAGUGAGUGACAGUUCUUCCAUUAUAUGUUGCAGAUGUGCUGUCAUGUUCUGCAAAAAUUUUUUUUUUUUUUUCCAUUUCAAUGUAAUUUGUCAGGAAAUGGGUUGAAUGACUUGUUCAUUUUAACAGAUUAAUUGUGCUGAUAUGAGCUAAAGCUGUAUUGCUGUUAUGAUAUACUGUUAAAAAUUUGUUUUUGUUUUUUUAAUGUCUGUUUUAGAACCUAAACCUUUGGGGUGUUUUUUUUUUUGUUUGUUUUUCUACUAGAUCCGUGCUGGAUCCAGAGUACUGUACAGACCAAUCUCUGCAUCAGUGUUGUCUCGACCAGAGGUCCGAACUGGAGAGGUAAUACUUUAAUUUCUCUCUCUGUAGGCUCACUGUAGAAUUCACAGAAUGCAGACCAUUAAUAGACUUCCAUUUGAUAACUAUAGCUUGAAAUGCAGUGCUACUGAAGACAUUAGAAUGCCUGUAUAUCUACUGUAAGGUCACUUACACAAAAGAGAUGAACUUCAGUAGGCCAUUACCUUGAAGGGCACCCUGAAUAACUAUUCAAUGGGUUAAUUCAAGGACCUUCCUCUUGGCUUGAACAGUGAGUCUAUCAUUUGAGGUAGUUUUUGAGAACCUACUCUAUAAAGUUUAUAGCUUUAUUAAAAUCAAAACUUAUUCUUGUGCAUUUUUGUUUUGUUUAGGGAAACACAACAUUAAGUGGAUCCCCAAAUACCUGCACCCAAAUUGUACUGAGGGGAUUCCAGACCAGUGCAAUCAGCAGGGAUAUUGACACUGCUGCCAAGUUUAUUGGUGCUGGUGCUGCCACGGUUGGUGUCGCUGGCUCUGGUGCUGGUAUUGGAACAGUUUUUGGCAGCCUCAUUAUUGGUUAUGCCAGGUAAGUAUCACAAUGUACUCCUCUUAUUAAUAAGCAUAUUGCUUUUCUGCUAAAUAUCUAUUCACUAAAAUGUAGUAACUUAGAAUUUGUUGCCAAGCUCCAACUAUAACUGGAAAAUAUUAACAUUGUUUUGAGGUCUUUGUAUCCUGUAGAAAUUUUUUUUUUUUUUUGAAUUCUGUUCACAACUUGACUUCUCAGUCACACUUGUAGAUGUGCCCACUUGCCUGGAUGUUUAAUAGAUGGCAACUCUACUAAAGACUACACUUCUGUAAUAGAAUUGUCAGACUGUUGGCGUGGGUCACUGUAGUGUAACAAAACCUUAAUGUUUAAGAUCUGAUGUAAAUUUUCAUUCAGGCACAGAAAGAUUGUACCAACUUUGCAGUGCUUGCCUUAAUGUGUUGCUCCAAACACUAUGGCCACUUUAGUGACUUGAAGUGGCCCUAGUGAUAGGAAUUUGAAUGUGCAGUGUUUCUACUCUAAACACUGCCAAUCCAAAGUUCUGGUUAACUGUGCUGGGUGCUAGUUGCACCCCAGGCUACCUAUUGUCAAUUCUGUACCUAGUUCCUGAAGACUCACUAGUACCCAGGUAAGUGGCAAACAUUGCAAAAGUUUGCCCCAACUGGGAAAUGGGGUUAAGGUACUCAUGGCAUAUAACACACUGUAUAGCUUAAUCUGUGCAAUGUAGACUAGAUUGACUUACCUGAAGCUGACUGCCAUUGACAUGUUCAGGACCAACAUGCUCUGUACAGUGGAUAUACAAAGUCUUGACUACUUUGUUUUUCUAGCUUAUGAUUCCAAUUAGCCAAGAAUUAUCUAAAUUGUUACCAGCCUUAAAGAUUGUAGUGUCCCUGAUUUAAAUUGCACCAGUGAGGUAUUAAUCUUUGAACACAAUACUAGUCUACAAAAAUUCCUUUGAUUUAUCAUGGUAGGAUAUUGCAGUCCAACAAAAUAAAGGGACUCUGUAGGCAGCCAGACCACUUCCACUCACUGAGUGGUCUGGGUGCAAUGUCACUUGAGCCUACAGUGGUAGUUGCAGUUUCUGAGAAACUGCAAUAAUUACCUGAGGGUUAAUUCCUCUAGUGGCUGUCUACCAGACUAAGCACCUGGAAGUCCCUCUAGUGGCAGACUCCUUUUGGUCAUCCAAACUAUGCUUGACAUGCUAUGCAUGAGUACUUCCAGUGUCACCAGAAUCCCCAUAGGUAAGCAUUGGAUAAUGCUUUCCAAUGGGAAAUACUAAUGUGAGCGUGGUCAUUGCAUUAGGUCUCCCUUGCUGGCAGGGGAGGGGCAUGGGUAGAGCCUGACUCAGUACCAAGGGACACUGGCACUGGAUUUAGGUAAGUUUGAACCCCUUCAGCGCCUCAGAAGAGGGGCCACUGCAAGAGCCUAUAGUGCCAGGAAAAUGGCUUUGUUUUCCUGGCACUAGAGAAUCACUAACUUAUCUUCAGAUUUGUACAUAAAUGGCAGGAGGUGAAUUUGAAACUUAUGUAAUAUAAAUACAACUACAUGCCUCUGAAAUGUUUCUCUUUACAGGAAUCCCUCCCUGAAACAGCAGCUGUUCUCCUAUGCAAUCUUAGGAUUUGCCCUGUCUGAAGCUAUGGGUCUGUUUUGUUUGAUGGUUGCUUUCUUGAUUUUGUUCGCCAUGUAAAUGCUCAACAUUCAAAUGAAGAUGUAAUCAAUAUUUCACUGUGGCUCCCGAUAAUAUCGUGUUGUCAAGGAAAUGUACAAAGUUUCCAAAGUCCUUUCAUUAAAAAUAGUAACAAAACUGAGAACCUGUAUUGUUUUGUUAUUUGCACUCUUGAGACAUUGUAAUCUAACUUAUCCAUAAAGCCAUGUUUUCAAACAAUCACUACUGUACUCUUUAAAAAUGUACAUUAACACAACAUGCAUUAAAGAUUUCUCCAGAUAGUCCUUGUCUCUGCAGUUGUUUACCAGAUUUACUUAUUACUUUGGUUUAUUUUGCUUGCACAGAUUGGUAAAUGGCCUUACUGAAAUUUGCCUUUUCAGUUUGCUAGAACUGUUCAGGGAAAUUUUUUUCAGUUUACUUCUGUCUCUCAUGCCGAUUAAUUUCCUUAAAGGGACAUGAGUGACUACAACUACUACUUAAUGUAGUGGUUCUGGUGGCUAUAGCAUGAUCCUGCAGGCUUUUCAAUGUACACUUUUCAGAAAAAAGGCGGUUUACAUUGCUGCUUAGCAACACCUCGUGGCCACCAGAGAUGCUUCCUGUUUCAGUGCUGCACUGUGGCAUAUUGCAGAGCAUGCACAAUAGCCUCUCUAUGCUUUCUUAGGGUAAGCGUCUGGUUGAGAUUGUAAAGAUUGCCAUGGAGGUGGGGCCAGCUGCAGGAAAAACAGCAUAGCAAGGGAGAAAUGGGGAAGUUUUUUUUUUUUAUAUAUUCCUCCAAUCAGACAAGAGCUAAAAAUGUAUUUCAGCCUUGUUAAGUGUACAGGUUUGUAUUGCCAACUACUAGUGUACUUUUAGUCCUUAGUCAGCAGGGAGGUUUCAAAACUUGCAUUUACACAUGUGAUGGCUUAUGUAAACUGUAAGCUACAAAAAUGUGAUCUAGACUAUCUUGGGCCCCCAUAAUUCAAGAGCACAUAAGGUCAGGAAGACAUAUUGUUGUUCUAUGGAACUAUUGGCAUUCAGAUUUUGGUUUGCCUGCAUUUUGCUACAGUUUGGAAUAUAAUGGUAAAUAUGCCACUAGCAUUUAAAUAUAAACGUUACAUUACAUCUUGCUUUACCACUUGUGAAGAUUACUUUUACUCAAAGUCCUCUGAUUUUAUUCCUUAGAGGAUUGCAUCAGGGGACUCCUGGCUUCAUAUCCACUCCAUCAAUGCCAAAUAUAAAUCCUCCCAUGCCGCCCCCCCCCCCCAUACACACAUUCCAUUGUUUUUUAUUUCUGUCUGACACUAGUCAACAAAAUAUUUCUCUUCGGUGUUAAAAGAUUGCAGAACACUGUGCUAUAGAAUGUUCAUCUUAUGUCAUAUUUUGUAUGCAUGCCACCAUUGCUUUCUCAUGUACAUUUUGUAACCCUUUUAUAUUUAUAGCAGUGUUCUGCAAUCUUAACAUAUUUUCAAAAGUUCCUUGUUGGCUAAGGUAUAAAGCCAGUCCAUUUAAAAAGGAAUUUGAAUUUGGUUAAGAAUAGAGUACGAGGCUGGUUCCAAACCUGAAUGGCUUUGCAGACCACCGUUGCUACAAUCAUAGAAAAGUGUCUAUUAGGCACUGGGUCACCAUGAAUGGGUCCCAAUAAUGGGAAACUGUGAUUUAAUGGUAAGGGUGUCAUGUUAAGUAUUGUGCAACCUCUCACCAGAAGGUCUGAAUCGGGGACACUCCCAGACAGUGAUCCAAAACUGCUUUGGUAUGGGUGCAUUUUAAGGAGGUAAAGGAGUCCUUCCUUGCCAUGAAAAGUCUACAUGAGUAAAAUAUGUGUAAUUUUUCAGGAGCAUCUCGAUAAACCAUGGGGAGCAGUUGACUUUGUGUGGUGUGAUUUUAGGAUGUUCUCAGGUGUGAUCAAGGGAAUCUUCCAUUUCCUCAGACCUGUUUGUAUUGUGUUCCAGUCAGGUGUGUAUUGUAAAAAGGGCAUAUAGGGUAGAUAUGGAGUGAAAGUCUGGUGGAUAAAAGAUAAUCCAGAGAAUUACACCAAUUGGAGACUGUACUGGAAAGAAGGCCAAGCGCUCCCUGAGGCAACCCACGGUAAGAAUGAGUGUCAAAAUCUACAAAAGAAUUCAACGACCCGAGACCCUGCUCUGACCACAUUGUGAAUGGAUGUGUGUUGAAUCUAUCCUAGAUCUCUGGAGCAGGUGUAUGGGGGAAAACAGCAGGCUCACUCACAAGCCAACUUUCAGGCUUUAAUCAGGACGGCCACAGAGGGUUUGAGAGAAUAUCAUCUGAAAGCAGGUUAUGUGGUUUGUGUAAUGAACUGGUAGGGAGUCCGGCUGCGCCAGAGAGGAGUCCAGGUCUGAGUAUCUUGACUGCGAUUGGAUCCAGUCGAGUGCAUGCCGCAGUUGAGCUGCCAAACUGUACUCUCUGGUUGGAAAAUUAAGUCCUCCAUUGCAUUUGGUUUGGUGAAGUUUAGUUCGGCUCAGCCUAGCCCUCGGUCCCCGCCAAAGAAAGUGCCUCAACUUUUUUUUAGCUUAAAAGAUUUUCAUCUUUUUUUGGAGUGUAAGACUGGGAGUACCUUAAGAGGGUACAGAAACUUUGGGAAACUAAUUUAUAGAGAUUGGCCCAUCCGAUGUAUGAAAGAGGCAAUUUGUGCCAAUGUUCCAAUUCAUUAAGAAUGGAGAGAACAGGAGGGACAUUCAAGUUAUACAGUAGGCCAAUAUUUCUUGGGAUUUUGAUCCCUAAAUAUUGAUUGCUAUUUCAAUGGGACACUCCUAAACAACUUAGGAGGUGAUCCCCUCCUGAGAUGUAGAGCACUGGAUUUCGACCAAUUAACUGUAUGUCCUGCCAAGGCAUGACAUUUGUCAAGGAGGGGUGGUAUGGAAGAGGCUGGCUCCAAGGUAUACAGGAGAAGGUCGUCAGCAAAAGCAGAGAUUUUCAUAGUGACAUCCCCCAGGGGAAUACCCCUGUAGCGACUCUAUGGCUAGGUUAAAUAGUAGUGGUAAUAUGGGGCAUCCCUGCCGUACCCCUCGUCCUAGUGUGAAAUAUGGAGAGUCUAGUCCAUUUGUCGUGAUGCAAGCAGUUGUGUUGUAAGUUUUUAACAAAGGUGUGUCCCAAGUAGCAUAGUUUUAGUAUGCUUAUCAAAUGCCUUCUCAAUAUCAAGGCUGAUAAGGGAAAGUCCACCCUCGCCCCUGUAAAGGCUGCCAACGCCCUUCGGACCCCUUGACCAUCUGUAUCCCCACCACAAACCCCAGUUGGUGACCCGUAAAGACCCUGGGAAAAAUUGAUUGAACUCUUAAGGCUAUGAUUUUAGUGAGAAUUUUAAGGUCCAAAUUGAGCAACGAUAUAGGGUAAUAGGACGCCAAAUCCUCCACAUCCCUAGCCGGCUUCGGUAGCAGCAUAGUGCAUGCCUAAUUAAGGGAAUCUAUCGAGAGUCCCUUCAGAUAGAUUUGGUCAAAAAGGGCCUUAAGGGAGGGACUAAUUUGGUGUUUUAGAGUUUUAUAAAAUUCGGCAGUAUAUCCAUCCCGGCCUGGAGCUUUACACGAUUUAAGGGACGCGAUGGCUAAAUGAAUUUGUUUUCCAAUGAUAGGGGAGCUAAGUAGUUCCCGGGAGUCCCCGUCUAAGUGAGCUAUGUUCAGAUUUGUUUAGGAAAGCCAUAUCAUGAUCAGUUGGGGCUAUCAAUAUUUUUUUGAAAAUAGUUGUGAAAAGCUUUGUUAAUUACUGCAUAAGCAGUAAGCCGGACUGCUUACGGCAAGUUAAUUGCUGUUAUUGGUUUGAACCUGGUUUUAGGAUUGACCAUAUGGGCCAACAACCUCCCAGACCUUCCUCCAUCUGAAAAAGUGCUGUCUAAUUUUAAUUGGGCAUAAUUAGUAAUGUUAGUUUUUAGAGUGGAUUUAGCAUCAAGGUAAGUUUGUUUGUUUACGUCAGAUGGAUUAGCCAAAUACCUCGUAUGAGAUUGUUUAAGCCCUUAAGGACACAUGACAUGUGUGACAUGUCAUGAUUCCCUUUUAUUCCAGAAGUUUGGUCCUUAAGGGGUUAAGGGCUGUUUCUAACACCGCAUAGUCUUCUGCCAUUUUUUCUUAGCAGAUGAAGUAUGGGAAAUUAUCUGUCCCCUCAUGGCUGCCUUGGAUGUCUCUCAGAGUAAUUUUGGCUCCUCCAUGUGUUCCAGAUUGUCAUCCAGAAAGUUUGCCCAGUGAGUCUGUAAGCGAGUAUGGAACGGUGGCUAACUCGUGAGAUAUAUUUUUAUUUUAUUUUAUUAAAAAAAUAAAAUAAAAAAAGUAGCUAGUAAAGCUAAAAAAACAAAAACAAACUGUAAUCUUGUCACUGAUAUCUCUUAGGAAAUCAACCCUUCAUAAAAAUUAAACUCUUAUAUUGAAUUUUAGUUUCUUUUGCAGAGGAAAAUGUAAAUUUCUUGCUUUGGGUACCUUUAGUGCUAAAGUAAACUUUGUUACCUUGAUGUGCAGUAAAUGAUGCAAGUGACCUAGAUAUCAAAUAGCAUCUAUCUGACUCUACAGUUAACGCAUAGGAUGUGUUUUUAUAGUAACUAUUUUUAUCACCUCACAGUUACUGUGCUGAUGGGGGACAUCCUGUUGCUGUAAAUGAGAAGCCAGCAGGGUCUCUUGGUAGGGAAUGUGCUGUGAAAUUGAAAAAAGCCACAUGUGUUUAAGUUCAAAAAUGCAACCAAAACUUUUACAAAUGGAUAGUGGAAGCAAACUGGUGACAAAUGCAACACCAACAUUCUAGGUCAUGUAUUCCAUUAAAAUCUGCAAUGGCCACCUUUGAAUGAGUGUGGUUUAUGCAGUAAUAUUGGGUUCUAUAACUGCAUCUUACAGAAAAAUCAGUAAAGCACGUCUAAAUGCUGUUCUUGAAAUUUACAGAUUUUGCAUGCUAUAAGUAGUGCUAUUUUUGCAAUAAAAAAAAAAUGAAAAUAAGUUAUUUGACAACUAAAUAAUAAUGUGCCAGGUAUACAAGCUGACAAAUAUUUGUAGCAAAUAAUUUUUUAUUUAUUGAUACCAUGAAAGUAUCUUAAAUACAUUUUGUCACUGUUCAAUUCUAUUUUUUUAUUUUUUUUUAUGUAAUAGACUACUGAUAUAUAUUAAUUUUGUAUGACAAUUUGCCAUGACUGGGUAAUCAAAUUUUGGGAGAUUCUUUGUACUAUAGAAACAGUCAUAACAUUCAACAGAAUUCACAAGUAAGUUAACUGUUAGAUUGCUUAUUGGUGUUAGUGGAAAUAAGAGGAACAAAUAGCUUUAAAGGAACACCCCAAUGUGAACAAUAUUCAGUUUUAAUGUUUGGACUGUUCCUUUAACCAUUUAGAUGACUUGCACCCCCAUCUCCUUCUUCUCCUCACCAAAAUAAGAAAUCACUUCCCUUGUCUCCAACAGUGAGUCCACAUUUGCUGCUGAUCCACUCCUUCACCUGGAGACUAUCAAUGAUGACAGUUUCUGUUCCUAUUCGGACCACUGCCAUGAAUGUGAUCAUCCAAUAGAGAGCUACUUUCUCUAACAAUCAUUCAAGCAGAGUGAAUCAGGAAGCCCUUCUGGCUUUCAGCUUAAUUGCCAGGGGUGGGUGUUCCUAAAUUAAUUCAGAAAAGUGCCAAUUUCUGUUUAAGUCAGCACUUCUAUGAAUGAGGUAAAGGGGGUGUGUGCUGUCUACCCCUAUAUCACUUAUGCAUGCUGUAGUGCCUUAGAGGUAAAAAAUGUCCCUUAAAAGUGAACUUGUCAUUUACAAUGAGAUUGGUGACAAGUUCACUUUGUAUAACGGAGUAUUGCAAAUAAAAACUACAGAAUAAAACUUUAUCCCAAGGUGUGAUAUUUAUCUUUGUCAUCUCUCUCCCAAUGCAAAGAGUUUUCCUCCUUGACAAAGGGCCUUUCAGCAAAGCAAGACUGUGUUUCAUAUCUAACUUGGCGGUUGAAGUGUUCUUCAGGUUGCCCCUAUCAGGAUUACUGUAUGAUCCAGCACAUAGAACUGUAUAGCAUGGAUGACAAAUAAGUAACGCAUUACCGGUCCUUAGAAUGGCCGGAUUUAACGUACAUAGAAUAGUCAAAAUACUAGCCAAGGUCAGGGAACACAGAAAGGGACGCAACGAUGAGGAAAGCCAGGAGUCAGGAUACCAGAAUACAGAGAAGUCAAUAAGCAAAAUCAAAAACCAGUAGAAAACUAUUAACAGGAACGCGCUCUCGGACAACCACAUGGGAAACCAUGACAGGGCACUGAGUGGAGGUCAGACUAGGUUUUUAUAUCCAUCCUCCCUUUCCCAUUGGUCAGCCCGGUAUUUUGGCUCCAAAAUGUGCGUGUGUGGUGCGUGCGUUUACGUGCGCGGUGUUAUUUCUGCCCGUGGAUGUGCAACGGCCGGUGCCAGACUGUAUGCUGAGACAGUCCGGCCGCUGAGCACCAGGUGAGGGAAAAGUGUCAGAUGUAUAUAUGACAGAGAUGACUCAAAGGCAGCAGCCUCAGAGAAACUCAAAGGUUCCUUCACAAGUACAGGCACAGAGGAGAUUGUGAUAUAUUCUUGUUUGCUCAUAAAGACAGUGGUACGUUCGAAAGUUUUACCCCUUAAGGACUAUGGCUUUUUUGAGAUGCAACGCAUUAGUGACAAAGGCCUUUUUGCCAUGCAUUCAUUCUACCAUCCUAUUUUAUGUUUAAGUGCCCAAAUACAAAUAUUAAAUUAUAAAUUGAUUUUCUCACCCCUCCUGGGUGUUUAUUCCUCAUUCUCGGGUCCUCUACAAGAGGCCUGGGAGUUUGAGGGUUCUGAGCAGUAUCUUAGCUGUUUCUAGAACUCCACUCUUCUGGACAGCGAUGUCCCACCUGGAAUCUGUUGAAGCCACUCCCCCAACUUGGGAGUCACAACCCAGAGUGCUCCUAUCACAACUGGGACUACUUCUGCCUUCACUUUCCUCAUCCUUUCUAGUUCAGUUCUUUCAGUCCUUGGUAUUUCUCCACCUUCUCAUGUUCAUUCUUCUUGGUUGGCCAGCACUUGCUUGUCUGUCUGGAUCUUGAAGUCCCACAGGAUCUUAGCCAUGUCAUUCUCAACUACAAUUUGUGGUAUCUCCCAUCUGGACUUAAGCGGGUCCAAUCCAUAUUCUGUGCAGAUGUUUCAGUACACAAUCCCAGCAACUUGGUUGUGUCUCUCCGUGUAUGCUGUUCCUGCUAACAUCUUGCAUCCGGCUACUAGGUGCUGGACUGUCUCAGAGGCCUCUUUGCACAGCCUGUACCUUGGGUCUUGCCUGGUGUGGUAGACUCCAGCUUCUAUUUAUCUGGUGCUCAGUGCCUGUUCUUAUGCUGCUAGGAUUAGUGCCUCUGUGCGGUCUUUCAGCCCUGCCUUUUCCAACCACUGGAAGGAUUUUGUUAUGUGAGCCACAUCCACUAUCUGCCGGUGGUACACCCAACGGAGAGGUUUGUUUUGCCAAGGAACCUCCUCUAUCUGUUGAAGUUUCAGACAUUCCCUUAGCACAAGCAAAAUAUAGGAGGUGAUCAGCGCUUAACCCAUUACUGACCAAAUUUUCUUACCGUUUGGGACCAGGGCUGUUUUUACAUUUCUGCUGUAUUUGUGUUUAGCUAUAAUUUUCCUCUUACUCAUUUACUGUACCCACACAUAUUAUAUACCGUUUUUCUUGCCAUUAAAAUGGUCUUUCUAAAGAUAACAUUAUUUUCAUCAUAUAAUUUACUAUUAAAAAGUUAUAAUUUAUGAUGAAACAAAAACAAACAAACUUUUUCAAAAUUUGAUCCCCAAAAUCUGUUGCGCAUCUACAACUGCCAAAAAACACCUGUGCUAAAUAGUUUCUAAAUCUUGUCCUGAGUUUAGAAUUACCCAAUGUUAACAUGUUCUUAGCUUUUUUUGGAAAGUUAUAGGGCUAUAAGUACAAGUAGCACUUUACUAUUUCCAAACCAUUUUUUUUUUCAAAAUUAACGCAAGUUACAUUGUAACACUGAUAUCUGAUAGGAAUUCUUGAAUAACACUUCACAUGUGUAUAAAAUAUAUAAAUAUAUAUAUAUAUAUAUAUAUAUAUAUAUUUUUUUUUUUAUUUUAUUUUUUUAAAGAAGACAACCUAAGGUAUUAAACUUGGGGUAUUUUGACUCUUUUCAUGCAACCAUUUUACCACCUAUCUAUGCCAAAUUUAAAAAAAAUUAAAAUAACUGGUGAUUUUUUUGAUACACGUAGCAAUUUAAGAAUACAUGUUCUGAUAACUUUAAGGGUUACUGCCAAAGAACACCCCAAUAUGUGUUCAGCAACAUCUCCUGAAUACAGUGAUACCACGUAUAGGUGUGUCGGGUUCUCUGGGGGCUAAAAGACCUUAUUUGUAGGGUGCGCCUUCCAGUUUUCCCAACUUGGAAUUUUCACAGCUGGUCAUCAUGCAUCAAUUUUUAUUUAUUUAUUUUUUUAAAGUAGACCACUCAGGGUAUUCAAUAUGGGGUAUAUCCCAUCUUUUUAGUAGCCACUUAGUCACAAACACUAGCCAAAGUUUGCAUUUAUAUUUGUUUGUGUGUUAAAAAUGCAAAAAAAACCAAUUAUGAACGCUAACUUUGGCAAGUUUUUAUGACUAAGUGGCUACUAAAAAAAAGACUGAAGAUACCCCAUUUGCAAUACCUUGGGUUGUCUUCUUUUGCAAAUGGUAUGCCAUCAUGGGGGUAACUCACAUUCCUGGGCUACCAUAUGCUCUCAAAGACAACAUAACCAAUCUGGCAAAUGUCAAUGUGAAAAAACGGCCCUAUAUUUGACCCUGUAACUUUCAAAAACACUAUAAAACCUGUACAUAAGGGGUACUGUUAUACUCGGGAGACUUCGCUGAACACAAAUAUUAGUGUUUCAAAACAGUAAAACGUAUUACAACAAUGAUAUCAUCAGUGAAAAUGCCAUUUGUUUGUGAAAAAUGCAAAAAAAGUCACUUUCACUGACAAUAUCAUCGCUGUGAUAUGUUUUACUGUUUUGAAACACUGAUAUUUGUGUUCAGCGAAGUCCACCGAUUAAAACAGUACCCCCCAUGUACAGGUUUUAGGGUGUCUUGGAAAGUUACAGGUUUAAAUAUAGUGCUAGCAAAUUAAAUACUCUAGCCUUUCGGCCUGGGUUGUCAGGCAGGUCCUCCAAACUGCAAUCAAUAAAAUUACUUAAUUAUGUAAAAAUAUUGCAUAAAUAUGCACAUAGAAUUUAAAUAUAUAUACAUAUAUUUAUAUAUUUGAAGUCUACGUGUAAAUUUGUUAAAAGAAAUACACUUAGUAUGACGUUAUAUACAAGAUAUAUAUAUAUAUCUCUCUAUCUAUCUCGGUUCAGGCAGUCCCUCUGCAGGAAACACUGUGGACACCUAUUGCAGCCAUGUGAUCGUUCUGGCUCAGCUCUAAUAAAGAGGCCUGGACGGAAUAAUCCCCGUCUAUGAAUAUAAGUCUUAUAUACAUAGACGGGGAUUAUUCCGUCCAGGCCUCCUUAUUAGAGCUGAGACAGCUCUAAAAUGUGAGUGUGCAAUUUGCCUAUAUAUACUCCCUCUAAUCCUACCAAUUGUACUGCACCAUUAUUUGUCUCUUGUUUUAUAUUCAUAGAUUUAUAGACUAGAAACUACAUCUGUACAGUAUGUAUAUCUAUAUUAAGCGCUGAUCAACGCCUGUAUUAUGCUUGUACGAUAUAUUUCACAAGGGUGAGGGAACUCUUUUGUUGGUGAAUUGCUGCUAGCUUUCGUUGAUAUUGAGCGCUAAUUCACAUGUGUUUUGUAUAUUUCCUUAGCAGUUCAUCUUUGGGAGCCAUCUUUGAGAUGUACUUGUGCAUGCUCUGUGUUUCAUCCAGGACUUUGGCCUCGACACUCAUCAGGCCUCGACCUCCUUCCUUCUGGAAGGUGUACAGUCUCUGGGUGCUGGAUUUCAGGUGGAAUCCUCCAUUCAUUGUGAGUAGUUUCCUGGUUUUGAAAACUGGGAAAUGCAUAAAUCCUUGACUGUUCAUGUGACUUGAGGACUGAGUUGGGAACCAUUGACAUAUGACCUAUUCUCCCUGUGUGCCUCAGAGGUUGUUGCGUUGUGGGCCUCUGCAAGGUUUUCAGAUCCACUGUAAAUAAUGCUGCGCUCUAGUAUAUGUACAUGGUGUCAAGGAGGUUCCUUAGGGAUGCCUCAUUUUAUUUUCCUCUAGCAGCAUAUUAAUUGCAUGCACAGCCGUCAUGGCAAUUUCUGGUGCUGUCCAACAUGAAUAAACACUGAAAACAAGGUACUUGGGCAACCCUACUUCCACUUCUAGACUCAACAUUUUUUUUGGAAAGAAUAAAUAACUCUGCAACAUUAGUUCAUGGUACUUAUAAUUUCAAUAUCAAAAUCGGAACAGACUAAGAGACUUUGUGGUGGAAAUUUUGACAGGUACACCUUAAAUGAUGGAAUAAAAUAUAUCAAAAUAAAACUGAUUUUCUCACCAUUCCUAGGUGGUAUAUUUUCCUCAUUCUCGGGGUCCUCUGACCCCCGAGAGUCUGAGUGUUUUGCGCAGUAUCUUAGCUUGUCCUAGAACUGCAUUCUUCUGGACAGCGAUCUCAGAUGUCCCACCUUAAAUCUUGGAAUCUGUUGAUGACAUAAUAUAUAUAAUGAACUGAUGUAUUCUAGUACAGUCAUGCAAUUCAUGCUAUCAACUAGACAUGUGAAAUUUGUUUCGUUCCGAAUGUCCGAAGUGCCAAAGUUCGGAAUGCCGAACCGAAUUUCCAAAGUGCUUCGGAUUUCUGAAAAAACAGGAGAGGGUUGGUGGGUAGGGGUUGAGGUAGGGUUAGUGGGAGUAGGGAUAGGGUAACCCUAACCCUAUGCUAACCCUACACUUACCCAAGUCUCAAAGUCCCGAAGUGUCGAAGUCUCAAAUUUUGGAAUGCCGAAGUGCUUCGGAUUUCUUAAAGGUGGCAAAACAGGAGAGGGUUUGGGUUAGGGAUUGGGGUAGUGUUAGUGGUUGAGGUAGGGUUAGGGUAAUCCUAACCCUAUUCCUAACCCUACCCUUCCCCUACCCAAGUUCCAAAUUUCGGAAUACCGAACCGAAUAUUUUUCACAUGCACAUCCCUACUAUCAACCCAAAACAGUGACGCGUGUUGCUUGAGGAAUAUCAAGAAACAGAGGACUGUGUGUAAAGAAUAAUUCAGGAGCAAUGAUCUAGAAGCCAAACAAUCAGCAGGAACAUUCCAUUGGUUUCUACAGCAAUUACUCAGAUUCUAGAACUUUGGCCCAUAAUUACUCUUUAUUCAUGGCUUGGCAUGGGUUAGUUAGAAGUCAUUGCAGUAAAAAGGAAAGGAAAAAGUCAAGGUCUUUAGAGGGACACUUUAAUGUUGGGGGUACUGCAGGAGAUAUGACUUAAGAAAACCAUAUACAUACCAGAAAAUUUAAUGUAUAAAAGAACAAAGGGGAAGAAAAUAGCUAAAUAAGGACAAAUCACCAUGGAAACAAAGGUCUCAAAAUGUAGCACUUUGCACUCAAAAUAGCACCUGUUUUAUCUUAACAGAUCUCCGCUAAUGUGUCCGAUUUAAAGGGACACUAUAGUCACCUGAACAACUUUAGCUUAAUGAGGCAAUUUUGGUGUAUAGAACAUGCCCCUGCAGCCUCACUGCUCAAUCCUCUGCCAUUUAGGAGUUAAAUUCCUUUGUUUAUGAACGCUAGUCACACCUCCCUGCAUGUGACUUGCACAGCCUUCCAUAAACACUUCCUGUAAAGAGAGCCCUAUUUAGGCUUUCUUUAUUGCAAGUUCUGUUUAAUUAAGAUUUUCUUAUCCCCUGCUAUGUUAAUAGCUUGCUAGACCCUGCAAGAGCCUCCUGUAUGUGAUUAAAGUUCAAUUUAGAGAUUGAGAUACAAUUAUUUAAGGUAAAUUGCAUCUGUUUGAAAGUGAAACCAGUUUUGGUUUUUGUCAUGCAGGCUCUGUCAAUCAUAGCCAGGGGAGGUGUGGCUAGGGCUGCAUAAACAGAAACAAAGUGAUUUAACUCCUAAAUGACAGUGAAUUGAGCAGUGAAAUUGCAGGGGAAUGAUCUAUACACUAAAACUGCUUUAUUUAGCUAAAGUAAUUUAGGUGACUAUAGUGUUCCUUUAAAUUAAACAGACUGAUUUCCAAACACAUUUAUCAUUUCACACAUUGCAGUGGGUGACAGCUGACAGGUGAGUACACACCCUUCACUGCUAUCUACACAGUCCAGGUCAGAACACGUCAACGGCCACGCCCACCGUGUGUCCAAGCGCCGCCAUCUUUACUCCGGGCACAGCGCCAUCUUGCCAGCUUAUUUACAGUUGAUGUCAUCCUUUCCCAAACCGCUCCGUAACCCUCCCUGCCUCCCUACCCACCAGCUGAACCCCCCGCCCGGCUGUCAGGCGAGAUAUCGCGAUACGUUACAGGAGCUGGUGGGAUUUGGCCUUGAGCGAGGUACAGCCCUUCUGGGGGUAAGUUUGUAAACACGGAGGCUCGGACACGGAGAGCUGGCACGAUGCCCAUGCACCCUCUGCCCACUGGUGCCCAGUAAUAUGGCGGACCGGGCAGACCUGUAACGUUUAAUGAGGUGUGGGAGGCCGGAGCUUCUCAUGGGCUGAAGGACCCUCAAGAACAGUAACCCUCAGUGCCCAGAUCUGUGUCAGGUAGGAUGGAAGGGAUGUCAUGGUCUCGCUCCUCUGUGUAUGUCUGGUACUGCAGGCUGCCUCCAGGCUGCCAUCAUGUCUCGUUACCAAGGCAGCAGCAUCCUCCUUCACACAGCCCCCUGUACCACAGCCCAAGGCAACUGAGCUGGUCACACCUCACCUACCCCAUCCUGUCAGAACCUCAAAUAAUCACACACCUCACCUACCCCAUCCUGUCAGAACCUCAAAUAAUCACACACCUCACCUACCCCAUCCUGUCAAACCCUCAAAUAAUCACACACCUCACCUACCCCAUCCUGUCAAACCCUCAAAUAAUCACACACCUCACCUACCCCAUCCUGUCAGAACCUCAAAUAAUCACACACACCUCACCUACCCCAUCCUGUCAGAACCACAAAUAAUCACACACCUCACCUACCCCAUCCUGUCAGAACCUCAAAUAAUCACACACCUCACCUACCCCAUCCUGUCAGAACCUCAAAUAAUCACACACACCUCACCUACCCCAUCCUGUCAGAACCACAAAUAAUCACACACCUCACCUACCCCAUCCUGUCAGAACCUCAAAUAAUCACACACCUCACCUACCCCAUCCUGUCAGAACCACAAAUAAUCACACACACCUCACCUACCCCAUCCUUCCAGAACCUCAAAUAAUCACACACACCUCACCUACCCCAUCCUGUCAGAACCUCAAAUAAUCACACACCUCACCUACCCCAUCCUGUCAGAACCACAAAUAAUCACACACCUCACCUACCCCAUCCUGUCAGAACCUCAAAUAAUCACACACACCUCACCUACCCCAUCCUGUCAGAACCACAAAUAAUCACACACCUCACCUACCCCAUCCUGUCAGAACCUCAAAUAAUCACACACCUCACCUACCCCAUCCUGUCAGAACCUCAAAUAAUCACACACACCUCACCUACCCCAUCCUGUCAGAACCACAAAUAAUCACACACCUCACCUACCCCAUCCUGUCAGAACCUCAAAUAAUCACACACCUCACCUACCCCAUCCUGUCAGAACCUCAAAUAAUCACACACACACACACACACACACACACACACCUCACCUACCCCAUCCUUCCAGAACCUCAAAUAAUCACACACACCUCAGCUACCCCAUCCUGUCAGAACCAUAAAUAAUCACACACACAUCACCUACCCCAUCUUGUCAGAACCUCAAAUAAUCACACACCUCACCUACCCCAUCCUUCCAGAACCACAAAUAAUCACACACCUCACCUACCCCAUCCUGUCAGAACCUCAAAUAAUCACACACCUCAGCUACCCCAUCCUGUCAGAACCAUAAAUAAUCACACACCUCACCUACCCCAUCCUGUCAGACCCUCAAAUAAUCACACACCUCACCUGCCCCAUCCUGUCAGACCCUCAAAUAAUCCACACACACACCUCACCUACCCGUCCUGUCAGAACCACAAAUAAGCACACACACCUCACCUACCCCAUCCUGUCAGAACCACAAAUAAUCACACACCUCACCUACCCCAUCCUGUCAGAACCUCAAAUAAUCACACACCUCACCUACCCCAUCCUGUCAAACCCUCAAAUAAUCACACACCUCACCUACCCCAUCCUGUCAGAACCACAAAUAAUCACACACACCUCACCUACCCCAUCCUGUCAGAACCUCAAAUAAUCACACACACACCUCACCUACCCCAUCCUGUCAGAACCUCAAAUAAUCACACCUCACCUACCCCAUCCUGUCAGAACCUCAAAUAAUCACACACCUCACCUACCCCAUCCUGUCAGAACCACAAAUAAUCACACACCUCACCUACCCCAUCCUGUCAGAACCUCAAAUAAUCACACACCUCACCUACCCCAUCCUUCCAGAACCACAAAUAAUCACACCUCACCUACCACUUUGUGUCUGAACCACAGCUAAUCACACCUAAUCUCCCCCUUCAUGUAAAAAACACUACAGCUAAUCACACCUAAUCUGUCAUUCUUGUCUGAACAAACCUCAUCUGCCCCUUUAUGUCAAAACCAUGGCAGGUCAAGCCUAAUCUGCCCCUUCAUGUCAAAACCAUGAUCGAUCAAACCUAAUCUGCCCCAUCAUAUCAAGAACAAGGCUGAUUGCACCUUAUCUGCCCCCUCAUACAGAUACCAAAGGUGAUCAUACCUACGAACCCUGAUUCCGUCAAGCCCUCCUCUCCUCACAACUAAAAUCAGAACUGAUCACACCUACAUUUCCACAAUCUGAAGACAACUGCUGAUGAUCAGAUUAAAUCCACCAGUCCUAUCUGGAGCACUGCAGAUCAUAAAUUUACCUACCCCCUUGCAAAAGACUAGGCGGAUCACAUCUAAUCUACACCAUCAUUUAAAGCACACAGGUCAUCAUGUGUAACCUCCCACCUACAUCUAAACUACUGCAGAUCACUAGAAUUCAGUAAUCACUAGCCUGUGUUACUCCUGAUCUAGGUUUUCAUGUUUUUUUUUUGUGGUUAAAUGCUCAUCCAGGCAUGGCAAUCCGAUUGGUAUGUUUAAAAAUGAAGUUUGUUUUGUAUCCUCUCUGUGCUUUCAGUACCAGAGGAAAACUACAAUACUCCAAAUCAAACCUUUAAAUAAUAGUGGGUUCCUUCGAGUGCCCUGAUAGGCAAUACAAUUACCUAACGUUUCAGUUGUCCUAAUUCUUGUAUUCUUUCCAUUUAACACUUCAGGCGCUGAAGGGACACACAGCACAUUUAAUUGGAUUGUAAUAAAAUAAGGAAAUUCCUUGGAGACCCUUAUUAUGCAAAUUGAUUUUUUUUUCCUCUUUGUCUCCUAGCAAUAAAGUUGUUCUAUAAUUAGUAGUCAUUAAUGCUUGUCUUGCAGCUGCCCCAAUCCAUUUAGAUUGUGUUGGAAUUGUAUAUAACAUUGACAUAUUCUCUUUGUCGUUCUACAUAAUUUUAUGUCUCCUUUUUAUGUGUUUAAAUAUUUGCAGUUGUCUCAAGUAAACACACCUGGCAUCGCUAUUUUCAUUUCUUUUGUUAACAUGUAAAGGAUGUUAUGACUCAUUCCUACUUCUUUAAGGCUUUUUUUUAUUUUUAUAAAAGUAAGCAUGACACCUUUGUGUUCAAUGAUUCUGUAAACCAGUCUUUUCAGACUUUUUUUCCCCAUGCAUUAGUAGCAAAAGAUUUUUCAAGCCAAGAAUGCUAAAUAUCACUCUUUUUAAAUCUGGAAUAUAAAUAUAUGCUUUCAAAAGGGCAAUCCAAGUAAGAAUUGUCUUCAAUAUUAAUGCAUGCAGUAUUGGCUAAUGCAUUUAAUAUAUGUAAAAACUAGGUAAUAAAACAAGAUAAAAAAUAAAAAAAAUACCAGUGUGAAAAAAUGAAGUUUCUGUAUAUGCAAGAAUUCCCCAGGAUUUCCAAGUGAAUACUACCCAGACCAGGAAGUAAUUGGCCAAUCAGGGCCCUUCAGUAAUUUUCUGUGGCAGGUGCUGUAGGUAUCCUAUAAAUGCCUGCAAAGGUUGGCUGUUUGAACAAGACUGGAGUUUGUGGGAGUUAUUGUUCAGUUAUCGGCUUUUACUGUUUAGCUGAAUUUCAUCUCCGAGAAUGAUGUUUGGUGUACACCCGAGUGACUGUUACAGCUUUGUUUUCGGAUACAUUGCAGAUUGGACGAGAUAUACAGAAAUGAUGGGCUUAUUGAACAAAACUAUUUACGUAGUUAAUAAAAUUGUGCUUGUAUUGCCCCUCUAACUAAACUAACUAAAGGGACACUCCAGGCACCCAGACCACUUCUGCCUAUUGGAGUGGUCUGGGUGCCAACUCCCAUCACUCUUAACUCUGCAAGUGUAAUCAUUUCAGUUUUUAUAAACUGCAAUCAUUUCCUUGCAUGGUUAAGUUCUCCUCUAGUGGCUGUCUAUCAGACAGCCACUAGAGGGACUUCCAUGUUCUUAGAACACGAAAAGUGUUUUAAUUGACGCUGGACGUCCUCUCGUUAUGCAUGAGGACCUCCAGAGUUGCCGAAAUCCCCAUAGGAAAGCAUUGAAUAAUGUUUUCCUAUGGGGAGGUCCAAUGUGUGCGCGGCAGGUCUCCCACGUCGGCGGGAGAGGACCAUUGGCGGAGUCUGACCCAGCGCCGAGGGGCAUCGACGCUGGAUUCAGGUACGUCACUAAAGGUUUUUUUUACCCCUUCAGCAACAUGGGAUGGGGGCACUGCAGAGUCCAUUUAAGGCCAGGGGGUAAAAACAAUAUAUAAACUUUUUAAUAAUAAAUGUAGUAUCUGUCAGGAUGGGUGCUAUACCAGUGUCUUUUUGCACAAAUUGUGCCUUGUGGGUCAGCUCUGGUUACUGUCUGUGCUCUACACGGGACCUGUGAUAUCUUGUAGUGCAGUAAAGUAGCAAGAAGGAUGGAUGAGGGAUGGUGGGCAAGAGGAGGCCUGGCUGACAUGCUAAAUGCUAUUUUUUUUUUUUUGCAGUGCAUAUAAACAUUACAAGCUGGCCUGGAGUACCCCGAAAGCAGUCCUCAGGCUUUUUUUCCUCGCUAAACAUGCGGGACCCAUGAGUUACAAGCACAAUUUUAUAGUAUAAUGGUGUAAUAUAGGCAAGCGUAGUUAGUUAUAGCAUUGUUUAAGUUAUCCAGAUAAGUUUAUCUUCUAGCAGUCAGAUCAUAAGCUGGCGUAAGGGAUCUAACCAAAGACGUAUGCAUUUAGUUUCGUAAUUUGCCUAACUUGCUAGACAUUAAGACGUUUACAAUAUCAAUUCUAAGGCUAUACUCUCUUAACGGCAGUAUUGUUUAUGCUGAAGACUUAGGUAUACGCAUUCUUUGAGACAAGUAUAUAUGUGUACUUCACAAGCCGAACAAGCGUCGGCUCUGCCAGGCUGCGUGUGAGAGGCGACCAAAACCGCCUAGGCGGUUUAGUUGCGUGUAUGCCUCAAGCUAUGCAGUAGUAAAAAGGAAAUAAAAUAAGCGUGAGAGUGUUAUUGGGUAAGCAAAAUAAGUCACUGUGGUCUGGGGUCAGCCCGGGUGUCGGACAGUCCAUCAAGCCGCACAGUCUCUUUUGUGGGGUAGUUCAGGGCCAUGGUAAAGGGUAGUCCCAUUGCCCCGGGUAUAUGGGGUCUCAGGAAGAGUCCUCUUCAGCCAAUACCUUUCCUCCAGUGACUGUCGGGGCCCAUGCGCAGGACUCUGCGUUCCGCUGCCGUGCCGGUGUGCGAGAAGGUUUCCCCCAGGCAGGUGUGCAGGCUUUCAUUCCUUGGCCACAAACUCUGUCAACUCUAGGGCCCGAGUUUUCUCCUCUUGCGGGAGUGGUGGAGGGUCUUGGGAUCUUCCGACACUUGCGUCUUGUUUGCCUCCGUGUGUGUGGGCGAUGCGUCCAGGUUAUCCGCCCCGUGGCCUGCAGCCCGGGUGGGCCAGGUAGAGUCGUGGUUGCUUUGUGCCCAGGGUUUUGCCCCUCACCCCCUGCCAGCUGUGGUUCUGUUUAUCUUCCUCUUUAGGUUUAGGGCCGUCGGUUCAUUGACUGUCGCUUCUCAAGUUUGUCCCAGAAAUGGGUUAAGAGUGCCUCUAGUCUUUGCGAAAGGUUAGACUGUUGCAGUGUCGACAGCUUGGUCUGCUGGUGCGUCAAGCAGUCCGCCGUCAUCUUGGCUGUUCAUCUUGGAUGUGCCUUGUGCUGGCUUCCCCACCUCUGGCUCAGGCUUGUGGUGAGGCCUUGUCAGGCCGCCCCUGACGUCCAGUGAGGACUGGGAUAUCCCCCGCCUCUCCAUGGGGGGGCUGGGUAGGGUACAAGCAUGCCGAGGGUGCUAUGUGUGUCUUUGCUGUCGGGGAGAGCGGCCGUGCUGGCUCGUGUAGGCCCCAGUGGCUUUUAAGGGUUCCUGGGGUGUGUGCGUCUCGCGUUUGGGGUCAAUAGCUGUCCCCGGGGUUACCCUGCUUGCCUGUCUGCAGGUGUCCACUCCAGUUUUCGGGGUGUUUACCCCGGAUUUGGUCACUUUGGUCGGGAGCUGUUUCCCGGUGCGUGUGUCCCGCUCGGCAGUCAGGCUCCGCCCCCCUGCUUUAUUGUUUUUAUUAUAUAUGUAUAGUUUGUAUUUUAUAAUCUAAAUAUUAAAUAUAUGUUGGUGCUGAAGUGCACUUAGAAGGUAUUGUUUGUACUUCUCUCCACUCCUUCUCUACCUGACCCCUGGUGGAAUACAAGUAAAGGUGUUCACCAGUAAAGUAAUAAUUUUGUCCUUCUCUACCCCUUUAAAGGGACACUCCAGGCACCCAGACCACUUCUGCCCAUUGGAGUGGUCUGGGUAUCAACUCCCACUACCCUUAACCCUGCAAGUGUAAUUAUUGCAGUUUUUUUUAUACUACUAGACAGCCAAUAGAGGGCACUUCCUGGUCCAUAGCACAGAAAACCUGUGCUAGAGCGUCGCUGGACGUCCUCACGCUGUGUGAGGACCUCCAGCGUCGCUCAAUUCCCCAUAGGAAAGCAUUGAAAAGCAUUUUCAAUGCUUUCCUAUGGAGAGCUCUAGUGCGCAUGCGCAGCAUUGCCACACAUGCGCAUUAGGUCUCCGCGGCUUGCGGGCGGGAUCAGUCUCGCCCACCGGCCGACGUUAUGAAGAGGAGGAGCGGCGGCGACCAAACAUCGGCGGAGUCUCAGGUAAGUGACUGAAGGGGUUUUCACCCCUUCAGCAACCGGGGAUUGCGAGGUGGGAGGGAGAGGGGACCUGCAGUGCCAGGAAAAAGGAUUGUUUUUCUGGCACUGGAGAGUCUCUUUAAGACCUGCUCUCAGCCAUUUUUGUCCAUCACUUCAAACCAGCCCUAUUUUAAAUGGCAGAUUGAAAUUUAACAUGAGUGGAUGAACUUUCAAAUAGAGUAUGGGUAUGUAUGGCCUUAAAUUAGAUUACUGGGAAGUUAUACUAGUGUAGAUAUACAGAUAUCUGAAGGGUCAUUGUAAACCCCAAAACCACAUCCGCUUGCUGCAAGGACCCAGUCAACAAUGUCUUCCAUUUCAAAGUUCAAAUAAUCUGAAACUGGCUUUCUUUGAUUUGGAGUGCGUAUCUCCACCCCUGGCUGUCAAUCAGAUAUCUUUACUUUUUAUCUUUUCUGGUUAGCAAGAUUAAAGGAACACUUAACUCACAUCCUUUAUGUGUCUAGAGACUGUUAUAUUUGUGAUAGUGCAUAAGGGUACCAAUUUAAUUGGCUCACAGAGCUAAGUAAGUGACUGGUGUGCUGGGUCGUCUUAAUGCAAAGCCUUUGAUGGGGUAUUCACAAUUGUUAAUAUAUUUUAUUUAUUUAAACAUACCUCAAAGAAAGCAUGUCUCAUUUCAUGGGGGGUAUAUCUAUUUUUAAAUUGUAAAAAAAAAAAUUAAUGGAGUGUUCCUUUUUAAUUUUGUUCAACUUUUUCACAAUUACAUGCAUGUAUAGUUGGCUUGACAAGUAAUUGAACACAGGUGAGUAGUUGCUAUCCGUUUUAAAGAGACUUUCCACUUCUACUCUUUGGGUUUAAUUACUUAUUGUUCCUGGACACGAGUUUAUGGGAUAAAAACAGACAUUCCCCACCCCCAGACCAAAAUCCGAUGCACCUGAUUGUAUUGUCUCUUCCUGUUGAUGGAGAGUUUGUCUGUAUCUGAAGGCAGCCUCUCUAAACUGUGCCACUACAAGAAACUUUUAUGAAGAUGAUUUUUUCCUGAAUUUCAGCGCCGCUCUGUGGGUGUUCCUUUGUCACCUCCUGGAUGUCCUCUGCUACACCAGAACUACUAUAGAUUAAUGUACUGGUACUGCUUCCUACAGCCUAUCACUGGAGGCAGAGAUAAGGCAGAGUUUACAUUAAAUAUAGUCCUAAAUCACUCUGCCUAGUAACACCUCUAGUGGCAGUCAUUCAAAGGAUUACUAGAGGUGUUUCCUAGGCUAAUGCUGCACAGCGUACAGCACUGGUGUUCAUUGUCUCCAUGUAGAGUGAUUCAAUGCAUCUCUUUGAGGAGAUGUUGACUGGUGCAGUGAGCCAAAGCCUUCCAAUGAUUUCCUAUGGGAGAGUAUUGGAUUGGCUGAGAUCUUAAAUAUUGAUGAUCUCCAUCAUGGAGGCAGAACAAGCCACAGUAAGACUGGCGCGGCAUUGGAGAAAGGGUAAGUAAAAUCACUCUUUUACUGAGAGCGGAGGGGAGCCGUUCACCUAAUUAGCCAAUUUAGGACUGUAGUGUCCGGAGUAAAUGUUUGUAUAUUGUACACUUGUGUUCCUUUAACAGAAAACUUCCAGUUCCUUAAGGUUUCUGGAGUCCACACAAACGAAUUUUAGUGAUAAAUGUAAUAUUUUUUUCAACAUUCUGGUGUUACAUGAACAAAGGUGGAAAUCGUGGAGAAAUUCCGGGGGGUGGACUGAGACUGUAGCUACUGUGCCACAAACUUUUUUUGAGAGGCUUGAAGGCCAGCUUCCUGCCCACAAACUAUGGGCCUGAUCCCAAGAACCCACAAAAGGGGCUCUUUUAUUGUGAAGAGGGAUAUGGGGGCUCUGAACACUUACUGUGCUUCCAGCCGAAGACCUCUGGACUCAUUUUUAAAUCUUGAGUGCCUGACCAGGAGAUACUCUGGAACUAUUCUUUGGAUGGGACUAUGCCAAGACCCAAUAAAUCUUUUAGCAGGUAUCGCUCAGCUCGGACCUCCAAAUAGUGUUUUCAGGCAAGGACGGGGAGGCAUCAUAUGUUACCUGGGGCUUGAGAGCUCUCCCUUCACUAGAGGUUCGAGAACAUAUUUUGUGGGAUCAGAACUAAGCCGCGAAAGCACAGGACUUCUCGCUAGAUUGGAGAAUAGACUCAACCCUCCAAAGCGUUAACACGCUGUAACUUGGGCUCGGAUUCUCCGACCGGGAACUCUACAGAAGAGACAGUCUCCGAGACCCCAGUCAAGUUUCGGCACCUGGGUCCCAUGGUAGUAGCAAGUAACCUGACCUGGUGGAGGUUCUUGGUCUGAGUACCAGAGCUCUCUCUUUUAGGGACCUCCAUGGGAUGAGUUGACUAAACCAGGGCUCGACACAUCCCAGGUCGCUGUGGCAACUAGGGAUUUUCUCCUUGCGCCUGGGCUCCCAGCUUUCAAGCAAAUUUGUAAAGCCCUUCACUAAACCUCAAAUUGUUGUGAAUUGAAAAAUUAGUUAUAAAACUUUUAAAGUGUUGCUUUAAACAAAACAAAAAAAUCCCCAACUUGAACAGGUCACAAGAUAACAUAAAUUUAGCAAUUUGGUUUUCCGUUCAUUACAAUUUGGGAUUUACUGAAUGUAUCCCACUGUGUUUGCCCAUUUGUAUAAGUGCAGUAAAUGCAUGAGCUAUAUAUAAUUUCAUAGAAUCCUCUUUUCAGCCAGCCAAGGCUAAAAGAAAUUGAACCUUUUAGAUUAAGAAUGGUUCCAUGUCUCCCAAAAAAAUUAUCUGUUUAAUAUGUCAUUAACUAUGUUAUCAAAAGCGUGUUUACAUGAAUUUCCAUAUUCCUGGUCCUUGUUUUGUUAGGUAUGUAUUUGCAUGUCUUGACUUGGUAAGCUUGCGAUUUCUGCCUUGGCAGUUCACAAAAGCUUUUCCCUCUCCUAAAUAUUUAUUUAUUUAUUUUUUAAAUAUCACUAAAUAGAGAUUAGAAUACUACAUGAGUUAGGCUAUUUUGGCCUACAUUUUGCAGUGAGGGCACAGUUUAACAUCCUGUUAUGUUUAAUGAAAGAACGGGGUUUGAUGAAGUGUGCAUAAACUCUAGGAGCCAGAAAGGGAUGUAUAUGAUCUACAAGAAAAGGUUUGUGUAGAAAUUAAGUUUUUAUAUUUUCAUGGGUCAUAGCGCUCGGUAAUUAGAUUUGUCUAUCCCGAGGCUAAGGCAUUUGUCUCUAUAUCAGUGACUAAUUUCUACAUCAAUUAGCCUUUUUUUUUUUUGGAAGUGGUAUAUCUUAUUGUGCGUAUACGCUCCAAAUCGGUCUUGGGUUUUCUAUUCUUGUAUUUAAACAUAUAAAUCAUCUCUUAAAGUCACCAAAACAACUACAACUUAUUGUAUUUCUCCUGUUGAGUAUAAUCCAUACAUUCAGGCCUUUUGCAGUAAACACUCUCUCUUUUCAGAGAAAAUGCAGUGUUUACAUUACAGCUUAGGGAUACCUCCUGUGGCCAUUCCUCAGUGUCUCCACCCUCUGCAUAGAGAUACUUAACUUUCCUCAUAAAGAAGCAUUGAAUUAAUACAUUUCUAUGAGGAGAUGCUGAUUGGCCACGGUUGUGUUUGGCUUGUCCUGGCCCCUGAUCUGCCUCCUUGUCAAGGUCAGCCAAACUAAUGCUUUCCUAUGUGAAAGUACUGUGAUUGGCUCAGAACACCACUUCUGAUGUCUGCCAACAGGGCUGGUGCAAGGAUUUUUGACUAAACAGGCGAAGAUGCAUUUUGCUGCACCCACCCACCAAAUAAAAAUGUAUCUUCACCUGUGUGUCUUGUAACCCCCCUUUUGACUCUUAUCCCCUUUAGUGUUUUAUAUCCCCUUUUUUAAUGUCUUGCCCCCCUUUUCCUACUUGUGUGUCCCUCUUUGCGUUAUUUUUAUCCCUCGUGUGUCUUACAACCCCCGCCCCAUUGUAUAUCUUUUACUUCCGUCUCUUUCUUCCUCCCCAGCCCUUUUGUGUGUAUUUCAUCCCCCUGCUCCUUUCGGUCUCUUUCUGUUUCCCCCAGCUCCUUUUGUGUGGCUUUUUCUCACCCCAUCCCCUGUGUGUUUGUCCCCCCUCAACCCCUCUGUAUGUCUGUGCCGCACCCAGCGCUCCUGUGCUUUUUUAAUAUCUCCCCUGUACCUUUUAUUGUCCCCCUUGCCUCCUGUACCUUUUUAUAUUUACGCCCCCCUCCCCUCUUGUACCUCUUUUUUAUUGUUAUCCCCUAUAUCCUUUAAUGUCCUGGUCUGACAGGAAGCAGCUUGUUGCAUUUCCUGUCACAUUCGGUUAGUAGCAUUCCGCCUACUCGGCCAUGCUACACACAGUGACCGGCAGGAGGGGAGCGAUUUGAAGGGCGCUCUCCUCCUAACGGUCACCCGUAGAUCGUGCACCCUAAGGUGGCAGUUUUGUGGUAUCGCUGGCCCUGUCUGCCAAGCAGGCAGAUCUGGGCAGAGCCAGUAGCAGCAGCAGACAUGGAAUAAAGGUAUAAUUUAUUUAUUGGGGGCAAGAGGAUGGGGGACUAGAUGGUAGUUUUAACACUAUAGGGUCAGGAAUACAUGUUAAUGUUCCUUUAAUUGGUGUGUGUGUGUGUUUUGUUAGCCCCUCCGCACCCCUUUGGUAAGGAACAGUUCUGCACUGUAAUCCCUACACUUGACCCACUGCGUUGGUUGUGGUGCAGGAGUACCCUGGCUCCAUCCCAUGUAAGUAUUCAAACUGCUGGAGGUGCAGACCAUAUGGUCCCUGCCAGAGGGGGCCCUUUUAGUGGCUGCAUGCUGCAGGCAAAAGGGAGGGAAACUGCCAACAAUAUGGAUUACAGACCCCUACAUAAAAGUGCCAUUUAGAAAAGUUAGUGAGCUCGACCUGUGAUUGUUUUAGAAGUUGGCAAUGAUUGUAUGUAGCAUGUAAGAAUAACAGAUCUUUUGAUACUUUCAUUCAUUUUCACAUUUAUUUAUUUUUUUUCUUCCAAUUUUUAAAUGAGAGAAUAUUACUUUUUGAUAUAUAUCCUCUUCUUUUGAUCAUUUUGAUGGUAUCUGGACUUGACAAUGCCAGCUUUGUAAAUGAUGUAGUAAUGUAGGUGGGGAAAAAGUCCAGCCUUUUAAACACCUCUGUUUUUGCUGUACCGAAGACAUGCUUAUUCUGCCAUAAUAGGAUUUCACUUAUUGGCUUUGUAUUGGGCUGUCACAUCCAGGUUGCCAUAAGGCAGGCCUGUGUAUUGUCUUGUCUUCUUGGGCUGUCAGAUCCUGGGUGACAACAUUCGUGAGCAAACUUCUCUAAAGCUGAUGUUUCCCAAAUUUGUGUACAUUUAUGGUCCUGAGCAAGAUUUACUGAGUUGGUGCUUGAGUACAUGUGUUUAAGUGGGCAUAACCUAACCCAUCAAGUCAGGGGCAGAGUCAAAUUCAUGGGAUAAAGUACUGUAUCACCGUAUGGGGAGCUGUUAUGACACUUGCCAGAACCCUUAAAGGGGCCCUAUAAUCACCAAAACAACUACAGCUUAUUGUAGUUGUUCUGGUGUCUACAUCCUGUCCCUGCAGGCUUUUUGUUGUAAACACUGCCUUUUUCUGAGAAAAAGCUGUAUUCACAUUACAACCUAGAAACACCUCCAGUGAUCACUCCUCAGCCACUAGAGGUGCUUCCUGUGUCAGUUCUGCAGUGUUCUGUAAUCAUUGAAUGCAAAGAUUCUCUAUGGCAAACCGGGAUGGCCCUGCAUGUGUGGGUAUAAUCACUACCGCACACCAGUUAUGGUGCCACGAGUACCCUGGCUUUCUUUAUGGGUGUGCGUGAAAGUUUGUUUGAAACUUAACUGGAUCUCCUGGGCGCCUGCUGUCCCUUUCCUCUUCAGAUAUUGUAAAAGCAGGAACUUCUGAUUUAGCAUUGGUGAUAUCAAUUACGCCCCUUCAGAAAUGAAUGGUUGAAACUGUGAAUAAGCACUAAAAGUGACCUUGUCCUCUACACAUUUUGGAGAGGACCAGUUAAGUUACAUAAUUUUAAUUCCUCUCAAAUCUUUGAAUGCAGGAAAUGUAUGUGUUUUUAUUUAUUUAUUGGGACUUCAUCUAUAGCUUCCGAGCACCAAAAUAACUUCUAACAUCUGUGGUUGUGUUACUUGAAGCAUCCCAUUAAAUGAUGAACUCAGCUGCCACAAUUAUAGUAAAUUCGGCGAUUAGACAUUACAAAUUAACACAAAUUAGCAGAUUCAACAGAACUAGAUUGGAAGAUUCCUGAUUACACGGUAGGCACAGGAUAAUUGCAGCGUGUAGAGAGGUUGAUCUUUAACUUGAUACAAUUUAAUUGUUAUUAUUAACGUUUUAUUUAUAUAGUAAAACCAUUUUAUUUUGUACUUGGACCACUAAAAAAAAAAAUAUUCUAAAACUCUAUUUGACAAACUGAUGGAAAACUAUAUACAUAAUGAUCAGUGGGUGCAGCCUUCGGUGCCCAUCCAUAUGUCUAUACCCCACAAUUCCCAGGAUGCUCAAGUGUCAUUUAUGGUGAAGUACAUUCUCUGCUCUAGAAAAUAUUGACAUCUCACCGACCACUCUUCUGGAUAUCUGAUAUAACUUGUAAAAUUGUUUUAUUCUUUGAUGCCUACACAUUUUUCUUAUAUUUUUAGGUGAAUACAAGAACCUGUGGAAUAUGAGUGAUGACAAACCAUUUGUAUGCACUGCCCCUGGAUGUGGCCAGGUAAUAUUAAACUUUGUGACACAUCUCAAACCUGUAUUAUUAUUGUAUAUUAUAAUGAUAAACUCUACUAAUCAUUUGCUAGUAGAAAUAAAGUGGGGUGGGAGGGGAGACAUCACAUCAGAUUUUGCUCCUGUAAAUGAGAAGUACAAGCAGUAUAAGAUUUACAUUUCAAGACACCAGAGCAAUAUUGUAUCUGUUUACUCCAAUUUUGAUUCUUGGCAUAUACGUGCUCAUGAGUAACAUGACACACUCUUUUCAAGUGACACCAAGCCAUCUGCACAUCUAGCCAAACUGGUAACAAAUGAACAGCAUAAAAGUUAUUUCGGUAUGAGUUAUUUUGACAAUCUUUUCCCACUGUGUGCUGUUGAUAUAAAAACUCUAAACUUUGAGGCCUAGAGGGGCUGCUGCACAGCCUCCCCAUCUCCAGGUGACUUAGUGUCAUUGCUAUGCAACCAGUGGUGCAUGCUGGGGAAUUGUGAGAUGAUGCAUGCAUCAGUUAGUCUAUCAAGCAGCCACUUGAUGUGGCUCCAUGUUUUAAUGAAGAAGAAUCCAUUUGCAAGUAACUAUUUUAAUUUUACUAAGUAACUAUUUUAAUGCAAUGCAUUUUUGGCAUCAGAAAAUAGAUUGUACUUGUUAUCUGUACAUUUUUUUUUUGCAUGCCAGAUUCAGUUGUAAAGGACACUCUGGCAUAGAACCUUCCUUUUUAUAGAUAUUGUAUUAUAAUACUUAUUUAUGAAUGUUAUUAAUAAUAAAAUAAAUUUUGAGUCUUAAUUUUAUUGGCUGUAGAUCUUUCUCUAGGGACUAGGAUGUGGCUGAAAAUUUCCAGCCAGUCUAGCUCUCACACAUGUUCAGGCGCACACCCACAAGUGUGGGGGGUUUAUUAUAGCUAUAGAUAUAAUUAAUAAUGUGUAGGAUGACCGGGUCAAGGAUGCAUCCUGUUCUGUAACCAGGGACAAAUACACCAAAAAGUAAUUUAGACAAUAAAUUCCUAAAUAACCAAGAUUUUUUGCUUAUACACUUCACAUUUUUGUUAUGUUGCUGGGGUUUCUAAUUUUAUUUUUUUAUUAUUAUUAUUUAUUUUUUUUUAAUAGCGUUUUACCAAUGAAGAUCAUCUGGCCGUACAUAAGCAUAAACAUGAGAUGACACUUAAGUUUGGACCAGCUCGAAAUGACAGCGUUAUUGUUGCAGGUACAGGAGAGCACCAUGUGGAUGAAUAAUUUUAAGCAAACCUGGCCGGAUGAGAGAUCUGCUCACAGAUCUGUUUUGGGAAAUGGUCUCUGCUCAUCCUCUAUUCUUGGAUCCAUUACUCUAAUUUAUGUCCAGAACAUACUAGCAGAAUGCUUGGUUGUAUACGGAGAGGUAUUAGGAGUAGAAAGAGGGAAGUGCUCAUGCCAUUGUACAGAACACUGGUGAGACCUCACAUGGAGUAUUGUACACAGUACUGGAGACCAUAUCUCAAGAAGAAUAUUGAUACUGUAGAGAGUUCAGAGAAGGGCUACUAAACUGGAUGGAUUGCAGGGUAAAAAUAACAAGGAAAGGUUAAAGGAUCUUAACAUGAAAGCUUGGAGGAAAGACGAGACAGUGGGGAUAUGAUAGAAACAUUUAAAUACAUAAAGGGAAUCCACACAAUAAAUGAGUAGAGUAUAUUUAAAAUGAUAAAAACUACUACAGCACUAGAAUAUAGUCUUAAAUUUGAGGGGCGAAGGUUUAAAAAGUAUUACUUUACUGAGAAUAACCCUACAGCUGAAGUGGUAGAAGUUAACACGGUGAAGGAGUUUAGGCAAUAGUGGGAUAGCUAUAUAAGGUUAUGGAGUUUAGGAAAUAGUGGGAUAGCUAUAAGGUUAAUAUAUAUUGUGUGUAUGAAUUUAGAAAACUGGGCCGACUAUCUACAGUCACAUUCUAUCUAGAUUAUUUUAGAUGGUAGACACACACAAAGGACAUUAUUCACUGCUGAAUUGUAUCGGAUGGAAAACUGAACUCCAAAAUUCAUGCAAAAAGCUUUGAUCCUAUAUUAUAAACCUCUAAACAAGGAUUUCCAUCUGUGUCACCAAAGCCCAACAGCAGUAAAAGAUUUGGUCAGUUCCCAAUUGUUACCUUUUGGAUACUGACAAAACCUGGGAAGUUGGUGUUCUUUGAGGAUUGGUUUUGGAACCAUAACUCUAAUGUAAUGACGUUUUUAACACUGGAUCUAAAUCUAGGAGAGAAUAUUCAGAUACACAGAAACCUCCAAUGACCAGAGGUUCUGUGGACAGAAAUUUUUUGUGACACUGGUCAGCCAUCAAUUACGCAGUGUAGACCCCCAAACUCCAGGAUUGUUUAAAUUGUGUCAGUAGCCUUUUAAAUGUUGAAAUUAGAAUGGCUUUCUGUAGUGAAUGUUUGUUUUUUCCUGAUUACAUAAACUAAAACUAUACAUAGCCAUCCAUGCUACGAUUCUGGAACUUGAGUAAUUCUUCACACAUUUCUUAUUGUCAUUGUUAUGGCUUUUUGAAUUGUACCAGUUCUUUAGUUUAAAGGGACACUAGAGUCACCUGAACAACUUUAGCUUAAUGAAGCAGUUUUGGUGUAUAGAACAUGCCCCUGCAGCCUCACUGCUCAAUCCUCUGCCAUUUAGGAGUUAAAUCCCUUUGUUUAUGAACCCUAGUCACACCUCCCUGCAUGUGACUUGCACAGCCUUCCAUAAACACUUCCUGUAAAGAGAGCCCUAUUUAGGCUUUCUUUAUUGCAAGUUCUGUUUAAUUAAGAUUUUCUUAUCCCCUGCUAUGUUAAUAGCUUGCUAGACCCUGCAAGAGCCUCCUGUAUGUGAUUAAAGUUCAAUUUAGAGAUUGAGAUACAAUUAUUUAAGGUAAAUUACAUCUGUUUGAAAGUGAAACCAGUUUUUGUUUCAUGCAGGCUCUGUCAAUCAUAGCCAGGGGAGGUGUGGCUAGGGCUGCAUAAACAGAAACAAAGUGAUUUAACUCCUAAAUGACAGUGAAUUGAGCAGUGAAAUUGCAGGGGAAUGAUCUAUACACUAAAACUGCUUUAUUUAGCUAAAGUAAUUUAGGUGACUAUAGUGUUCCUUUAAUAUGUGGAAUAUAUGUUUUUAACAUAUGAUUACAAUCUUAUGUGUUCCCUACUCUCAUACACGUAGACUUGCAAAUUUGCUUAUUUUUAUUUAUUUAUAUUUCUUUUACUCUUAAGAUCAAACACCAACACCAACUCGAUUUCUGAAAAACUGCGAAGAAGUCGGUCUAUUUAACGAGCUUGCAAGUCCAUUUGAAAAUGACUUCAAGAAGGCCUCAGAUGAUGACAUUAAGAAGGUAUAAUGGACAGUGGGAUAUAUGGGAUUCUUUUUUAAUGCAAUGUAUUUAUUUGAACACUCAAGGCAUUUUUUUUUAAAGUGGGGACCUCUCUAGAGUUUUAUUUGGUAAACCAGGAACUGUGAAGAAUUGUAAAGGAAAAGCAAACUUAAAGGGGACCUGCCACUUCCCAGAAUUACUACUACUAUUCUGUUUACUGGGUUUUUUUUUUUUACAAGGUAUGAAAAUUUAAAAAUUUAAAAUGGAUGUAAACAUCCACAGCUCUUUAUUUUGGAAAGCUACGUCUCCAUCGUGGUUCCCUGUCAAUCAUUAUCAUAAACUCCUGUUUGCACCUGGGAUUCAGAAUAGAGAAAGCUUUUAUAUAGAAAAGAAGACAAACAAGUUUGCAAUAUUUGUCCUGAUUCAACUAGAUUGUGAGGUAAUUGCUAAAUCUUGUAUAUAAAUAUAAACGAAAACUUUGCAUCUCAUGAUAAAAUGAUUGUUACAACAAGUGCUAUUUUUUUUUAUAUAUAUUUUAUAAAUAGGAGACAGACGUAGGUUGUAGAGUUAUUCCAAUCUGGCUUUUAUGACUUAAAAAUUUAAAUUGUCUUUUUUUAAUUCUCAACAACUCCCCAUUUUGUGUAGCAAACAAACCGUUCUAAAAAAAAAAAAGCUAAUACAAUGUCAAUACCACAUUUGUUUUUUUACUUUUACUCGUGUAUGCCAAAUUUGAAGUAAUAUUUUUAUUGGAGCUUGAAGCGCACAUGUAAUCUUAAAUUGGUGAGAUAUGGAGGAGUCUUCAUAGCAUGUAUAAUAGAAGAUGCUGCCAGAUUAAACUGUUUAUUGGGAGCAUUGAUGUUCACACUAGAAUACAGGGAAUCUUAUUUGGGGGUUUAAGAAGCUCUAAUCUAAGCACUCUAGCUAGAGAAGCAGGUGGGGACCUUAAUUUUUCCAACUGUAGGAGAGAUGCAUCAAUAAAUCAACAUUCAGUUGCUAGUAAUAUAUAAAACAUUAUUUUUUUUAUUUUUUUUAUCAGAUGCCCUUGGAUCUAUCGCCUCUUGCAACACCUGUUAUAAGAAAUAAAAUUGAAGAACCAGCAGUAGUUGAAACAACUCACCAAGACAGCCCAUUACCUCAUCCGGAGUCUACUACAAGUGAUGAAAAGGCAAGAGUCAUUUUUUUUUUUAUUUUUUUUUUUUAAAUCACAUGUGUCAUUAAUAACGUGUGACUUGGCUAUGUUGGCAUUUAGCUACAUGUAGCUCUUUAGCUGUUCACCUUAGUUCCCAUAAUUUAAUGAUUCAGGUUUAGCGCCAUAUUGCCAGUUGCUGGAUUAGGACUUUGUAUUUACUUGGAGAUGGUAUUUAUUUUAUGGCUGCUCUCCUGCAUGACACCCUGACUCAGAGCUCUGUAAGGGUGUGUUGUUCUAUCUCUUAUUCUGGCAUAUCUUGAGAGAGCAAGGAGAGUUCAAGCUGUGUCUGCUACUGUAGCAUGCAGAGACGUCUAGCUCCUUCUCUAAAGACCCAGGAUAAUGUAGCAUCUUCCAGUGUCCUUUCCUCUAUGCUCAGCCAACAUGAGGAGAAAUAAUUAAAUCUGUUUCGAGCAUGUAUAAUUGGGUGGUGUGUGUACACUUCUACUCUGUGUCUAUAUUUUAUACUUAUAUAAACCAGUUUCUAUGAGUUUUUGGUUUACUAGUCUCAUGCUUUAAUUGAUUAUCACAAUGCCAUUAAUGUAAAUCUACAAAAGAGAACUGUAUAGUGUUACGCCCUGAAAUUGCUGCUGCAAAUACACGCUCAAGAACGUCCUUGCGGAAGUGCAUCUUGUAAGCAAACAGAUGUUUACAUGCUUGGAACCAUAGGGGAGACAGACCAUAUGAUAAAUGAAAAUAAACCCCACUUUAUUUACUCGUGUUUAGAAAUCCUAAAAUGUGCACAUUACAUAUAAGGGUUAUGUAGGAUGGCCAUACUGCAGCAAGGCGUUCUUUCUUCCAGGUCAUUGUACUUGAUGCACACACUUUUGUCUGCAUGCCAUUGUGAGAUUUUCUGAAAAGCACUUAUGGAAAUACACUCACACUGGAAUUUCCUAGCAUGUUUGUUUCACAGCAUUUUAAGGGUGUCACUAACGGGGUUAUUCACUAAAGGGACAAUUCAAAGUGCAUUUCGAAUUUUAAGGGACAAUUUCGUCACCAAAACAACUUUAGCGUAAUGAAGCAGUUUUGGUGUAUAGACCAUGCCCCUGCAGUCUCACUGCUUAAUUCUCUGCCAUUUAGGUGUUCAAUCACUUUGUUUAUACAGCUCUAGGCACACCUCCCUGCAUGUGACUUGCACAGACUUCUGAAACACUUCCUGUAUUGCAAAUUCUGUCUAAUUUAGAAUUUUUUUUCCUGCCCUGUUAAUGGCUUGCCAAACCCUGCAGGAGCCUCCUGCAUGUAAUUAAUGUUCAAAUUAAAGAGCUGGAAAUCAGGGCCGUCAUAUCCUAUAGGCUAAUUACGCGGUUGCCUUUUGGUGCUUCUUAAGGGGGGUGCUGGCAGCAGCUUUACUGCUGGUUUGGACCUUCCUACUAUGUAGGACUAAUUAUGUGCUGCAGGCCGUUAGCUGAAGACUAGAGACAGGUGACAUGUCCUGUGGCACGCGAAGAUCUGAGACCCAGCCCUCCACAUCUAAUACGCCGGCAGUGCAUGGACGCAUCGUUCGAUCGCUGCCACCCCUUUGCCCUGUUCUCUGAGUUAGGCAGCGGGAUAGCGGACCUUAAGGCAGCCAGGCCCAAUCCAGAAGCCUGGGACACACUAAGAGCCAAUAUGAAAAGAAGGCAAGAGGGGGCUUUUAGUGUUUGUUUUAAAGAAUGUGUGUCCGCCUACUUCAAUCAUUAUGUAACGAUACCUUACCUUUACUCUUCGGACCCGCGCAGCACGGCGUUCACUUCACUCACUUCCGGUGAGCGGCACAGCCCUUCUGACGCCGGCCGCUCACAACACGCCCACAUUUAUAAAAAAAAAACUGCGCAUGCGCACCGUAGUCGGCAUCCCUGUCAGGUAUCAGGCGCCCUAGUGUGGUUCUUGUUGGUUCCUCUAGUGCUUAUUAUUAUCUUGAGUGUUUUUUCUGGUAUUUUGACUAUUGGCUUUCCGUUUUGACUAUUCUGCUCUCUGGUUAUCCGUAUUUUGGCUUGGUUAUAUCAUUUGUCCGUCUUCUGUACUCCCUUGACCUCUGGCUAUCCCUUUGACUACUCUAAGACGUUAGUCCGGCCACUCUAAGGUCCGGUAUACGUCUUCUUCUGGGUUAUACUCUGUGUGAAGGGGUCACUAUCGUGACACAGUAUGGUUGUCUGCUUGAAUCAGUGGGUCUGUCACUCUGCAUGACUCUGCAUGAAUUUGUGUGUGCAUUGGUCAAUGAUUCUGAGUGUGAGUGAAUGAGUGUGUGUAUCAGUGAUGGCAUUUGGGCAGAAAGGACUAUUUUAAUAAAAAAUCCAUACUCUUGAUUGAACUCUAUAGUGUUAGGAAUAUAAACCUGUACUCCGAAUGCUUAUAGUGUCUCUGUCCCUACAUAGAUUUUUAACCAUAAAAAUUAUUAAAAAGAAAAUAAAAAGUUUAAUUUACGUUUUUUCAAGAAGCAAGACUACCCCUGCACUGCUUGCCUCUUUACCUCACACAGUGUCACUGAUGGGGUAAUGUUGAUCCAAUCCAAUGUUCCUCAUACAGAAGCAUUGGGGACCUGAUGUGCAUAAGUGGAAAGUGCUAUGCACUUCCAAUGCUUCUCAUAGUUAAACAUGGCUAUGUAGCGGAGGUGCCUCUAGUGGCUGUCAGUGUGACAGCUAAUAGAUGCUUGUUUAACCAUCCUACAGGACCACUGUGGAGCGAAUGGGGUGGCAACCUUUUUUUUUUUUUGCAGAUGCAGGUUGUCGGUCACAGCUAGGGGAGGUGUGGCUAGGGCUGCAUGGACAGAAAUACAAGUGAUUUAAACCCUUAUUGGGAGUAAAUUGAGCAAUGAAACUUCAGAGAAUUAAUCUUUACACACAAAUUGCUUCAUAAAGCUAACAUUUUGGUGAGUAAAGGUCCCUUUAAGGCUAAACUAGCCAAACGGAAAGAAUAGGUUGCUUAGAAAUUUUUUUCCAGUUUGGCUAUUUUGACCUUUUUUAAAUUUGAAAUUCACAUUGAAUUCUCACUUUAGUAAAUAACCCUGUGGAUUUUUUUUUCUUUUUGUAUACUUUUUCCUUGGUUGCAUUGUGAUAAUAUAUAAAAAAGAGGAAACAAGGAAUCUCAUUUAAAGGGAGUAUUGAUUUACAUGGAAUGCUUAAAGGACCACUCUAGGCACCCAGACCACUUCAGCUUAAUGAAGUGGUCUGGGUGCCAGGUCCAGCUAGGGUUAACCCAUUUUUUAAUAAACAUAGUAGUUUCAGAGAAACUGCUAUGUUUAUUAAUGGGUUAAGCCUUCCCCCAAAGCCUCUAGUGGCUGUCUCGUUGACAGCCACUAGAGGCGCUUGCGUGCUUCUCACUGUGAUUUUCACAGUGAGAGCACGCCAGCGUCCAUAGGAAAGCAUUCUGAAUGCUUUCCUAUGCGACCGGCUGAAUGCGCGCGCAGCUCUUGCCGCGCGUGCGCAUUCAGCCGACGGGACGGGACGGGACGGAACGGAGGAGGAGAGGAGGAGAGAAGGAGGAGAGCUCUCCGCCCAGCGCUGGAAAAAGGUAAGUUUAAACCCCUUUCCCCCUUCCAGAGCCGGGCGGGAGUGGGACCCUGAAGGUGAGGGCACCCUCAGGGCACUAUAGUGCCAGGAAAACGAGUAUGUUUUCCUGGCACUAUAGUGGUCCUUUAAGCUAUGCAUUUUACACAUUACACCUUACAUGCUAAAUCGUGACUUGCACUUAACUUAUAGAAUACUUUAAAUGUUUGCUCUAUUGUGCACUUUAAAUUUUGAUAUUUAGAGCAUGUUAAUCUUUGUGGACUUAGAACAGGUUUUUUUAUUUUUUUAUAUAUAAUUAUAAUUUUUUUUAUUAUAUUGCAAGCUAUUGUAUCACCAUAAGUAAUUUAGCAAAAAAAAAAAUGUAUUCCUCCAUUUAAGCUUCUUCAAGAUUAGAUGAUUUGCAAAUGCUAAUGUGAGUAUUUCUCCCUUCCCCAUUAGGAAGUAACAUUGCCAACUGCACAGCCCACACCUACCAUUGUUCGACCUGCUUCACUUCAGGUUCCAAAUGUGCUGCUUACAAAUUCUGAUUCAAGUGUCAUUAUUCAACCGACUAUACCUUCACCAACAUCCAGUACUGUAAUCACUCAAGCUCCAUCUUCUAACAGACCUAUAAUGUAAGUAAACCAUAUUGUAUUGAAUUUUGAACUUCACACGUAUAGUUCUGAUUUUAAAAUGUGUGUGUGUGUGUGUGUAUAUAUAUAUAUAUAUUUACAUUUUUUACUUUUUUUUAAAUUUUUUUUAAAAUAAGCAAUCUAACAAGAACAAUAUAGCAAUGAUUCAUCCUCUGUGUUAAACAUUCCAUUGCCCAAAUACAAAAUAAAUCAGUUUAGUGUGUAUAUAUACUAUAAAUAAAAACCUGCAUGUAUUUAAUUAUGCAGAUCUCUUGUCUGCAGCCUUUGCAAGUCCCACCUUCAGCCUGUGCCUGUCCAACUAGAUAUUUCCCAAUGCAGCUCAAUGAGAAGUCUUUACAAGGCAGGUGCUUUGGGCAAUUGUACUGAGUUAAAGGGACAGUAUAGUCACCAGAACAACUACAGCUUAUUGUAUUUUUUCUGGUGAGUGUAAUCAUUCCCUUUUCUGAGAAAAUGAAGUGUUUUACAUUACAGCCUAGGGAUCACUCCACUGGCCACUCCUCAGAUGGCUGCUAGAGGUGUUUCCUGGGGCAGUGCUGCACAAUAUCUCCACCCUCAGCGUGGAGACACUGAAUUUUCCUGCUGGAAAUGCUGAUUGGCCAGGACUGUGUUUGACUUGUGCUGGCUCUGCCCCUGAUCUGCCUCCUUGAAAGUCUCGGCCAAUCCUAUUGGAAAGUAUUGUGACUGGCUCACAUCACUUCUGAUGCUAGGCAAAUCAGAGGCAGAGCCAGCAGCUACAGACUUGAAUACAAGUAAGAUUUUACUAUAUUUAGGAGGACCAGGGUUGGGCGGGGGGAAGCUAGAUGAUGAUUUUAACACACUAGGGUCAGGAAUACAUGUUUGUGUUCCUGACUCUAUAGUGAUACUUUAAUUAGCAGGGCCAGUUCUAUACACUGGGGGGUGUAACAAGGCUUUUUUAUUUAAAGUGCUUUAGGGGUCUGGAGAACCCUUUUAUGCUCUCUUAUCAGGAUAAGAUAAAAUUGAUUGAAACUAUAAGUUCAGAGAUCAUUGCCUACUGUUACAGAACUUUGAGACCAGGAAUUUCCCUUCUUCUGCCAGUCUGUAAAGGAACAGGCUAAGCACCAGAGCCACUUGUCUUUUUUAAAAAUGCUUGAGCGGUUUCUCCUGAUACCUAGGGCCUGGCACCCGCUGCUGCUGUACAAAACCGUAUGAAAUUUCUGCAUGAUCAUGGUCUCAGCAGAGGGUCUUUGAGUACUGGGAGAACCACCAUUUUCAAAUGAGUGGUUUAUCACAACCUGACUGGCGUGGGAUUGCAGGUAAGUAAUGGAUAUAUAUAUAACACUUGGAGUUAGCACAGGGGUUCCCAACCCAGUCCUCAAGUAACCCCUAAAAAUCCAGGAUUUAGGGAUUACCCAGUUGUGUCUAAGGUGUUUUUUUAAAGAGAGGGGGAAAAAAAGACUUCAGACACAAAAGGGUAAUCCCUAAAUCUUGGCCUGGUAGGGGGUACUUGCGGACUAUGUUGGGAACCACUGCACGGUUAGCAGAUAAAAAAAUUGCAUCACCACCCAUAGUAUUCCUUUAAAUAAAGCAAAUCGUUUUAGUCACUUCCUUUUAUUUUUUUUAAUUUUAUUUUUGCCGAUGAUUUUUUUCCCCCCUAUUGCGACCAGAUUAUAACAUCACUAUAUAAAAAUAGAUUAUGCAAUGUGUACUAUAAUUAAAUGCAUGUAAAUAUAUAAAGAUCUAUAUGUAAAAUGUUUGAAAAAUAUGUAUCUUGCAAACUAGUAUCGUUUUGUUUUCAUGCUUUUUGUAUAGGACACGCACAUAAGCACCAGUCUUAAUAAUAUUGGUGUGCGCACAUUUCGUGGUGUCUAAUUCCAGCUACUCAGUCUUUAACGGGCUAUAGUCUACAUUGGUAAAGUGUUUGCUAUGAAAUUCUCAUGGUGAUUUGUGCAUGUGCUGGUUGAUACCUUUUUAAGCUUCAUGCAAUAUUCACCAGAGUGCUGCGUAAUAUGCACUUGCUUUAUAACAAGGCUUAUAUCAUCUCCCUUUCUCCAGUUUCUUUGGAUGUGCCAAGUCUGUGGUUUGUUUUUAAGGUUAGCAUCCCUGCUUUUUUUUUUUUUUUUUCUAUCCUCAGACCGGUUCCAGCUCCCUAUCCUCUAUUGUUACAUCUACCUAAUGGACAAACCAUGCCUGUUGCUAUUCCUGCCUCAAUCACAAAUUCCAAUAUACAUAUACCUGCUUCAGUCCCAGUAAGUUUGCAUGUGUGUAAAUUAUUCAUUCUCCUAGUAAUGUUAAUGUGUAGAUAGACCUUCUGCAGUGUAAACUGUUUAAUUCACCUUUCCUUGUGUUCAUCAUGUAACUAACAUUUUCAUUUAUCAAAGUGUUUCUCCACGCACACAUGGGAAAUCAUGAAUAUUUCUUUAGUUUAUCAGUGGUAUGUUUGUUACAAAUUCAGUGAAAUUAUUUAUUUUUUGCAAACUUCUUUUUAAAGAAGUUAUAGAACAUUCUGCAAUAUCUUACCCUACAGUUACCCUAAAUAUAGUAAAAUCUUACUUUUGUUAAAGUCUGCAGCUGCUGGCUCUGCUCCUGAUCUGCUUGCUUGGCUGACAUCAGAAGUGGUGGUCUGAGCCAAUCAUAAUGUUUUCCCAUAGGAUUGGCUAAGACUGUCAAGGAGGCAGAUCAGAGGCCGAGUCAACACAGCCCUGGUCAAUCUGAACUUUCCUUCUACAGAUGCAUUAAUUCAAUGCAUUUCUAUGAGGAGAUGCUGACUCUCCAUGCAGAGGGUGGAGACACUGAAUGGCAGUGCUGCACGACGAGGAACAACCUUUUUCAUAAAAUGGUUUUGCUUAUUUUUACACAUCCAUAAAUAAAAAAAACUCAGAAUCAUAUUUGAGUCCUGAUUAUUAAAUACCUAGUAUGUCUUGGGUCUAAAAACAUUUUUGGGUAAUUAACACUAUAUCUACACCAACCCCCAUGCUAAUGCUAGACCGAUCCCUUACCCAAUGUGAACACCAGCUCUAAAUGUAUACCUUAAUCUUACCCUAAACCUUUAACCCCACACCAGGGGUAGACGACAUUUUAGCAGCACUAUGUCAAAAUAAGAUUGUGAUGUCUCGUAGCGUGCCAGUCCUAUUUUUUUAAAUUAAGGGUGUGUAUGUUGCCAUAUUCUGCCUGUUAUUCAUACUGCAGUUGCUUUGAAUCGUUGUAUUUGUGUGUAUGUGAGCUAUUAUAGUGUAUAUGUUAAUGAGUAGUUUGUGGUGUCGUGUACCUGUGUAUGGUGACUGCCAGGGCCGGACUGGCCCACCGGGAUACCGGGAAAUUUCCCGGUGGGCCGCGGCACCUGGGGGCUGUGCUGACACAUGGGUGCCACCGGGUGGCCGGUCCGGUGGCACUCUGAGAGGGGGCCGGCCGCGUUCCAGACUGGAGCCGCCGGGCCGGGUGGCAGCUUGGCCGGUCCGGCGGCACUCCAGUCACUGCUGGCUGAUGGAGGAGGAGCCUGUCUACCAUGCUCCCUCGCGGUGGAAGUCUGGAACGCGGCCGGCCCCCUUGCCUUCUUUAAGGUAAAAUGGGGGGGUGGGAGGGAAAAGGGAGAGACACAGGGAAAGGGGGAGGGAGAAGGAGAGACACAGGAAAAGGGGGGAGGGAGGGAGGAGGAGACACAGGAAAGGGGAGAGAGGAGAUGGGGAGAGACACAGGAAGGGGAGGAGUGGGAAGGGAGAGACACAGGAAAGGGGGGAGGGAGUGAGAGGAGAGACACAGGAAAGGGGUGGGAGGAGAAGGAGAGACACAGGAAAGGGGGGAGUGGGGAGGAGAAGGAGAGACACAGGGAAAGGGGGGGAGGAGGGGAGAGACACAGGGAAAGGGGGAGAGGGGAGAGAGGGAGGGAGAAGGGAGAGACACAGGGAAAGGGGAGGGAGAGAUGGGAGGGGGGAGAAGGGAGAGACACAGGGAAAGGGGAGGAGAGAGGGAGGGGAGGAGACACAGGGAAAGGAGGGAGGGAUGGGAGGGGAGAGAUGGGAGAGACACAGGAAAGGGGGGAGGGAGGGAGGGAGGGAGAGAGACAGAGGGAAAAGGGAGGAGGAGAGAGAUGGGAGAGACACAGGAAGGGGGGGAGGAUGGCUGAGGGAGAGAGACACAGGGAAAGGGGGAGGAAGGGAGAGGGAGAGACAGGAAAGGGGGGGAGAGAUGGGUUGGAAGGAGAGAGAUGGGGAGAGGGGGAGAGAGAUGGGUUGGAGGGAGAGAGAUGGGGAGAGGGGAGAGACACAGGGAAAGGGGGGAGAGAUGGGUUGGAGGGAGAGAGAUGGGGGGAGGGAGAGAGAUGGGGAGGAGGGGGAGACACAGGGAAAGGGGGGAGGAAGAGAGAUGGGGAGGAGGGAGAGACACAGGGAAAGGGGGUGAAAGAGGCAGAGGGGGAAGAGAGAGACAAAGAGGGAGAAAUGAGAGAGACACACAAGGGGAGGGGAAGAAAGAGGCAGAGGGGGAAGAGAGAGACUGGGAAGGAGAGGGGAGACAUUGACACAGAGGAGCAGUGAGGGGGAGAAAGAGAGGACCCGGGGCAACGUUCCGGCUCUCACGAGGGUGAACUCUAGCCCUGGUGCUAGAGUUCACUCUCACCACUUCCUGGUGGUCGCAGUAGUAGGAGUGAACUCUAGCCCCAUACACACACUGCCCACACGCACACACACCAUACACAUUCACACACUGCCCCCACACAAACACCAUACACAUUCACACACUGCCCCCACACACACCAUACACAUUCACACACUGUCCCCACACACACACACACACCAUACACAUUCACACACUGUCCCCACACACACACACCAUACACAUUCACACACUCCCCCCCCCACACACACACACCAUACACAUUCACACACUGUCCCCCACACCCACACACUGAACCUUUCACACACAUUGCACCACUGCUCCUAUACCCUACUACAGCCCCAUAUCCCAGCAGACUCCAGGUAAGUUGUCAAACUGUUCUUAAACGGUUUGACUACUUACUCUGGGAGGGGGUGCUGACACUCCUGGCACCAUAACCACUACACAGAGGAGUAGUGGUUAUUGUGCAUGGAAUAUUUCUUUAAAUAAUCUACAAGUGUCCCUCCCAGGCUCAGGUUCUGGAUCCGUCACUGAUAUAUGACAUGUAUAUUAAUGUGUGUAUAUUAAUUAUAUUUACACAUAUUAAUGUACAUUUAUAUAUUCAUAAUACACAGAGAAAUUUCAUUAAUAUGUACCAUAUGUAAUGAGCAGAUAUUGGCCCAAUCUUGUUGCUAGGUGCAUACUCCAGCACAAUAACAUAUUUAAAGUGAAGAGCACACCCACAGGACUUCAAAAUAAACAUUUUUUACAGUUGUGCCCUAAAUACAUUCACCAUUUCAGUCCCAUUAACAAGCUUUCCUUAAUAUGUCAAGGUAGUUGGACUGAAACAUUGAUUACAUGUAAAGGCACAUCUGCUUAAAAUAAAUCUGCACUUUUGUUUAUUUUGAAGCCUAUGAGUGCGCUUUUUACAUUGAAGUACUUUUUAAUUUUAAGUUAUCUGUUUUAACUCUGUAUCUGCACACUAUGCUGGCGCGACGCAUUAUGGGGCUGGUAAAUAUUUUUUUUCCAGGGCUGCUUUUAAUUCCCAGUCCGGCCCUGGUGACUGCUUGCAGAAUUGUGUGUGGAUGGAUAUGUCACAUUGUGUGUUUGGUGGGGUGUGUAUGUGUGGGGCUGUUUGCAGUAUUGCAUGUGAGAGACUGCAUGCGGUGUUGUGUGCAUGUAUGUGGAUUGUUAGUGGUGUUGUGUUUGUUUGUGGGCUGUUUGUAUUAUUUGUAUGAGGUGAGGGUUAUUAUGCAUUUCUGUGUAUAUCUAGCAGUAUGGUUGGCUUCUCUGGGGACCAGGCUGGCCGGGCAAGUGCUGCAAUAGCUGUUGUGGGCUGCUCUACCCCAGUGCGGUUUCCCAUUCACAAGUGCUGGAAUGAAGUGAUCUGAGAUCACUUAUCCUACGUGCUGCAAUGCAUAAAUUGAGGAUUGUCCAUCACCUUUUCGUAUUAGCAGAUAUCUGAAGUUUAACUAGGACUCCUGAUAAGCCAGAGCAUGUUUGUCUCUAGCAGCCUUGAGUGCUGUGCAUGGCACACGUGCCAUAGAUUGCCUACCCCUGCCUUACACUAUCCUUAAACCUAAAACUGCAUUAACCCUUACCUUGCCAAAACCCCACCAUUAUCCCUAAGAAAACCCUCUGGUAUCUGAAGAUUGGUUGCCUAUUAACAGUAGCUAGUGGUCUGUGAGCGGCAUCUACUGGCUGUGUUCAUAAUUAUAUUAUAUUUGAUUAUGAAUGGAGCGAUUGGUGCUGGCAAAGCCCAGCCUUGAUCACAAUCUGCUUGGGACAGGCAGGGUGACGUUGGGGGACUCCACUUGCAAGCCUGCAGCCCAGAUACAAUAGCGUUAACCAGCGCUGCAUAUAGCCUUUUUCCAGUGCUGCAAAGAGCUCACUGGUCAGUCUGGGACCACUAUAAAUGGCAGAGAGGAGCCCCAAGUAUCAAUUGAAACCUUGGUUUCCUGGUGUGAGCAGGCAUUUAACCUUGCACACACCAAAACUGCCAGUUGUUACAUACCCUCUUAAAGGCAUUAAAGCCCACUCUGUGUAGAAUGGCAUGAGUCCUAAUUUCAGGAAGGGAUUAAUGCUGACCCCAACAGACUAGCAUAUUUGUCUUUUCAAGACCUGUAUUUUAUCAUCUGCCAUGUAGACUUUACCUCCACAGACAAAGGGCCUUCUAGCCCCCGUGUGCGUGCGUAUGUUAUACUUUGUUAAAAGGAUUCUCCAGAUGUUUUAAUACUUCCAUGCUUUGCUGGCCUUCUAGAGCAUGAUCAUGCUUUUAGUCUAAACAGUUGGUGCUUUUUUCUUUGGCCAGCCCUCCUCUAGUAUACUGUCUGUAGAACUGCUGUACUACCACCCACUUUUAAUGUGCAAGCUAUACUUGUUAUACGUGUGAAAAAUAAUAUCCAGGUAUACAUACUAUAUCAUGGGGAAUUAGAUCUUUUUGUUGGUAAUAAAUAUGUGUCUUAAUAUUUUUAAAUGAUGUAUUGUGUCUUCUACUUAUUUAUACAUUUAUUUUGAGACUAUGUUCUUUUCCUUUUUAGCUUGUCAGACCUGUCACCGUGGUGCCUACUAUACCAGGAAUCCCAGGGCCUUCCUCCCCACCACCUGUCCAGUCAGAGGCAAAACUGGUAAUUACUCUUAAACCGAGUUAUCACAUAAUUUGGGGUUUAUCCGUUCUUUUUGUAAAUCUGGUUUUAAACUAUAUUCUGCUACUUUUUGGUGAGGAUAUUUGUAAUUUUAUUCAUUUACAACAUUCUAUGGAAAUUUCACCUGGAAAUUUUAAUCUGAAUACACUUCUGAGUUGCAUAUUGAACUCUAUGCAGAUUUAAUCAAAAGUGUGUGUCUAUAUUUUUUUUCCUUAUCUGUGCUUGACUGGUAAUAUCCUAGGCCACCACUAGAGGCAGUUUAGUGUUGCCUUUUUAACAAAUGGCUCACGGCAUAAGUGCCAUAGGUCCUCAUUGAACAACUGUAGGUGAAUUUGUCUUUCGUUUAUCUGCAUAAUUUCUAUAUUGUUCUCGUUGCAUACUUUCAUUUAAAAUCUGUUAAGUCGAAUGCCCCCAUUAUACUUCACUAAUGAUGUGGAUACUAUGGCUGUCUGAACCGACACUGACAAGGUUAUGAAUUCACUUUUUUCUUAAGUUAACUGUUUUUUAAAGGACCUUCUACUGUGUAGAUGACUCUCGUCCUUGGAUGAGGAAGUUGACCUGUUCAUGUUGGUAUUGCCAUUGGUAUUCUCCAUGAAUUGCUUUGAUCCUGCUUUGGCUAGAUUUAAUCUCUUUACAAUCCCCCUGUCCUGCCUCUGGUUUAUGCUUCUCAUGGUCCCCAGAAGAUCUAUUUGUGCUUGUGGCUGUGCUAGGUCCUCUUUCAUGUGCAUGAGUGCUUCUUUAACUCUCUGUGCAUGCAUUUUCCUGACUGGCAGAAUAGAGGGUUGCCUGUGAUGGCUUGGGUUCACAUAUGCAUUAAGAGGGCACACCAUUUGUGCCUUGGGUGCAUCACCUUCACUCACUCUGCUUUGGUCAUUCCCUCUGCAGCCAAGAGUUGUGAGGGACACAUGUCGAGGUAUAUGUCACCACUCUUUUAUGGUGAAUUGAGUGUGGCUUGGACAGAAGGUGAAUGGAAUCCCUCUAUGUAUUUUAACUGCAACUGUCUUUGUACAUGACUUCUAAUGUUCUGAAAGUUGUGUAAUUAAAGGUCCUUAAAUGACUUCCACCUCUGUUUUAAACUGUACAGAUAUUUUAACCUUUAAUGCUUUAGUAUAUUUAUGAAAACAUGUUUAUUUUAAUUAGGGUGAUUAAAAACUGCAACUGUAUUCAUUUUAGAUUAGUUUUACAGAAUUUUAACAUAACCUAUAAAAUUUAUAAAUAAUUAUUUGUAGCAAACAUGGCAUAUUACGGGUGCUUGUGUAUUCAUGCACGGAACUCCACUUUAUAUCAGAGUGCUCUACUUAAACUUACUAAAAGACCUUAAGGGGGGGAACCCAAUCAAGAGAACGUUAAAUGGAGUUCCUCCCUGUGGGAUUCACAAUGUACAGACGUUUGUGACAAACUGUGAAUUAUCUUUCGACACAGUGUGCAGCCAGUAGGUUUACUGCAGGAGGCUUCUAUUGAGAGCUGACAGAGGGCAACUUGGCAACUGUUCAGAAAGCUCCAUUAACUUGGUUAAGCCCGGCAUGGAACCUUGUGUUCAGCAGAAUUCUUCUGACCUGCCUCUCUGCAUGCCAAACUCAUCAGCAAACACCUAAUGAGCGCCCCUCCAAACAAACCCUUUCCCAACCUCCUUCAUUUUCAUAUGUUCUCUGGGGUAGGAGAGACAUGACUUCAUGAGGACUGAUGAUGCUGCAAAGACCACAAUAAUGAUAAUUAACUUGCUGAAUUUAGAAGAUUAUGCUGUUAAUUAGUUGCAAAAUAAAGAUAAGUAAAAGAGCAGCAGAUGGUAGGAUAAAACCCAAGAGAGGGAGGGUUAUUACUCUGAUGAGCUUUUGUGGCAGAUAUGAAAUAUGGAUCUGACUUUUUCAUAAGUUGUUCCUGGAGAAUAUUACAGUUUUUCUGUAAUCCGAUGAUGAAACGACCUAUUCCCACCAAAUUUUGACAGAUGCGAUAGGUUUUUGUUUUUCAAGGGUACAAAAUACAAAACAUGCUAAAAUCUCUGUACACAAGCUUAAUGACUAGAAUGUAGGAAGACUGUAUCUUUUUAACCACAGCAAAUCAUUGGCUGCUAACCUUGACAUUCCCGAUGUCUAUGAACACAAUUCCCAUAAAGCUCUGCAAGCAUCAUGGGAAAUGUUGACAAACGUCAACAUGGUUUGUGGGCUAUGUAAAAGCUUUGACCUGAAUCUUACAGCUAAAAACAUAGAAUAAAGCAAAAUGUAUUAAUGAAACUAUUUCUGUUAAGGAUGUGAUAAAUAUUGUCGCUUUUUUGCAGCUAAAUCAGUGGUUAAUUUACUAAAGCUUCAAACUGAAUUUUAAUUGAAUCCUAUAUUCUCAAAAUUGAGGCUAAAUAACUGCUGGGUAGCACCACGUAGAAAGAAAAAGCAGAAAAUAGUAGUAAACUUUAUUAGGAUUCACUAAUAACCACAAGGGGCAGGAUUUAAUCCUUCCUCUACAUUUGUCCCACUUCCCAUAGAUGAAGGUGUUAAUAAAAUGGGGGCUAGUUCCUGGAGCCCUUAUGUCAUCCCAAGUGGUGAGUUUGCUGCAUUCCACCCAGUUGACAUGUGGAAGGGCAGUAAAAAAAGAAAUAGGUAGCUGUCCCCAGAAUUGCCUUUUAACUAGGGAGAGUAUGCACAGUGUACAGGUAAAUCUAUAUAGUGGGUUAUUCACACCAAGCAUUUGGAUUUAGUUGCCAUCCUGCUCCUUUUCCCUUUACUGACCAUAAACAGAUGUAUCUUGAGACCCUACCUAAAUGUUACUGACUCUUGGCUGGAGCACUGAACAUUCAAGUCUGUUUCACAUCCUCUUUCCUUGAUACAUUAUUAUUCUUAUUGCCAUUUAUAUGGCGCCAACAUACUCCUCAGCACUUUACAAUAUUCUAAAGGGAGAAAUUUGACAGUUACAGUUUGUUACAGGGACAGUAGGUUGAUGAGGACUCUGCUCAAAAGAGCUUACAAUCUAGAGAGGUAAGAGAAUAGGUUGGUGCCUUAGAAUCCCUUCUAAUUAUUAAAGGAACACAAUACUGUUUGGAAUAUAAACAAAAUGCUUCGGUGUUCUCAUCUCUUAUUAGAUUCAGUGCCCUCCUAAAUUUAAACUAAAACUGGGAUAAAAGAUAUUACUUGGCCUUUUUCCCGCACCAAGAUUCAGUCCUUCCAGUCACUUGAUGUACCAUCUACGUGUCCAAUCCAGGAACAAUGGUGACAAAAAUCCAAUGCACAGCCAAUUAAAUAUUUGGCAAUUGACAUCAAAUAAAGUUUAUGUUCAUGUUAAAGGCUUAAAGCACCAUAUCCACUGUAGUGCACUAUAAUUGUUGGGGUACCAGAAGUUACAAUUUUAAGUAGGCAAACUAUUUUAGAAUAGUUUGACUUCUUAUCUGGGGUCUGCCGGGCACCACUCUCCACCCCCUGCAGCUGCCUGUUAAAAGCUUCAAUUACUUCUCCUGAGUUAAGCUCUGCAGUUCUGGUUUAGCAGAUUGCUCACAGCCAAUAAGACUACAUACAAUUUGGCAGGGGAAGGGCACUGUGGGCACCAUAACUGCUGCAGCAGGGUGUUUCUUUUAAAGAGUAAUUUUAAUGAAUAGAACCAUGUAUGCUUAUGGUUUAAGGAGGUCUCCUUGCACAAUGAUCAUAAUUAGAGACUUGCAAAAUCACCCAAUCUCAUAUCUUUUGCCUAUUUUUUAUUUAGUACUCAAAUUGUACACAUCAUGUAAUCCCCGUUCUCCUCACUCUGACUCUCCGAGCUCCAACGCUGCUGCAGCCCCAUUUACAAAUCGCCCUCAAAGGAUGAUAGGCUGAGGUAUAUUCUGCUGGAAAUUUAAAGUCUAACUAUACCCAUUGAGCUGUAACACCUUUUGGGGAUUAUUCCAUGAUCUGGAAAUUGUGGUAACUGUACAUAUAACCGAUUUGGGAACAACUUUUAAUGUAUUCCACGAAGGGGCUUGAAAGUUUGUUUGUUUUUGUUUGUUUUUUUGUUUUUUGUUUGUUUUUUUGUGUGUUUUUUUUCUAAUGUUAAUUUGCACAAACAAAUGUCAUAUACUAAUUAUAUGUAUAAUUCAUAAAACAAGAGGGAAGGAAUAUCCAGUUUAAAAUGUCCCUAUCUGGCAUGGAGAGAGGAACACAUUACAGCACAAAAUGGAAAUCCCCAUUGGAAGCAUAAUGUUCCAUUAGGGGGCAAGAUCAUAAUAUCUUGAGUAACCCCACUAUGCUAUGGCAUGUUUAAGACUAUUUAGUAAAUCAGCAGUGUCUAAAAGGCCGUACGGUAUAUGCUGUAUGUUUUGGGCACGAGGAGAUAAUGAGUUAUUAUGAAUGCCGUUUCCUUGUGUAUGCUUGCUGUUAUUACACCACUAUCAUUAUUCAAGAUAAUUAUAGUUCAAUGUUUUGUAUUGCCCUGUGUUUACAAAAUGAAGAUGUUUCCAAGCAACCUUUGUAAUGAAAUUUACUGGUGUGAAAACAAGUACACUGCCUGACAUUGUCACCACCCCAACUAUAUCUAAAUCGUGUGAAUUUAAAACCCAAACCGGAUUAUUUACUAAACAAAGAAUUACAGUAAAUUGAAUGCAAUCUUGCUUAAAUAGCCAAUCUGUGACCUUAGCAGUGAUAGACAACCUUCGGCACUCCAGAUGUUGUGGACUACAUCCCCGUAUAAUGCUCUUACACCCAUAAUGCUGGCAAAGCAUCAUGGGAGGUGUAGUCCAAAACAUCUGCAGUGCCAAAUGUUGCCUAUGCCUGGACUAUAGCAAAACUGAAGGGUUGUUUGUUUUUUGUUUUUGUUUUUUGUCUAGGUUUUGUCUUUCAGGGUUUAAAUUUACCAUAAUUUGGAUUUCAGUUUAAAAAAUAAAAUCACAAUUGAUAACAAAGUAUUUAACCAGGAAAGGUAUGUUCAGAUUACUCUGGUUUCCAAGUUCUUUCUGGGGAUAUUAUUUUUGCUCAACAUCCAUGGGAUGUUAUUUAAAGCUUAGUCAAAAUGGUAAAACCGAUCACUGCAAAUACAGCCUACAAAAUGUAUAAACAAAUUUUUUUUGCAGUACGAUAUGUCUUAACCACAAACAAAAUAUUGUUUCUGAUUGAAUAACGUGCACUCCUUUCAUAAUCAUCAUCCCUCUGCAGCACCUUCUACUAUCUUUACUUACCACCAAAUUAUCCAUCUAGUUCCCUAUGUAUCUACAGUGUGUACAUCUUAAUGCAUUUCCCUUGAGAUCCUUAAAGUAGUUCUAUUGUUACUGAACAAAACAAAAUCUGGGCUGGCUAAUUUAAUAUUCGAUUGUACAUGAAACUUCUUGGUCACCUUAAUUGGCAUUGUAUGAAGACUAGGGGUGGUGGGGGGGGGGAUAUAUGAACUGAAACCUUUCUGUUUUGCAAGUACAAAACACAACACAAGCUUAAUGACCAUUUAAAAGAUUAAUGUGCCUUCCUAACUUGGGAAAACCUGCAUGUCAGCUAAUGGAAAUAAUGAGAGGAAGGUCACAGUUAGAUACUUAACCCCAUAUCCUAUAUCUCAUGUAUGGCUUUACUUUUUAAUGGUGAUCUCAAGGUUUAAUCUGCAGAUUUAAUAAAAAAGCAAAAUCUCUAGCCUGUUUUUGGCCUUGCCUUAAACCUUGACACAUGCACAGUUAGGAGAAUGUACCCAUUAUAUCCCUGCAAAUAUUUACUGUUUAAGCAGCAUGAUUCCAUUCUGUUUUGACCAUUUAAUUUACCAAUAUUUUCUGUAUGAAAUGCCUUUGUUUUAAUGAUGCCAACAAAUUAAUGGAUUCAUGUUGUCAUAUCCUUAAAACAAUGAAUAGGUGCUCACUAAAAUAACAAUGUGGAAGGCAGCAGUGAACCAGUAAGUAUUCACAACCCUUGCUAAGAUACAAAAAUGUAAAAGAUACAUUAAUGUCGUCAUAUAGGCAUGACGACAUUAAUGUGGAAGAAAAAGGCUUGGUAAACAGUGCCAAAGCGGAAAGGUGUACAAGACAAAUCAGUACAUAUGCUCCAUGUGAUCCAAUUGUGUCUUUUAUUGGGUUUUAAAAGAUGUUUGUUUGUUUUUUUGACAUAUUGCACUAUUAUCUUUUCCUAUCUAAUUUUUGUUUUGAGGUCAUCAUAUACCCAUCCAUCAUUGGACCACAUAUAGUAUAUGUAGAUGUACUGAUUUGUCUUGUACACCUUUCCUCUUUGGCGCGGUUUAUCAAACCGUUUUCUUCCACAUUAAUGUUGUCAUGCCUAUAACCACUUAUGUUCUUUUAAACAAGCAUAAAAUAAGAUCUAUACAUUGUUCUAGCAGAUUUUUGUAAAUGUAUAGAUUGGGAGAAAAACCUAUUUAAAAAUAGGUUUUGUCCCCUGCCUUGCAAACUAACACCCACAAUACCUUCAACAUAAAGCACCUAGGAAAAACAAAGAGACAAAAGUACGAAAAGCAAAGUACUACAGCUAGCACAGUUACCUUCUUCCCCUCAAACCAAUACCUCUGAACUGUUACGAACACUCAUUUGUAUAUACUCACCGGUGUGAAAAUUGUAUGAUAUGCAAUGUAUACGAAACUGCAAUGUAGACAAAACUUUGAUAUAAAUAAAGAAUUUAUAUUAAAAAAAGAAAUAGGUUUGGUUUCUUUGGGGUUUGUAUUUAUUUUUCUCCCACCUGUCAGUCAGUCAUUCGUCCAAAGAAUUGACUGACCAGGGAGAGCAGAAGAGACACCAGAUGUAGUAAUCUCAGUGUCCCAAUGCUGAAGCAAUUGAUUGGCUAGCUAGGAGAUCCUCAGUAAUGAUAUCAGGAGGUGGAGCUUGGAUUAGACUUCUUUGUCAGUGUAGAAGGAGAGCAGCAUUCUAAACAUAAUCUUGAUACAAAUUCAAAUUGCCAUUGUGCUGCACACAUACAGAAAUCCUCCAAUAGUAGACGUUUAAUGAACAAAAAUACACAGCUUACAAUGUUUGAUGCUUUGCUCAUUUAAUGGCGUUUCUUGCAGAUGCUUGGUUUAGUAGUCUCCCUGCAGCUACAGGCAGACCCUCCCUAAGCAGGAAGAGCCACUCCAAUCAUAAUUUUCUGUGUCUAGUAAACUACUGUUAAAACAGAUGGUGGCCCUCUUGGAUAAAAUUAGUAUCAGGCAGCCAGAACGGAGCAUUCAAACUUCCAGAUUGACCGCUCUGAGGCACUGGCCUAUGGCUGCAGUGAUUUUUCUUUUAUAAAUUGCUGCAGUUCUAAGCCACCUUUUUAGAGAGUUGGCACAAGGUACUCUCUCAAAAGUUGUUUUUGCAGAUGGUGUGACCUCUUUAAAGAUUGUUUUUAAGAAAAAUAUAUUGUAUUUUCUCGUGUUGAUCAUUCUGUUUUUUUGUUGAUUUUUUUUUUUUUUUUUUAGAGACUUAAAGCUGCUUUGACCCAGCAACACCCUCCGGUAACAAAUGGCGACACAGGCAAGGGACAGGCCAGUGCAACUGUAAGAUCUCAGCCAGAGGAAACUCAUCCACAGUCAUUACAGCAGCCUGCUACAUCUACCACUGAAACACCGGUAGGAAUCAUAAAGGAGAGACCACAGUGGCGUUAUAAAGGUGCACUCACUCUUGCACAAAGAAUGUAUCAAAAUGAAUUGUUUGUACUCUGUGUAUGCAGUAGACCAUCUUAAAGCAUCUUCUAUUCGAACCCCAACAUCAGUCCAGAAUUCUAGUGAACCUGCAACAGCAAAUCUAGAUUCAACAUCGGGACAAAAAAAUAAAAAAAUCUUGACGAAGUUUGGGAUGCUUUUUGCUCUAAAACAUACAUUGAAUUAAUACGCUACACACAAUAUUUAAAGUACAUGUUCUGUUUGUGCUUACUAUGUAUAUCUUUAAAAAAAAAAAACCUGACUAGUUCUGCAACUUUAACUUUGCAUUUUGACCACUAAUUUUGUUUAUGGGCAAGAAUGAAUGCACCUUUUUAUUUUAAUUUCAGAAUUGUGUAUGUACCUUGUGUUAGAUGAAGUUUGACAAAUGGAAGGAUACGCAAUUUUAGUACAGAGAUUUUUAUUUAUAUAUAUUUUUUUUUUUUCUGGACUAAAUUCCAUGGCAAUUGCUGGACACCCCACAUUUUAAUAUAAAAUGAUACUAAUAUGAAUUCUGUAAAAUACUUCCAGUAGAUACACUUUUCAGUGUAAGAAGGGCCUCUGUUGGCUAAAGUAAAGCUCUGAUUACUAUAUAAGUACUGGAUGCCAAUGAAUUGAUCAAUAGUAGUUACAGGACUCCGUGGAGAUGGAACUUGAAUAAGAAAACGUACUUAUCAAGAUAUAUUGAAUAAAUAAUAGAAUAUAAAUGUAUCAGCUAAUCAUACCAUUACCUCCCAUAUACAGGGGUAGGGAAAAUACAAAAUAGUAGUCCUGUAACUACUAUUGAUCAAUUCAAUAGGCAUCCAGUACUUGUUUGUUUUGUAACCGUAGGUGGCGGCUAUUUCUACAGUGACACAGUGCUUAUGGUAGUCACAUUUGGUCUCCUUAUCCAACUUUAGAGGUUAUUCAUCAUUGUUUAUGGUGUCCACCUAUCAAGUUGUGUCUGAUUUUCUGAUUACUAUGUCUGUUACAAACGAAAGAUUAAUGGGGGGGGGGGGGGGGGAGGGGGGAGACGUUGGGUCAGAAAAAACAAAUAAACAAAACAAAACCAAGGAACACCUUAAACUUGAUGUAUGGUCCUAGUACUUUCAGUAGGGUAACAGUGAAGUCCAACACCUCACUUGACUUCUUUAAACUCCCUAAAUAUUGUUCUCUUUGGAUAUAUUGUAAAGGGUUCUAGGAGUAGAAAUGAACAGGCAGCAAUGAUUAUAUAUUUUUGUGUCUGCUAAUACACUGAUGUAUCUAUAGAUUGACAAAUUAAACCAAGUAUCCAUCAUAUUGCAUGGUAGAGACUCUUUUUAAACCUAUAAGUAUUCAUAAUAUGUUGAAUGAUCGCAUUCUGGUCGUUAAUCCUGUUUUAGAAUGUGAACAAAUGGCACAGGGCUGGUGUGGACAAAAUUCCACUCUUGAUCAGCCUUGAAUUGUGGUCCAUGCCACCACUACGAGUUGUUGGCUAUCACUUGUAUUCCAGAUGAACACCCACAGAUAUCCUACAUUUGUCAUUACAAUUGUUCAACAGCAUAAAUUUAAUUUAAUAUUGUUGCACAAUUAUUUGUCUAACUCAAUCUGCACUUGCCGUUUGUGAUCUAUAAUUUUCCUUCUCACAAUAUCUAGAAAUUUGACAAACUUUUGUCUUAGAGAUAUGUAUGUAAAUUUUACACCAGAAUACUAUUAACAUAAUUAUAUUGCUAUAUCCAUGGUGCAUCUACAAGUCACUUUUGUUUUAUCCUUGUAUCACAUUGCUUUUUAUUUAUCAUAAAGGUCUUUGUUUUAUUAAUUUUUUUUUUUUAACAUUCUUCAGGUCUAUGAUUAGCCUAAUAGAGUGAGCAUUAUUAAAGCAUACAUUUUAUUUUAUUAAUAAUAAUAAUAUAUUGUUAAAGGGACUCUCGAGUGCCAGGAAAACAAUCCUUUUUCCUGGCACUGCAGUUCCCCUCUCCCUCCCACCACCCAUCCCCGGUUGCUGAAGGGGUGAAAACCCCUUCAGUGACUUACGUGAGACCCCCGCCGAUGUCCCUUGGCGGUGGUUUUGGGUUGCCGCCGCUCGUCCCCUUCAUUACGUCAGCCGGCGGAGGUGACUGAUCCCGCCCGCCAGCUGAGGAGACCUAAUGCGCAUGCGUGGCAAUGCUGCGCAUGCGCAUUAGAGCUCUCCAUAGGAAAGCAUUGAAAAGCAUUUGGCGAAUUGAGCGACGCUGGAGGUCCUCACACAGCGUGAGGACGUCCAGCGACGCUCUAGCACAGAAAACCUGGGCUAUGAAGCAGGAAGUGCCCUAUUGUGGCUGUCUAGUAGACAGCCACUAGGGGAGGACUUAACCCUGCAAGGUAAUUAUUGCAGUUUAUGAAAACUGCAAUAAUUACAGUUGCAGGGUUAAGGGUAGUGGGAGUUGGCACCCAGAUCACUUCAAUGGGCAGAAGUGGUCUGGGUGCCUGGAGUGUCCCUUUAAAAUAACAUAUAAGGGUGUCCUGGAGACUGGCUGGGUUUUUUAUUAUAAAAAUUCAAGGUGAUUUUAAAAUUUUAGGCUAAAGUAAUGGAGCUGGACGCAUAGCUAACUUUUUUCCAAUUCGGCUAUUUUGGCCUUAGAUUAGAAAUUCUCUUCAAAUUCUCACUUUAGUGUAUAACCAUGCCAAUCUUCAGAACACCCUUCUGGUCUUGAUUUCAUGUAAUGUGUCAGCCUUUACUACUUUCUGGAAGGCUUUUCCAGUUAUCCACUACCUCUUUUACUCUUUCUGUCCUGAAUGUGUAUAAACUGAUUUUUGAAUGUUGGCUUGUAACACUCAAAUUGGAAGAAGGCAAUAAUCUUAACCUUUUUAUUUGAGGCAAUCAAUAAUCAAUUUAAAUAAAUUGCCAUGACAUAUUAAAAGUAAUCAUUUUACAGUUAAUGUAGUAUAGUCAGUUUUGCUAUUCACCUGGUGCACUGUUUUUGCAGACUGUAACUUGUAAACUGGUCUUCAACCGUGAGGCACCAACUGUCUCACCCUUGUUUGUUGCAGGCUUCACCAACUCCCCCCACACCACAACCUCAAAGCACAGGGGGGCGCCGGAGGAAAGCAGCAAGCGAUGACCCAGAUGAAAAGAGGAGAAAGUUUUUAGAACGUAACCGUGCAGCUGCCUCAAGAUGCAGACAAAAGAGGAAGGUUUGGGUUCAGUCAUUAGAGAAGAAAGCAGAGGAUCUGAGUUCAUUUAAUGUGCAACUACAGGUAGUUUAUGUUUUGAUUAAAAUAAAAAAAAUAAACAAUUUAAAGCACUAAUAUCAAUUAUUCUAUUGCAAUUUCACCAGUAGAUCAUAUAUUCUAUAUUUUGUAGUCCUCAUUUACAUUCUUUAACCUGUUCUUUAAACCCUUGAAAUCCCUCUAUCAACCUCUCCAUUUUUAUUUAUUUAUUUUUUUCUUAAAUUGUUGGACCAGUUUGGAACUCUAGUGCCUCCUGGGUGUUUCUUGAGUACCGCAAUGGGUGAAAAAUCUGUGGAACUGUAAAUGAAUUCCUGUACUAUAUUCCUAUUUCUAAAUGCUAUUUUAUAUUUUAAAUACUUGCCAAUGAGACCAUAAGAUUGCACUGUGUGGGCUUAAAUGCCAUUGGGUCCGCUGGAUAGGGUGCUGGACUGUGAGGCACGCUCUGGAGGGGGAAUAUGUGGGUCAUAAUGGUUAUUUUAGUGGGAGCUAGUGGUUGAGAACCAUGUACAAGUCCUAAGUGGUCUGUCGGACUAACACUUUUGCAUCUGUAUCGAUCAACAAAAUUGGUCUAGAAUUGCCUACCUUAUUAGGAUCCAGUCCAUCUUUAGGUAAUAAUAUGAUGAUGUCCAUUGUCCUAUAUGGUGAUAAGAGGUUUGCCUUUCAUAGCUGCGUUAAAGAGCGUGGCCAAAUGGGGAAUGAGUAUCCCCAAAUGUUUUAUAAUAUACUUGUGGCAGAAAUGCCUCUGCCACAUGUUCUUGGAGGGGCCUGCUUUCCAGCCUCAGGACUAUGGGCCUUGCAAUAUACCUUGCCAAAUGCCCUUUAAAAGUCCCAGUUCAUGUUAUUUAUGUACUUUUGUACUCCAGAGAGAGACUGACAGUUAGCCCUGAUUGCAUGGAACUGUUUUGGGCAUAGGACCAUGUCCAUGGUCGGUCAAAAUUAUGACUUCCAUGGAAAUCUCGAACCGCUGAACCCAUCUGGGUGACUUUUGGAUAUGUUGGUCCCCCAGAUCCCCCACUUUUGUGGGGUUUCCAUGUGUAUUAGGGGUACUUUUGGGGUGUUGUAUUGCAUGUUUUUACUGAGAGAGAAUUUAAUUAUAUGUUUGUGUAUUCAAGUAAGUAUCCCACAUGGGAGGUAUUACCCUGUUUUGUGUGGGAGUAUCCUGGACCUGAGAGUUUAUGUAAUUAUGUGUAUGCUGUACUGUAGUCUCCUCUCAGGUCCAGUGGGGAAUGCCCCUGGAAUAUGUAUUAGAAAACCCCUUGCAUGGGGAUAAACAUAAAAGGCUGUGUAUGAUCCCAUUUAAGUCAGUUCCUGUUCUACCCUCAAGCUGUGUGUGUCUGCUGUUCUUAGGGGGAGAGGAACAUCUGUGGUUUGGAGGUGGGAAGGUGGUGUUCGGACGGGUGUGCUCAGUUGGGGCACAGGGGACCCAUCAGAACACUCAACUGAAUCCAUCAGGAUCUGGGACUUUUUAGUUUAAGGAGGACAUUGCUACUGAGAUUUCUUCUUCUAAUUUCUUUAUUCAACUUCUCUAGAAUAUUACUUGGUAUAAAAGGCAGAGAUGUUGUAUUUAGAUAUCUCUGCAGUGUAUUCUGAUGUUCAUCAUUAGUUAGUUUGUAGGUCAGUGGUUGUAUGAGUGCUAAUAGUUUUGGAAUAUGGAGUAUAUAGCUUCUGAUGAAUUCACUACUCCACCCCCAGGACUUCUUAAUGCGGUUAUGGGUAUACUCCUGAAGUGUAUAGGAUCCACUCUUCCACUGAAGAUUUGUCCUUCAGUAUGGUGACAUUGUUUCCUUGACUAAGGUGUUGGAGAUAAAAAUCCUUUGUGUCAUGCUAUGUCUGUGUGGUCAGACCAGGGGAUGUUAUUUAUGUCAGAUCUUUGUACUAGAGGUAUAGUUCUGGGGGAUAUUAGAAACUUGUCCAUACGUGAGUAGGUCCCAUUUGGAGCUGAGUAGUGUGUAGUCUGCCAUCUUUGGAUGUUGGGCUCUUCAGAUAUAAAUUACACCACAUGAAUCUAUACAACAUUUUAGUAGUAUUUAUUUUACAUUUAAUAAGAUAAUAUUUAUUUGUUGAUGUGAGAAUCCAAUAUCGGUUGGUCUUUCUUACUAUCACCCAACCUGAUAGCCUGGGACUAUGGCAACAUCUCCAGUGCAGUUUCCUGUUGUGAAGGGGAUAGGAAAGGGGGAAAACAAAACUAUAUGACAAACUGUAUAUACAACAAAAUUUGCUUGGUCUCACCCUUUGCCAGGUGAUUGUAGGAGUGGCACUACCUCGUUUGCAAAAAAUCACUGCCUUCCAGUAGGUGAGAGGUAACUCUGACCUAACUGUGCUUGUAAUUAUGAAGAACAGCAGUUCUUACGGUUGCAUUAUUAAGAACAGUAUUGCUUUAUACAUUGAAUAGUGUGAAUUGAUGCCUUUCUCUAGAGAGCAAUGGUGUAAUCUGUUGGUUCUCUUACUGUGUCUGUACUCAUACCCAAGUGAGUCCUGUAUUGGGCCCCUUUCAAAUAAGUGGCAACUAAACCUUCAAGCUUGUUACUUUUUACAGUAUUAAUGUUCUUAAGUGAUGGUUGUCAUUUCAUCCUCAGGCUGGAUAUGUCUUCUUAUUGAAUAGAAGACCUAGUUCUGAUACUUAUUGUGACAAACGUCCUUAUUCCAGUAUCCCCUUAAUAGUGUUAUGGUUGUUUUGUGGCGUAUUUCCCAUUAUAAACUGCCUUCUCCUUUCCCUUUUGUUACGGGGGUGUGUGUGUGUUCAAUAUAAGUGGAGUGUACGUUAAUGUAUGCACUGUAGAUAUAGGCUAGUGCCCCUUGGGAGUGUCCUAGCUGGUGUGCUGUUUCUUCAGGCUGGGUGUGUAGAUGCUGAGGGUUCUCCUGAGCAAUACCAGUCCUGUGGUACGUAUGACAGGGUCUCUGCAGUUCCUAGCAGUGGAAUUUCAAUCUCUAUAUUCACAAUGCUUACAGGAAAAACUAGAGACCUCAAAACAACUGUAGCUUAAUGAAGCCAUUCUGGUGCAUAGAUCAUGCCCCUGUACUGCCUACUCCAUUCUCUGCCAUUUAGGAGUUGAAUCCCGUGUGCUUGUUUAUGCAGCCCUAGCCAUACUUACCCAAAACCUCUUCAGGUUGGAAAGAUGGGAGCUAUAUGUCUGUUUAACCAUAAUUUACCUCCUUAAUAUUGAGUGCACCCAUACUUUAUUAUAUAUGACUUUUUUCCUUGCGUAAAGUGGCAUAUUUUAAAUGUGCUGGGCCCCCUGCAGAAUACAGGUAGCAUGAGCUGCACCAUUCCUCAGGACCUCCGGCUCCAGCCAAUGUGAUCUCCCUCCUCCAAGGCCACAGGUGAGAUACAGGGAGGGGGGAAUAAAACAAUACAAUUAAUGGAUGGAGAAAAAAACUGUAGGCUUUUCCCCCCACAUUUUGCAGCCCCAUACAUUUACACACACUAUACACAAACAUUUACACACACUAUUCACUAACAUUUACACACACUAUUCACUAACAUUUACACACACUAUAUCCUUACACAAACAUACACUCUGCAGUCACUACACACACUCUGGAGUCACUACACAAACACACACACUCUGCAGUCACUACACACACUACAUCCUUACACGAACACACUCUGCAGUCACUACACACACUACUUCCUAACACAAACACACAUUCUGCAGUACCAACACAAACACACACACACUUUGUAGUCACUGCACACACUACAUCUACUACACAAACACACAGUGUGCAGUCACUAUACACACAUUAAAUACUUACACAAACACACACUAUGUAGUCACUAUACACACACUACAUCGACCACACAAAGUUACUCUGCAUCCACACACUGUAUUCACUAAACACUACACAUACACACUACAUCCACUACACAAACACACACUCUGCAUUCACUAUACACAUCGCAUUUAAUACACACAAACACUACAUCUACUACACAAACACACAUACACACUCUGCAUUCACUAUAAACACACACUACAUCCACACUCUGCAUCUAAUAUACACCUCAUACAUUACACAAAUGUACAGUCUGCAUCCGCUAUACACACUGCAUCCAUUAAACACACACCGCGUCCACUUAACACACAAACUCUGCAUCCACUACACACAUUCUACAUCCACUAUACACACACCAGAAUCAGUACAGACACUGCAUCCCUGUGGGCGGACUCGGGGGUCGGGGGUAGCACUUUGGGCGGACUCGGGUGCAGGCACCGGGGGGCCCAGACCUUGAGCUGUGUCAGGGGCCCCAAAAUUUCUGAUGGCAGCCCUGAGAACAGGUACUCUGUGUCACCAGCCCUUCUACUUGGUGGUGAGGUUUUUGAGGUUGGAAUUUAUAUUAAAUCUCUCUUGGAAACUUAACCUGUAUUGCAUGCCUCCUAAUUUUAGAAAAUUUGUGUUUUUCUUCUCAUUUGUCUACAGAAUAUGUCCAGUCCUGCUUCACCAGAUAAAGCUGAGAAAGAUAAAAUGUCAGCUCCUAUCCCUAAAAAGGCCACAUGCAAAACGAAACACUUGUGGUGUUCAGAAUGUACGGUCCCUGUACCUGACGGGUGUAGGAAAAAGACCUGUAAUCAAUGCUCGACGGAAUUGCCAGACCACACCUUAAAGUCAUUUAACGAUACAAUUAAAAAAGACAGCGGGUCUGUUAAUCUUCAAGACAGACAGGAAAAGAAACGAAUGAGAGAAAGAUCCCCAUCCCUGUCUGAGCUCUCAUCACGUGAAUGUUCAUAUUCUUCCCUUUUGGAAGUUUCCAUUUUGGCCUCAAGUGUGGAUGAGGGAUUUCCACAAGAGGAAUUGAAAAAAGUUAUCAGGGAAGUAUCGGCGAUUUGUUCAGGAAAAUUAACCUACCCAAGGGUUAUGAAACUACUGCAGAGAGAGUGGACAACCACACUUCAAAAAACUGUUUAAACUACAGACUGAGGAAAAGUGAGAAGUACUUCCAAAAGUUGAUAUCUAGGUGGCACAAUUAUCAAAGAAAACCAUGAUGGUGAGGUUUCUAGUUUAAUAGAUCCCAUGGAUCAGCGGGGCCAAAACAUUGAGCAGAAUAUUUCAGGCAGCAGGUUAUUAAUGCAAAGCCGGAAUAUAUGGUUCAGAAGUUCUAAAAGCCCAAAGGAUGUGGUUACAAGCCUUAGAAGAAUCCCUUAUGGGAAAAUCAGAGAGAGACCCAACCCACCUGUUUGUUCUGAAACUUUCUAAUGCAUUUCUAUUGAGUGUCUCUGAGAUGCCACGAUUAUCGGCUUGGAUAAUGGGUUUAUCCUCGUUAGCCAGAAGAGCCUUAUGGCUCAGAACAUGGACGGCGGAUUCAGCUUCAAAAUCUGCUUUAUGUGAACUACCUUUUCGAGAGGAACAAAUUAUUUGGCACUCCUCUUGAAGAGAUAAUAAAACAUGUCUGAAACCAAAGAUUUUGCCUCAGGAUGCCAGAUAUUCAGGAUCUUAAUCCAAUAAAAGAUCUCUGUUCACGGGACAGCGUUUCUUUCGCUACCAGGAACAAUUUCCGAGAUUUCGCAAACAGAAUAGAAACACCAGAUUCAGGGAUCUCAAUAACAAAGACAAAUGCCAAAUGAGUGGGAGGUCGCCUUCGGUUCUUUUCUCAGAUAUGGAGGGAGACGACCUCAAACAAUUGGAUAAUAAAGACCAUAUCAGAGGGUUGCAGGAUACGUAUUUCAACAAUGCCAAACCCAUUUUUUCCAUCUUUUAAAGUAUCCAUUUCAAAAGAAAUCAGAGGCCCUCCUAGCAGAAGCCCUGCUUCUUUUAUGCUAGGACAUUAUAGAAAAAGUACCCAAAUGCCAAGAGGGCGUUUACUCUCUACAAGUGGGUUGUUAGGGUUCUACAGUCCUAUCCUAGACCUCAAAGAUGUCAAUGCAUGCAUCUCUUAUCAGAGGUUCCGUAUGGAAAAUAUCUUGUCAGUCACGCACAUCCUGCAGAAGGGGGAAUUUAUGGCAAAGAUAGACUUGAAGGAUGCCUACCUCCAUGUUCCAAUGUCGGUAUUUUCUCGGUAGUUCCUAAGGUUUGCAAUACUAGCUGGAAAAGGAAAAAGUCUUAAUUUUCAGUUCAAGGCCCUACCAUUCUGCCAAUCAGCCCCUCGUAUCUUUACAAAGAUCCUGGCUCCUCUAGCAGAAACCUUACGUAUAAGAGGUGUGACAAUAGUUCCUUACCUAGACGACUGGUUCUUAAAACCAGAAUCAGAACUUCUGCUUUUAGACCUCAAAAUAACCAGGAGGUUUUUAACAGAUCACGGUUGGCUUUUAAACCUACAAAAAUCUCAGAUUCCUUAAUCAAUGGAAUUCCUGGGACCUUUGGUGGAUUUAAGGUUUCUAUCUCUCUUUCUUCCUGUGUCAAAGCAAAAAGGAAUUAGAAAGGCAGUUUCAAGCUUGCAAAAUAAAAAUGUUUGCACCAUCAGACAUGCCAUGAGUGUCCUGGGACUUCUCACCUCUGCGAUCCCAGCAGUUGGAUGGGCAAAAACAGAAAUCAGACUUUUACAUGGAACACUCUUGCGGAACAGUCAAGAAGAAAGGAAGACUUGGAUGCAGUUAUCUGCCUGUCAAGCACAGUAAGAAAACUAAAUUGGUGGAAAGAUGCAAACAACCUUUCCAGAGGCCUUUCAUUCGAACAAAAUAAAUGGAUUACCAUCACAACAGACGCCUCCCAGACUGGUUGGGGCGCCCAUCUAGAUUUACCGUUCAUUCAGGGGAAAUGGACUUUUAAAGAAGCAAGAUUCCUCAAACUUCAGAGAGCUGAAGGCAGUUAUGAAUGCUCUGGUAGCUUUCAGUCCUGUCAUUGCAGACCAAGCCAUAAGGAUUUAGUCAGACAACGCCACCACAGUUGCUUACUUAGAUCGUCAAGGAGGCACAAGAGUAAAAUCUCUUCAGGAUCUAUGCUACCAUAUCAUGUCUUGGGCACAGUCAAACGUAAACUCACUCUCAGCAACUCCUAUCAGAGGUACUCAGAAUGUCAUUGCAGACAACCUCAACAGACAACGUUGGUCUCAAGCAGAUUGGUCUCUAAAACCCCAGAUGUUCUCGAGACUGGUAUUCCGAUUCGGCUUACCAGACAAAUAAAAACAGAAAAGUCCCACUCUUUGCUUCUAUCCAGGCACUGGGUUUUCCAGACUUCCUAGACGGCUUGUCCCUCACCUGGAACUUCCACAUGGGAUACGUUUUCCCUCCGGUAGCCUUGAUACCAAGAAUAAUUCAAAAGAUCAGAUGGGACAAAGCAAGGGUUCAAGCUGUUGUUCCCUUCUGGCCAAACCAAAGCUGGUUUUCCGAAAUAGAGUGUAUGACAAUUUCAUGAGAAAUUAAUUGAGAAUGUGGAUCUUCCAGAAGAGACCCUGGAAAUGUUAAAAUUGACAGCAGGGUUGCUGCAAGGAUGAUCCUCCAUGAGCAAGGGCUUUCAGACAAUUUUAAGUGAGGUUAUUUUGGCAUCUGUCCAUUCAUCAACAUCUAAGAUUUAUCUUGGAUUUGGAUAACGUUCCUGAACUGGUGUGUUCUGAAAGGCUGCUGUCCAGAUGAUCCCUCUAUCCCUGAUAUUCUGUCUUUCCUGCAGGAUGGGUUUCUCGGUGUAUCAACACUUAAAGUACAGAUUUUAGCAUUGAGUCACUUCCUUGUGCGGGAUCUAGCUUCCAACCUUCUUAUCCGCAGAUAUUUUAAAUCAAUCUUGCUGAAACGACCUCCUAAGUGUUCAACUUUUCCUUCCUUGGAUUUGUCGUUAGUCCUUCAGGCUCUUUGUGAACCUCCAUUUGAAUCAUUACAAGAUGUUUCCUUGAAGAAACUUUCACUCAGGACGGUCUUCUUUGUGGCUAUCAUUUCCGCAAAGAGGAUAGGAGUACUACAGGCUUUUUCUUCAGCUUUUGAGUUUACCAUUUUCCACCAAGACAUGCAUCCCAGGCCUUCCUUUUUACCCAAAGUUAUUUCAAGGAUAUCUAUGGGCCAACCUAUUGUUUUGCCUUCCUUCUGCCAGUCUCAAUCUUCGGAGGUGGAAAGAAAGUGACAUCUUCUAGAUGUUAAGAGCUUUGGAAAUCUAUCUUCGGAGGUCACAGGACUUUAGAAUCUCAGAUCACCUCUUUGUCACAUUUCAAGGCUCUUGUAAAGGUAGAGAAGCCUCCAGACCUACAAUUGCCAGGUGGCUAACAGAAGCUAUUAAAAGCACACUCUGUGAUGGCUACCUCCUGGGCAGAAAGAUCUGCAGCUUCUCCAGAAGACAUCUGUAAGGCAGCUACUUGGUCUUUAUUCCAUACCUUCAUAAAGCAUUAUAGGCUGGACAUAUUCUCUCCCUCCUGAACCAGCUUUUGGGCGAAAGGUGCUUCAAGCAGUAGCCUACUGAAUUCCCACCCUAUUUUGUUGCAGGGACCUUGCUAUAUUCCACCUGUUUGCAGUACUGCCACUAUACGUGAAGAAAACCAGUAAUUUUACUUACCGUAAAUUCCUACUUCCUUAGUGUAGUGGGGGGGAAGCUUCUUUUUCACAGAAGAAGGUAUAACCCACUUGUUUGCAGUACUGCCACUAAACGAAGGAAAAAGUAAAUUACGGUAAGUAAAAUUACUGUUUUUGAUCACUUUUUUUUAGAUUUUCUGAGAGCACGAGAUAUUAAGAUAUUUUAUUUUUCAAGAUCUGCCAGGCAUCUUUACUGAAUGUCAUAAUACUGUUAGUUUUUACUGCAAUAAAAUACACAUUUAUGUUCAUUUAUGUUCAGUGAUUUCUCAGGGGUACUACAGUAACCACCGUGUACAAGUUUUAUUGGGCUUUGAAAAGUUACAGGGUUAAAUAUAGGGCUUUCCACUUUUUAGUCUAUAUACCUUAAAUGUUGACAGAUUGGCAAAAGGUCCAAAUUGUAAUUUAAUAAAAUCACAUAAUUAUGUAAAAAGAUUACAUAUAUAUAUAUAUAUAUAUAUAUAUAUAUUAAUAUUAUAUAGAAUUGUAUUUAUUUUGUGUGUGUGUGUGUGAAUUUAUGUAUGUAUUACCCCCACAAUGUGUGGGGACUGCUUGGGUUGUAAGUUGUAAGGCAGUCUCCCCAACCAGGAUCGCUGGGGUAGGUUAGUAUAAGGAUCCGCAAACUGCUACAGAGUGCUAUGCCACAGUAAUGGGUUUUAAGCCACUUGUUGCAGGGUGGCAUAGUACAGUGUUAAGUAAGUGUUUAGGAAAUCUUACUGAUCCCAGCAUGUUCUGGCUGCUUAAGAGUGGUUUGAGUCUGACUGCUUACAGGAAACAGCCAAUACAUGCUGGGAACUCACUGAUCCCAGUUUGUAUAGUGCUGUUACUGAUAGGAGUGUGAUUGCAGACAGCUAUCACUCUGUCAGCCAACCCAGUACAUUACAGUAAAUUAUUCGCUGUUUCACCUGCAUUCAGCUGAGCCCCGCAUGUGGGGACUUACAGAAAGGGGUGACAUGAGGCCACAAAGUGCCACUUCACUAGCUGGCAGCGAGAGUUUCCAGAUGCAGAAGACUGCAUGUAGUGAGAGGUGAGUAAAUUACAAGGCUGAUGCAGACUAUCAGCUCUAAUAUUAGGCUCUAUACCUAAUGGCAUGUUCUUGCCAUCGGGCUGCAAACUCAGAACAUAUCUUACAUUCUAAAGGUACUAGGAUGUUGCGGUCUUCCUUGCCCCUUCCUCAAGAUUGUAAUGUGACUAUGGUAUCUCAAGAUACUUGUAGCUGUUCUUUACAUCUCCUGUUGGGCCUUCUGGCACUUCGACUAUUUUAGUCCUGAUAAUCUUCCCUCUUUUUCUUAUCAUCUGCCCACACUUUAGUCCAAACGACAUUUCAAUGUCAUUGCUGUACAUGCUAGCUAGGUGGAUCAGUGAGUCUAUGCCCUUCUUACUCUUAACAUACAGCUUGAUGCCCUCUAUAUAGAGCAGAUGGCUGAUGGUAGCUCCACUCUUGAACUGUAUCCAUAUACAAUCUUCAAGAUAAUCUGAUUGUGGCAAAAAAAACAUUGGGGAUAGCACAUCACCUUGGUAUAUGCCACAUGUUGUGUUCACUUGUGCAAUUGUUCUGGAGUUGGCAUCUAGAUUUGUUCUCCACUUGCCCAUAGUUAUUUAUGAAGGCUCAUAUUCUCUUGUUGACCUUUUAUAGAACCAAGCAUACCAGUUUCUGUAUGGGGCAUUGUCAUGUGCUUUCUUGUAGUCAAUCCAAGCUGUAGACCUACUGGUCUGUCUGGUCUUUGAAUCCUAUGUGACUGCUUGGUCCAACAGUAGCCGUGUUCUGUGCCUUAGAAGGGGACUGGAAACACCAGAGUAUUGCUCGUGUACUGACUCACAUGCCCAUCAGUCUUGAAAGCUAUGAUCCCUGACAGAACCGUUCCUGUUGUGGUAAGAGCAGGUGAUAGGUCUAAUUAUAUUGCGGUGUUCCCUUCUAAGGGUCCCUAAUGACCAUUAUUGUUCUGCUUUGUGUUAGCCAGUCAGGAUGGCUGCCUGUUUCUAGUAGGUGACUAGUGCUGCUAGACAGUCAUGCAGCGUUGUUGAAUUAUUUAUUCAGUAGGUGUGGCUCCUGUCAGGUCCUGGUGCUUAACCACACUUCAUGUGGGCUACACAUUGUUGGAUAUCUCCGACUAUGAGCAUGCAUUGGUCUUUUUUUCUGGUCUAGUAGCCACUUGUUGUUGCUUUUCCCUCCGACCUGUUCCUCCAGUACCAUUCUGUCUCGUCUCUGGGUGGAUCUUGAGUGACUUUGCUGUUACCCUGCAGCUGUGCCGGGUAGAUGGAGAAUUCUCUUAGCUUCUGCUUUUCUGCAGUAUCUACUCAGACUGGUUGCCAGUGCUGUCAGCCUUUGCUUAGCUAUUUCUAGAGCCUCAGAUAUGGAUAUACCCUUGAAUAGCCAGGACCUACCCUUGAGCAUUCCAUAUCUGUGAAGUUGAUCCAGCUUACUAGCUUCCAUAUGUGAGACUUGUCUUCCAGUCUGUCUCUUUGGUGGGCAUGGUUUCUCUUUCAACACAAGUAUGUAGUCCCGCUAUUGGAGGACCACAAGUGCUGUGGCAUGUAUGAGCUUGUUGGUCUCUGUGACGGUGUUGAAUGGGAUUGUAGAUAGUGCCUCAUUAUCUGCUGCUAGCAUACUGUCUGGUGACUCCAGUGAUCUUUUGUAGUAUUGUCCGGUGGUCAAGGACUGCUAAGUUUUCUGUGAUGAGUUUGAUGUUAUGUCCUCUUGGGACACAUAUGCAGGUGGCAGCCUUCUGUAGGUAUGAAAGUCUCUUCCUCCUCAUGUCCUCAUGAGUGUAUGUAUGUAAUGGAUAUAGAAAGCGAGAGUACACUCUUUGAAUUCUAUCAUUUUACAUAUCAAUACCUAACAAUCAGGUUUUUUGGGGGGGGGUUUGACGGUGUUAAAAUUGGGUAAAUACAACUUCGAAUGAACAAUAACGCAUGACAUUACACAAUGUCAUGAUUGUCACAUCAUGCCUUGUUCUGGUGAUGGGUUCAUUCCAUUAUUCUGUACCUGGAAUUCCCAGUCUCCUGGAUUCAUUUAUAUGUUUGUUUUAUGUAAGUGCUAUUGUGGUUUAGUAUGGUUCUUUUAGCGAACAUUAGGCAGUGUAGGACCUGCCGAAUAUGGGUUACAUUGGUGUUGUGGCAGGCUUAUGUAAUGUAUGAUCAUAUAAUGUAACUAAAUCCCCAUACUUUUCAUAUAUAGUGCUUAGUUAUGUCUCCUCUUGUUUUGCCUAUUAUAUCUUGUCUUGUUUUAUUUUGUUUAUCCCAGUUCAUGUACAGUCCUGUCCUGCCCUGUUCUUGUUUUCCUCAUGUCUUGUGUACAUGUUCUGGGUUCUGCUUUCUGUCCUGCUCUGGUUCUGGGUUCUAUUAGUUCUGUCUUGUUUUCAUGUUUGGUGACUAUCCUAACCUUGCCUUGUUUCAGUACUGGAUACAUCUUAGCAUUCAUCUGCUCUGGCUUCCACUAAGCUGCAACAGGGUCUUGGUUUGUGGCCGCACAAAUGCUGGUGCUCAACACCAGGGGGCGUGCGGUUACCCUGCACCGAGCCCUGUAAUCCACUUCCACCCUGAAGACUCCCACUUCUCAUCAGGCACUCAGGGGUCCCGGUUUCCGUACCGCCACCCGUGACAAUGAUUUAACAAAAAUAUAGCCAAAAUGGAGAAGCCGUGUGUACAAAAAGACCACCUUAUGAUUUUAUAGCUUGUAGAAUGACCUGAAUAGCAAUAACUUGUAGUAGUAAUUUUCUGUAUGACUGUCAGUCUCACAUCUUUGUAUUGGAAUUUUGGCCCACUCUUCUUUACAACGUUGCUUCAGUUCAUUGAGGUUUGCUGUCAUUUGUUAUGCACAGCAGUUUUAAGGUCCCGCCAUAGCAUUUCAGUCGUCUUGAGGUCUGGUCUUUGACUGGGCCAUUGCAACACCUUGAUUUACUAUUCCUUUCAAGCGAUUUGCUGGUGUGCUUUGGAUCAUUGUCCUAUUGCAUGACCCAAUUUCGGCCAAGCUUCAGCUGUUGAACAGAUGACCUCACAUUUGAUUCUAGAAUACUUUGGUAUACAGAGGAGUUCAUGGUCACUCAAUGACUGCAAUGUUCCCUAGUCCUGUGAUUACAAAACAAACCAAAAUCAUCACCCCUCUACCACCGUGCUUGACAUUUUACGAGGUGUUUGCUGAUAUGCUGUGUUUUGUAUUUUUGUGUAUUGUGCAUUAUGGCCAGAUAUCUCCACUUUGGUCUAGUCUGUCCAUAAGCCCUUUUUCCAGAGGUAUUGUUUGUCCAGAUGCAACUUUGCAAACUUAAGCCAUGCUGCUUUUUAGAGUGAAUAGGCUUUCUCCCGGUAACCCUUCCAAACAAACCAUACUUGUUCAGUCUUUUUCUAAUUGUACUGUCUUUAACAUUUAACAUGUUAACUGAAACCUGUAGAGUCUGAGAUGUAACUCUUGGGUUUUUUUGCAAUUUCUCUGAGCAUUGCACAGUCUGAUCUUGGGGUGAAUUUGCUGAGACAUCCACUCCUUGGAAGAUUGGCAACUGUCUGGAAUGUUUUUUUUGUUGUUGUUGUUGUUUCACUUUUGAAUAAUCUUCUCACUGUAGAAUGAUGGCCUUCAAAAAUUUGUUUGGAAAUGGCCUUAUAGCCAAUUCCAUUUUGAUGGGAAGCAACAAUUGCCUCUCUAAUAUCUUCGUGAUUUCUUUCCUACUUGGCAUCUGAAUGCUCCUGACCAGCAAACUGCUAAACAUUUGGCUUUUAUAGAGGUGGUCACACUUGCUGAUUGAUCAAGGGCAUUUUUGAUUAGCAGCACCUGUCUGCUACUUAGCCUCUCAGGAGGCAGAAAGGGUUUACUUAGUUUUUUCACACAUGGCUUCUUUAUUUUUGUUAAAUCAUGGCAUAUGGUAAUAUGUCACAUUUUGUUCAUUUGAGGUUGAAUUUACCUAAUUUUAAGUCCUACUAAGGAGCUGAUUAUUCUGUCCUGAUAUGUAAAACCAUAGAAUUCAAAAAGGGUGUACUUUCUUUUUCCCAUGACUGUGUAUACUUGAAUCCGGCGCAACCGUGCCAUAUGGUAGUGCGAGGGGUUAAUCACACCGAGUGUUGUGGCUCUUGCCUUUCUCCAGUUUGACUCUGCCCCCAAGAGAUGAGGUGUAUGUAUUAGCCGGUGUGCAAACUAUUCUCGUGAAUGACCCUUGAGAGAGCAAGGGCUGCUCUGAUCACAUACCUUCUUCUUGGGAGGCUGGAAAAUUCUUAAGGGAGACUAGAACUUUUUAAUUUGAACCUUGUGGUUUUAAGGCAUAACAAACCGUAAGGAGAAAAACAGACAAGCUGCUGCCAAUAAAAUUUCUAGCACAAUGUGGAAAUCAUGUUAAAGCCAUAUGGCUACUUAAAUUCUCUAAUAAUAUUAACCCUAACAUUCCAGUAUCUGCAUCUCCUCUUCUUAUAGGUUUCUAAUGUAUUUUUAAGACCUUUUUAUAUCUUCCUAGCAGGAUAUAUCUUUAACUGAUUAGUACCUAAACCCCAGGUUGACAUGAAAAGGAAAAAACACAUGUCAACUUGAGGGCUACUAUUGACCAUAGUUCCAUGCAAAUCUUUUUUGUGGCUUUUGCGUUCUUAAAUUGUAUGCAACGCACCUCAAAUUUGGUUGUCGAAUACUUUGGUUAUUUUAAUACUUCAUGCUUGUAUUAAUUUAUAGUAGUGAUAUUUUUUUUAUUUAUUUAAAGAUUGGCACUGUGUACAUUUGAAAACUACAUUCCCUAUAAAUUUUUGCCAGGUUUUAAGUCCUUUGUCAGUACCUCGACUUUUUAGUAGCUUGAGGUUUUUAAGCUGGGCAACCAUUAUCGGAAAAAGUAAUUACAAGAGUAAUUAUCUGUGUCAUAGAUCUAGACUUUUAUUAUAAUUAAGAUGAGUAUUCAUAGCAAGCUUGAAUAUUUUAGGGGAAAAAGUAAAGGAAAACUGGGGGGAGUGGGAUCUAAUGUUAAUAUUGUUUUUAUUUAUUUUUUAAUGCUAAAAUAUACUUAAAAUGGCAACUGCCAUGGAACACAGACAGGAAAAGACUUUGUGCUGAAAAGGAGGUAUGAUAUUUCGUCCGAUUUGGUCAGAAGCAAUGAAGACCAUGUGUAAUUGGACCAACUAUAAGCAACCUGAAUUUAUUUUUUGAGAUGUUUGAGAGUUUCACAUGAUGCCAGUAUGUGUAAAUGAGCACUGUACAUUACCACUACAAGCACCAAUUCAGCUUUAGCUUAGUGGUAUGGUUUUGGUAUGUAGUCUCAUUGCUUAAUUAUCUACCAUUUAGGAGUUAAAUAACUUUGUUCAUACAGCCUUUCCCACACCUCGCUGCAUGUGACUUGCACAACCUUCCUAAACAAUCCUUAAAAAUUUCCUAUAUAUUAGAUUCCCUUAUAGCACAGUCUCUUUAAUUUAGAAUUCUUAUCUUCUGCUCUGUUAAUAGCUUGUUAAUAGAGCCUUCUGUGUGUGAUUAAAGUUCAAUUUACAGAGCAUGAGAAAAUCUUUUAAUGUCCCCACUGAGCAAUAUAUUCUUUAGAUUUACAACUGUUUAGUCAUGUAUGGAUUGUGUGUAUGUGUGUAUAUAUUAUAGUGAGAUGGUUGUGGAUGGGGAAAUUUAUUCCCCCUUUUAAAUUUUUCUUCUGUAUCCUUAACCCUGUUUUUUUUUUUUUCCCCAAAAUGUUUUUAUUUUAUUAUGUUCCACAAUUUUUAGUCAACAUUUUAAUGAAUUUUUUUCAAAAUAUUGUCUGUGUAGCAUUUAAUACCUAUAAUAAUUUGUCAAUUUUGGAUUUACUACGUUUUUCAUAAAUCUUCAACACUUUUGGGGAAAACUUGAAUUAUUAAAAGUUUACACGUUAGUUACUGAAAUCAAUAUAAAAAAAAAUUCAGUUCUGUGUAAAUAAACAAACUUUUAUUUUUUAAAGGUGUGCUUUUGCUUUUUUUUUUUUUUUCCUCUGUUCAUGUUUGUAACGGACCGUUUCUCUCAAACAGGGAUAAAAUCCGUUUAGGCGAUAAUCCCCUUUCCCAUAGACCAGCAGCUAUUGCAAUCACCAACCUCCCGAACUCCAAACUGUACGAAUCCCCAACUCACGAACAAGAAAUACACGAACUCUGGAAGCAGCCGAACAGGAAAAGCAAUACAACGGCUUACACUCCUGGCAGUCAGCACACAAUCCAAUUCCCCCAAUAACGAGACGACACUUCGUUUUGAGGGUUAAGCAGAAUCUAAGGAUUUAUUCACACAGCCUCCUUUUAAGACAUUCUCCCAUGCAAGGGAGGGAUCCACAACAAUUAGUACCCCAGCCAAUAAUGUACCAGUUACCUCCCACACAUCUCCUCCCCUUAGUGUGACACAUAAUCCCAUUAGUACAGACACAAAUUCCCUGGGAUACUGGAUGUACCCCUAAACAUAGGAAUACCCCUUUAAAUGUUACAUCCCCUGGUAACCCUGAUCUGGGUGAGACACAUAUCCAAAAAUCACCCAGAUCGGACCAGGGGUUCAGGAAUUAGAAAGGGUUAAAGUUUUGACCGACUGCAUGGCAAAAGUAUCCGAAAAUAGUUCCAUGUAUUUUGGCCCUGCAGUCGGUCACAGAAAAGGGAAUCAAACACACGAAUGGCCUGUGUUACAGAGCUUGGGGAGGAUUCGUAUGAAUCCCCCUGUUCGUGGGAUCCUUUCUACCGAACGGCGGGCCGUUCGGUAGUUUCUGCACGAAUUGCUGGAAGUCUGGAGGUCUCAGCGGUGUUUGCUUAGUCAAGUGUCCGAUUUUAGUUCCAGACACUCGACGGCAAAACACCGCUGUUCGGGAGUUUAAGAUGGCCGCCACCACGUGUUCGUUUCCCGAAUGGCGGCCACCCAGAGGACACAACACAUAGUACACAUAUAGCCAAUUACCCAUUUGCAACAUUGUUGCAAACGGUAAUUGGAGGCACACUUACUCCCGGGUGGUCUGGUUGUUCGGUAGUUUCACCCAAUAUAAUGAAUGAAGUGGUUCUACCGAACAAUCAGGGGAAUGCUGCAUUCACAUAACACUUUAUACCGAACACAUAAUAUUAAAUACAGCCUGAAUGCAAUUUGCUACACAGUCUUAAAAAGGCAUUAUUCCUAACAGGCAGAAUAUGUUCACGGAGGGCCCUUAAAGGGCCAGUAGCAGCAAUAUAAAAAUGUCACAUGCCCAAAUAUUGCAUACAAAAGUACGAAUUCACAAGGGGGCCAUAGUCAGAUGGCAGGAGGCUGGCAACCAGGCUUCUCCAGGGCAUAGUGGCGAGGUUGGUUUCGCCACACUUCUCCCCUUUACCACUCAGACUAACAGGGUAUCUGACCUCCUGCCGGUCAGUGCCCUUGUUAGUCCAGCAGCCCACCCACAAAACACAAUCCGUAAUACAGCCCACCCACAAUAACUGGCUACUACACCAGGGUAGAGUAGAACUUUGUCCGUGUCCAGGUGCCUCACCCUGGCUGCGUGGGGGACUGGUCAGCGUACUGGGUGGGUUGCUGAGUGUACAGAGACCAGCGGUACUCUGUCCUGGUGCCAGCACUACCCUGGGAGCAGUCUGGUUGGAGCCUGGUUGCUGGAGAAGAAGGCAGACUGUCUCCCCUUUGCCUAAACAGUCCUGCUGCUGGGUGACAGGGCCGACUGUCCCUACCCCCGGUGGUGCAUGUGCAGCGACUACUGUCCCAUCUGCACUGUUGUGGAGAUUACUGUCUCCCCUUGGUGGGUUAAGCUGCCGCUGGGGAGAGAGUGUAACAAGCUCCUCUCCCAUACAUACUUUCAGCCGCUGGGGAGAGGGGAUAACAAGCUCCUCUCCCUGACACACUCUCUGCUGUUGAAGGGGGAGACCGACUGUCUCCCCUUUCAAUAAUUCGUCCUGUUGCUGGAGAAAGGUGAUAACUGGUUCCUCUCCCUGGAACACUCUCUGCUGUUGGAGAGGGGGACCAACUGUCUCCCCUUUUAAUAUAUUGUCCUGCUGCUGGGGAGCUAGACCGACUGUCUCCGCUUCCUGCAGGACACACUGCCGCUGGGGAGGAAGGACGGCACCUUCGGCUCCCUGGGGUACACACUGCCGCUGGGGAGGAAGGACUGCACCUUCAGCUCCCUGGGGUAUAUGCUGCCGCUGGGGAGGAAGGACUGCACCUUCUGCUCCCUGGGGUACACACUGCCGCUGAGGAGGAAGGACGGUACCUUCUGCUCCCUGGGACACACACUGCCGCUGGGGAGGAAGGACGACACCUUCUGCUCCCUGGGACACACCUAUGAGUCCCCGUAACGCACUCUGCCUCCGGAUAGGGCGGCUGAUACCUUUGGCUGGAUCUGCCAUGAACUCCAGGUACUCGACUACCUGGCUCCUUACAAACUGCACGUAUUUCUCUGGGGGGUUGGGUCCAAAGAAAGCCAGCCGCAUAGCAAACUCUCUGUCAUACUGCUCCUGAGUGUAGCUAGGUGCCAUGCUUGCGCUGCUGAAUUUGGUUCUUUCGUCGAUAGGGUCGCUGUACGUGUACUGGCGUUGCCCUCACUUUGUAAUCCAAGGAAUGGUGUUGCCCUGUAGCUGUCUUUCUGGUUGUAGGAACGAUCCCACCGCUGCCACCAAUUGUAACGGACCGUUUCUCUCAAACAGGGAUAAAAUCCGUUUAGGCGAUAAUCCCCUUUCCCAUAGACCAGCAGCUAUUGCAAUCACCAACCUCCCGAACUCCAAACUGUACGAAUCCCCAACUCACGAACAAGAAAUACACGAACUCUGGAAGCAGCCGAACAGGAAAAGCAAUACGAGCGGCUUACACUCCUGGCAGUCAGCACACAAUCCAAUUCCCCCAAUAACGAGACGACACUUCGUUUUGAGGGUUAAGCAGAAUCUAAGGAUUUAUUCACACAGCCUCCUUUUAAGACAUUCUCCCAUGCAAGGGAGGGAUCCACAACAAUUAGUACCCCAGCCAAUAAUGUACCAGUUACCUCCCACACCUCUCCUCCCCUUAGUGUGACACAUAAUCCCAUUAGUACAGACACAAAUUCCCUGGGAUACUGGAUGUACCCCUAAACAUAGGAAUACCCCGUUAAAUGUUACAUCCCCUGGUAACCCUGAUCUGGGUGAGACACAUAUCCAAAAAUCACCCAGAUCGGACCAGGGGUUCAGGAAUUAUAAAGGGUUAAAGUUUUGACCGACUGCAUGGCAAAAGUAUCCGAAAAUAGUUCCAUGUAUUUUGGCCCUGCAGCCGGUCACAGAAAAGGGAAUCAAACACACGAAUGGCCUGUGUUACAGAGCUUGGGGAGGAUUCGUAUGAAUCCCCCUGUUCGUGGGAUCCUUUCUACCGAACGGCGGGCCGUUCGGUAGUUUCUGCAUGAAUUGCUGGAAGUCUGGAGGUCUCAGCGGUGUUUGCUUAGUCAAGUGUCCGAUUUUAGUUCCAGACACUCGACGGCAAAACACCGCUGUUCGGGAGUUUAAGAUGGCCGCCACCACGUGUUCGUUUCCCGAAUGGCGGCCACCCAGAGGACACAACACAUAGUACACAUAUAGCCAAUUACCCAUUUGCAACAUUGUUGCAAACGGUAAUUGGAGGCACACUUACUCCCGGGUGGUCUGGUUGUUCGGUAGUUUCACCCAAUAUAAUGAAUGAAGUGGUUCUACCGAACAAUCAGGGGAAUGCUGCAUUCACAUAACACUUUAUACCGAACACAUAAUAUUAAAUACAGCCUGAAUGCAAUUUGCUACACAGUCUUAAAAAGGCAUUAUUCCUAACAGGCAGAAUAUGUUCACGGAGGGCCCUUAAAGGGCCAGUAGCAGCAAUAUAAAAAUGUCACAUGCCCAAAUAUUGCAUACAAAAGUACGAAUUCACAAGGGGGCCAUAGUCAGAUGGCAGGAGGCUGGCAACCAGGCUUCUCCAGUGCAUAGUGGCGAGGUUGGUUUCGCCACAAUGUUGAAUUGGCUAAAUACCAUAAAGAGUUAAAAUGCCCACAUGAGGGGUGAUUUCAGGAGAACAAAAUUUCUUUCUGUCUGCCAACUGCAAAAUCGUUGGCUGUGAAGAACAGAAUGACUUGCGAAGAAAAUUGAAUGUCAAAGAAAUAAUUAAAGCGUUCUUUAUGUGAGCACAUUAAUCAAUCCUGCGUUUUCCUUAAUAACUCUUCACUUGACAUGCUGGCAAAGCUGAUCAGCAUAGUGGGCAGUAAUGACCCAUGAUUACUUUUACGUUACAUUUAAUAGUAAAAGUAAUACGUUUGGAGGACUGCCUUUUGCACGGCAGCUUAGUCCACAAACAAAUUGGGAGUUGCUCCUAUUGCCCAUUAUAGCAAAAUGUUGAUCUAUUCUAUAUGAACAGAAAGGGAAAGGCUCCAAAAAAUAUUAUGCACUGCUUAUCUACUAAAAAAUUAGUAGAUGCUAAACAUUUAUUAUGUUUUAAUGUAUGUGUACGAUGCAGAUGAAAAUGAAAGAAAGGGGCCUCGGGUAAAAGGUCAAAUGAGUCGUUUGUUACAUGUGAUUUUACAGAGGAAGAGGUUCUAUUUCAAGUGUCAAAAGUAAAGACAAAUAAGUCAAUGGGACCUGAUGGAAUACACCCAAAGUUAUUAAAAGAGCUUACUGGUGUACUAGCAAAACUAUUAACAGAUUUAUUUAACCAAUCAUUGUUAACAGUAGUAGUCCCAGAAGAUUGGAAUGUUGUGCCCAUUCACAAGAAAGGUAGUAGGGAGGAGUCGGGCAACUAUAGGCCAGUAAGCCUUACUUCAGUAGUGGGGAAAGUAAUGGAAACCAUGUUAAAGGGUCGGAUUGUUGAACAUCGAAAAACACAUGGAUUUCAAGAUCAGAGACAACAUGGGUUUACUUCAGGGAGAUCAUGCCAAUCUAAUCUUAUUGAUUUUUUUCAUUGAGCAACUAAAAUAAUAGAUCAGGGUGGUGCAGUAGACAUUGCUUACCUAGAUUUCAGUAAGGCUUUUGACACUGUUGCACAUAGAAGGCUUAUUAAUAAACUGUAAUCUUUAAGUUUGGAUUCCAAUAUUGUUAAAUGAGUAAGGCAUUGGCUGAAUGACAGGCAACAGAGGGUUGUAGUCAAUGGAGUAUAUUCAAAGCAUGGUACAGUAAAGGAGGAGACUAUGUAUUUAAAAGAAGAAAAACUACCACAACAAGAGGACAUAGUCUUAAAUUAGAGGGGCAAAGGUUUAAAAAUAUCAGGAAGUAUUACUUUACUAAGAGGGUAGUGGACGCAUGGAAUAGGCUUCCAGCUGAAGUGGUAGAGGUUAACACAGUGAGAGAGUUUAAGCAUGCGUGGGAUAGGCAUAAGGCUAUCCUAACUAUAAGAUAAGGCCAGGGACUAAUGAAAGUAUUUAGAAAAUUGGGCAGACUAGAUGGGUCGAAUGGUUCUUAUCCGCCUUCGCAUUCUAUGUUUACAUUUUUUUAUUUUUAUUUUUUGUAAUGUCUUCCCUGCUUUCUACUUUUGGAACUUCCAAAAGGCUGUGUCUUCUCCCAUCACUGUUUCCCCAAAUGAUGUGGUGUGUGUUUUUGUUUUGUUUUUGUUUUCUUCAAUAAGCAGUUGGUGGUGUUCAUGUAACUUCUCUAAGGUAAUGAAAACUGUAUUGUUGCUUUCGAAGACAACUUUGUUCAGUAUAUUUUGUCUAUACUAAACAGCUCUUUGUUAUGCUGGAUCGGGACAUGAAAAGUCUUGAAAUAAAUGGGUGAACACUAAUGGCUACACACAUUGUGCAGAUCUAUAGUUGAAGAGAUGCUGGAGUUUAUUCAAUAAACUGUGAAUUAAAAACAGGAUUGCAAAUUUUAGGCCAAAAUAGGCGACUUUGAAAAAUGUUCCAACUCAUAGUCCUGAUUUGAUAAUGUGGGCCGAAUUUUGCAAUUCAGUUUUCUGUUCACCACUGUAAAGUAAAUUAACCAUUCUAUCUUGAAAAGGUUUUUAUUAUUAAAGUUAAAAUUCAGUAAUACUCCAGAUUAGCCCAUAUACAUGUUGUAUGUUUUAAAUUGCUAACAUUUUUCUGUACAGCCAAUAUGUGAGGUUUUGGAUUUAUUAUAUAUCUGCCUAGAAGUCCUUAUGCCCAUGGUCAGUAUAAAGUGUUUAAUUUAUCAGUUUAGAAUGGGAGGGAAACCUGGAAAAAUGCUUUCUUAAAGGAGCACUAUAGGGUCAGGAACACAAACCUGUAUUCCUAUAGGGUUAAAACCACCAUCUAGCCACCCUGGUCCCCUCAUGCCUCCCUAAAUAUAGUAAAAUCUUACUUGUAUUAAAGUCUGGAGCUGUUGGCUUUGUCCCUGUUUCCUUUUGACCUGCCUGCUGACAUCAUCAGAAAUAUUGUUCUGAGCCAAUCGCAAUGCUUCCCCAUAGGAUUGGCUGAGACCGACAAAGAGGCAGAUCAGGGGCAGAGCCAGCAUGAUUCAAACACAGCCCUGUCCAAUCAGCAUGUCCUCAUAGAGAUUAAUUGAAUCAAUGAAUCUCUAUGAGGAAAGUUCAGUGUCUGCAUGCAGAGGGAGGAGAUAAUGAAUGUUUGGAUGCAUUUUAGGCAGCCAUGACCCAGGAAGGAUAUCUAACAGCCAUCUAAGGAGUGGCCAGUGACGUUAUCAGUGGGCUGUAAUGUAAACACUGCAUUUUCUCUGAAAAGGCUUGUUUACAGCAAAAAGUCUGAAGUUAAUGAUUCUAAACACCAGAACAAAUUCAAUAAGCUGUAGUUGUUCUGGUGACUAUAGUGUCCCUUUAAGCAAACCGGUGUAUAUACAUCCCUCUGCUAUCCGCAAGCAUGCCUUAGUGUGCUCUUUUUAGUUUUGAAAGCUUUCAAGUCACCCUAUCGGUUCAUUGCCUCUAGUGUCUCAAGUAUUGUGUGCACAUGGCUGUUGGAGGAAAAAAAGCCCAUGAUCUUUGAACAUUCUAAAUGUAUCUCCCCUUCACCCAAACUUUUUUUUUUUUUUUUUUUUUUUAUAUAGAAUUUUAAAAAUAUUCAGCCUGUCAUUGUCAUCUGGCCUAUGGGCUAUGGCACACGAAGACUUAUGACAGUGUCCCAUGUUCUGAGCUUAGAAUGCCCCUUUUACAAGUUUAGAAUUGUACAUUAGUCUCCUAUUUCCUUAAUAAAGUAACCUUAUUAACAAUUUCUGCUUAAACAUGUAUGUAAAUAUACAUUCUAUUAGGUUUUUUUUAAAUUUAUUUUUUAUAUAAAUUUUUUUUCAUAAAUUACUUAAAGAAAAAAAAAAUCUGAGGUUUACGGUCUAUUCUCCUUUCAACAUAUUUGCCAUUUUCAGUAAUGAUUUACCUUGAGUUUGCUGCCAGUUCUCAACAGCUCAUAAAGGUUUUAUGGGAGAAUUAACCCAUUGGAGUAAUGCCAUAAUUACUCUGUUAAGAAAAUAUACAUUUUCUUUGAAAACUUUUCUAUUAAUUGAAUUGCAAUGUGUUCUGUGCUUACUUGUAAGCGUUGCAUGGAAUUUAUUUAGUGGUUGUGUGAAAAAUGAUAAUUUGAAGUACUAGUAAUUUAAAAUAAAGUGGGUGUUCAGAAUCAUGUGUAUGUAAUCAUUUCAAUUUCCUUUUUAUAUAGAACUAUGCAGUAUCAGCAAAGUGAUGUUUCCAUUUCUUUUCCAAAAAUUUCUAGUAUGUAUGUUUAUAUAUUAUUUUUUUUGGCUAUUGUAAAUGAUUUUAUUUUUGGUUUGGUUUUGUUAUGAUCGUAUACCCUCCUGGGAGAUGCUGGCAUUCAUGCCAUUGAAGAGAUGAAGAGAGAUCAAAUACGUUAUUCACAAUCCAAGUUUGUAGGGGUUAAUCAUUAAAAUGUGAAUUGCUCAGAAAUUUAUCAAGCAAAUGCAAAUAUAAGAUCAACAUAGCAGUUUUUAGGGUGGGCUUCUGUGUGUUUUUCUUUUAUUUAUAUUUAUAUUUUGGUGGAGGGGGGUGUCUCCUUGUGAAUUUUUGGCAUUUGAUAAACAUAGGUAGGGGUUCACUGCUACUUCUGUUACAAUUUAGGCACAUACAGAUUUUUUUAUUUUAUUCUCUUUAAUCUAAUGCCUACCGGUUUGUGAAUUUCUUUCUAUUGUAAUAAAAUCAAUAUUUCAGAUAAAUACUGGUUUGGGGGGGUGACGACAAAUCAUGCUUUGGACAGUACCUAUUUAACGUACGCAGCUCUGCACACUACCUACAACUGAUGAAAUUCCAUGCCAUAAAGGGGGCUUAGAUUAGUAUGACUGCAUUGAUAGUCAAUGGCCUUUAGCAGGUUAAUGGAUGCUUUCUGAAUUCAAGUUUAGUUCCAGAAGAGAGCUGCUGAGUAAACGGAUGUUAGCACUUUACUGUGAACUUUGAGGACUUGUUCCAUUUGGUUCUAAAGAGAAACUUUCCCCUUUACCUCCAGAAUGAAGUCACCCUGCUGAGAAAUGAAGUGGCGCAGCUGAAACAGCUUCUUCUGGCUCAUAAAGAUUGCCCUGUAACCGCCAUGCAGAAGAAAUCUGGCUAUCAUAGUGAGUAAUGUUCCAUUACCCAUGGCCUUGGGCUACAUCAGUGAAAUACUGCCAAAAAAAAACGCGCUACCAUUAAUACAGGAGACUCGCACACUCCCACUUCUAGUGUUAGCAUUAAAUAUUGAAAAUAAGGCACGGUUACUGCUGGGUAAGUUUUAAAUGUUAUUUGAUUAGGGUUAUUUUCCACUUUGUGAAAUAUGACUUUGUUUAUUAAGGUGCUUAAGUUCUUUGCAAGUCCUUCUGACACUUAAGAGAUUAAAAGUGAUUUUUCAGUUAAAAUAAUAUAGAUUUGAAGGGAUGAAUUCAAAUAAAUAUUUACUUUCACUCACAAUUUUUUUUAGUGGGAGACUAAACCCCUUGAUGAUCUUUAAGACUGCAAUAUUAUGGUCGCUUACAUUUUGCGGUUUGCUACAAAGCCAUCACAUGGCCGUUUUCCCUCAGUGUCCUGUACUGUAUGUUCAUCACUGACUCAAUUACAGAUUUUAUUACGUCUGUGCACAAUCUGAUUACCAUAAAUCAGCCUGCUAGUUGCAAUAUGUAUCUGUGUGUGUUUUACACACACAAUUUAUAAGAACUCUGGCAACCUCAUAGUAAACCACUAUAUUGAAGGUCUAGUGGUUUUUGAAUGUCUGCAGAACCCCGAGAUGACAUCCUCUCAAUUAAUACAAGCUUCAGCUUUAUGUAUCCAUUUUUUAUUUAUUUCUUUUCAUAUUUUUAUUGCAUUUGUUUUUAAUAUACUUUUUAUUUUCAUGUAUUUUUUUUUUUAUUUUUUUUUAAAGGCUAAGGUUUCUUUAAUCUUGGUGCAACACUGGUCCAUACAGCCUCUGGCCUGAGAGUGUAACUUCCACAAGGGUUGUGUAUGCCUGCACUGAUAUAAGGGUACCUAGAUUAUACAAAUCAUUCACCCCAUGUAAUGUGUUUUUAUUGCAUAGUCUGUCACCCAUUGUACAGUCCAGAAUAUGCAGCCACCAUCAAGCAAUCCUGCUAAUCUCAUUCAAUUGUAUUUGCAAAGCAAAAUUAUUAUCCUUUUACAUAUUUAAAGGAUGGGUGCCACGUAAAAACCUUGCUGUGAGAUGGGACUGUAAGGGUUUGCAUGUGGUAUUUUCAUAGGUUCCAGGUGUUUUUUUUUUUUUGGGCCAUCUAAUGGGGGAAAUAGUCAUGCAUCAGUUGCAUAGCGAUGGCCUGGUUCCCCUCCUUGGUGUGCAAAUAAAUAAGCUUAGGGGAGUAAAGUGAUUCUGGGGGUCAACAUUCUGUAUGUAUGAUGCAUCCCUAUUGGAUUGCCACCUAACAGACAAUAUCCACAAUGCUUUGCAAGUCAAUCCAGAUUGCUGAUUAAAACAUAGCAUUACAAAUCUGAUCCAAAUUUCACAUAACACUACUGACUUCUAUUGCUGGUGACUUACAGUAUAAAGAUAACUUGAAGUCACUUACCUGUAUAUUUUCCCCUACACAUUCAUAUAUAAUAUUAAUGUAGACGCCCCCAGUUACAUUAAUCUAAGUAAACUGCCUGGUAGUAAAAGAUUGCAUGCAGUCAAAUUUAAUCAAUAUUUCAAGGCAUUUAUAUAAUUCAGGAACUCAAUUUUUGCUUUUUUUAUGCUGAAAGUAAAUAUGAAAAUAUUGUCUUGUAUUGAACUCUAACUUUGUUUUUAUAUGAAAUGUGUGUUCAUGUUUAUGCUUAAAGGAACACUUUAGUCACCUAAAUUACUUUAGCUAAUUAAAGCAGUUUUAGUGUAUAGAUCAUUCCCCUGCAAUUUCACUGCUCAAUUCACUGUCAUUUAGGAGUUAAAUCACUUUGUUUCUGUUUAUGCAGCCCUAGCCACACCUCCCCUGGCUAUGAUUGACAGAGCCUGCAUGAAACAAAAACUGGUUUCACUUUCAAACAGAUGUAUUUUACCUUAAAUAACUGUAUCUCAAUCUCUAAAUUGAACUUUAAUCACAUACAGGAGGUUCUUGCAGGGUCUAGCAAGGGGAUAAGAAAAUCUUAAUUAAACAGAACUUGCAAUAAAGAAAGCCUAAAUAGGGCUCUCUUUACAGGAUGUGUUUAUGGAAGACUGUGCAAGUCACAUGCAGGGAGGUGUGACUAGGGUUCAUAAACAAAUUGAUUUAACUCCUAAAUGGCAGAGGAUUGAGCAGUGAGGCUGCAGGGGCAUGUUCUAUACACCAAAACUGCUUCAUUAAGCUAAAGUUGUUCAGGUGACUAUAGUGUCCCUUUAAAUAUGACAAUCUAGUUUUUAUUUAUUUUUUAUUUCAUGGGGUCACGUUCAGUCACACUCAGAUUCAUUCUCUAAACUCAGAAUUGUAGCUAGUUUAAUUCUAAAGGACGGUUUUAGAUUAAAAUAGUUGAUCUGGAAAAAAACUUGAAAUUUCCACUUCUGAAUUAUCCCGUAGGAUUUUUUAUUUAUUUUUCUAAAAUUUUUGUUUUUGUUUUUUGUCCUAUACAUACAGCUCACAAGUAUUGUGAAUUCAGAAAUGUGUUCCUGUAGAGUUGCCUCUUGGGUACAGUUAAAUGGCAAGUGUGCCUCAAAAUUAUCUUUUUGGUAUCCUUCAGCCAUCCUUCAUGCACCUUGGGUCAGACAGUAUUUGAAAACUGACAGUCUCUAUGACCUUCUCUGCUUCACUCCCUGCACAGAAGCAGGAAAGACCGUAGAGACUGUCCGUUUUUAAACAGUUUUAUAUAUGUUAUAUAUAUUUAUUUUUUUAUUUUUUAAAAUAAUUUAUUAACGUGCAAAACUUGAAGAGAUAAUGUAUGGGUUUCAUAUGGGCGUUAAGUCUACUUUAUUCCAUGUUUUUAUCUAAAAAUUCUUUUUUAUAGCUCCAAAAAAUCCAAAGGUAUUAACAAUCACUACCAAAGCAAACAGAUGCAAUAGAUUUUGAGAUCUUGAAAGCUUGCAGUCCAUAGCAUGUGGUAGAGGAAGAUAUCAUUUUUUCAAAGUGAUGUUUCUAUUCACCUCCUCAGCAUUGUAAAGGUUAAUUAUUGUUCAGUCUCUCCUUCCGUCUCGCUGGCUAUGAUAUAGAAUUUACCAACCAGCUGCUGCUGUAGAAUAAAUGGCCAAUUUCGUCCCUCGUACACAUAUUUGUAACAAAUAGCAAAACUGUGAAUCCAUUAGGCAGCAUUCAUAAUAUAUAACCCACAGCUUUCUCUUUUAUGAUUUAAUGGUAUUCCAGGAUAUUUGUAAAUGUGAAGAUUGUUUCUGCCAUAUGCAGCCACUUCAUUUUAAUUUGCCAGUGUCAGUAAUUCAGGAGGAUAAAGAAACAUUUUGAAUUGCAUGCGAACAGUUCCUCAGGUGCAUGCGAUAAAAUUUAAUAGCCCCCAUUUUACUUGUAGUCAUUUUAAGCUGUUUUAUCAGAUCAGGCAAUAUUUUUUCAUUUAAAAGAAUUGAGAGGUAAACACAACUUUCUAUUGCCAUAUAUAUUUAGAACACUGAUUUUUGUCAUUUUUGAGCUGAUAAAUCUUACUCCACAGAUGCACAGUCAUUUGACAGGGGUAGAGAAUAACAUUUUGCAGUAAAUUGGAACAGCAUAGGCAUUUGCUAGAAAUGGGUAUUAACAAUGAUCACAGCAAGGAUGAGCCCAUUAUACCUCCCAUCUGAUAAAUCCACAUAAUGUCUGCCACAAGCAACUGCAAUGUAAGCAUGGUUUACCCAAACUAUUUCUUAUAAGGAUUUUUGCUAUCCCUCCAGACAUAAUUAGAAUGUACUCAUCCUCAUGCUAAGCUUGUGUCUUCUGUUUUGCAGGAAUGUAGACAAAUGUUCCAUAGUAUUAAGAAAUGGGACAUGAGCAGAACCGGAUAAGACUAUAAGGUGUACAAUAUUGUAAAUUGUAUUCACAUAGUAUUCUAUAAUGUACAUUUUAUACCUUGUGAAAUUGGCCAUUAUAUGACACUAUAUAAUACAAGACGUUGUACAAUAUUGUAAAUUGUAGAACACAAUGUGAUAUUCAGAAAACCAAUAUUCCUAAAUAUAUCUGUAAAAAUGUGUGAUCUAUAGAUUUCCGCAGGAAUUAUCCGUGCAAGCUGCAGUGUUUAUUUGCCUCUUCUAAAUAGAAUAUAUAUAUAUAUAUAUAUAUAUAUAUAUAUAUAUAUAUAUAAUCUUUAUUUUAUUUUUUUCUAAAUCUAACAUUUUCCAUUAAUUACUUUAUUGAUUGAGGAUGUUACAUGGUGGUUGGAGGUAUCAAAAUAUUUGUGUUUUUUUUUUGUUUUUUUUUUACUGGCCUCAUUUGUUUUUUUAAAAAUAAAUAAUUUUUAAAAAAUAAAUUACUUUCCUUUAAUCCAGCACCAAGACAGUCUUUUUUCCAACCCAAUCCACGUAGUGUGAGAUAACCGAUCCAAUGAGAUGGUAUUGAGGACCUACAUUGCAGGCAUAGUCAUUUCUGCAAUCCGUCCUUUUGGUUCUCACAGAGAAGCACUGAAUCUAAUUCUUUAUGAGAAGUGUUAGCGAUGCUUUGGCAACUUGAUGCUAUCGAUGACCCCAAAAUGAACUUUUUUUAUUUAUUUUUAUUGAAGAUGGUAAGGAGGACAUGCAUUACAGCCCUUCGUUCUGGCCAGUCUCAGGAUAAAAAUAAGCUGAAUUUUCAUAGUGUAGACAAAUUAGAACUCGCAUGAAACAUAGACUAUUGUAGUUGGGUCAGAUGUUCAGUUUUAUGUGCAUUCAAGUUUGUCUGAUCAUUUAUAUGCUUACCAUAGGCAAACUACACCAGGUUUCAGUCUAUGGGGGUGACCUAUCAAGGCAAAAACAUUUGUUUUGGGAUUUUUUGGAAGAUGGUGGAGGAAAGUAACUAAAUAAGGAGUAACAUGGAAACAAUGAAUACAUGAAUGGUUAGGCACUGUUUUGCCAUAUUAAGUAUUCCUUUAUUUCUUUUCCGUCAAGUGUCAUUUGGAAGUAAGUGAAGCACAUCUUUUCAAUCCAGUCCAGGACACACUUUUUUGUGUGUGUUGGAUGUGUGUAGGGAACCAUCUUUGGGUUAUAAUAUAUCAUCAUCUAUACACCAGCUGUCAGUUUCCCCAGCACAAUGUGUAGAUCUAUACCUACUUGAAGGUAAACUUGUCAUCCACACAAUCUCCAGGUGAAGUUUAAUCAUCUGAGCAACUAGAAGAUUCUAGUGUGAAAAAGUUAUAGUGUUAUAGAAAAGCAAAAAGUAAUCACUGCAUUUGAGAGCGCAUAUUUUAACAUGCAUUACAAGGAAUACUCCAAGCACCAAAACCACUACAGCAUGUUUUAGUGGUUAUGGUGUCAGGACUGCUCCAGCCAACCAUUGGAAGGAAUCAACCCAGUUUAGAAUGACUUGAUGUCUUACCUGGGGGUAUUAAGCACCCCCCCCUGCUUUCACUUCCUUUCAUGGAGAAACUGAUACUCCCUCUAUGUGAUUUAACUCUUGCAGUGCAUGGGCAUAGAUGUACUUCUGUCAUCCCCUGGUGCAGGGAUAGGCAACCUUUGGCACUCCAGAUGUUAUAGACUACAUUCCCCAUUGUGCUCUUACACCCAUAAUGCUGGCAAAGCAUCAUGGGUGGUGUAGUCCAAAACAUCUGGAGUGCCAAAGUUUGCCUAUGCCUGCCCUAGAGCUUCUUAAAGGGACUCUCCAGUGCCCCUCUCCCUCCCACCCCCCAUCCCAGGUUGCUGAAGGGGUUAAAACCCCUUCAGUGACUUACCUGUAUCCAGCGCCGAUGUCCCUCGGCGCUGGUUCAGGGUCCGCACACGCUCCUCCCCCGCCGACUUUGUCUGGCGGGGGAGAACUAAUGCGCAUGCGCGGCAAUGCCACGCACACACAUUAGAACUCCCCAUAGGAAAGCAUUAAAAAACAUAGCGUGAGGACGUCCAGCGACGCUAUUGCACAGAAAAUCUGUGCUAUAAACCCGGAAGUGCCUCUGUGCUAUAAACCCGGACGUGCCCUCUAGACAGCCACUAGAGGAGGAGUUAACCCUGCAAGGUAAAUAUUGCAGUUUAUGAAAACUGCAAUAAUUACACUUGCAGGGUUAAGGGUAGUGGGAGUUGGCACCCAGACCACUCCAAUGGGCAGAAGUGGUCCGGGUGCCUGGAGUGUCCCUUUAAUGACUCCGCAUAUCACAACCAGGGCACUGUCAUUACAUGCGCUCUGGAACUAUGAGAGAGCUCUUGGUGGUCUGCACUCGAUAUUUGUGCAGAUUGCAAUGCUCUCCUCACCAGGUCACCAAGGAAAGGUUAGUCGGAGUGGAGCAAAACACACACAACUCAUCCACGCUCAGACUCUUCUACACACAUCUCUAAGCCUCCUUCUCACACACAUCUCAUAGGCUGAGCGUGAUCAACUGAUCCGCUCAGCCAAUGAGCAAGCCCUACAUGACUAAGCACAUGUACAUGACAAGCCCUACAUGACUCAGGAUAAACAACUGAAGCCCCUUGGCUUAGGAGCUACCAACUCUCCAUAGGAACUGGUGGAGAUAGGAGCGGCACCCAGUGAACAACAGGUAAGAAGUCAAGCAGUAAUGAAAUGGUUUGACUCCUUACAAUGGUGGGGGUAGGCAUUGGGAUACUCCUGGCACCAUAACAUCAUCUUUACUUUGAUGGGAAAUACAUAUUAAGUGUUCUAAUAUGUAGAAUUUGUAUGGUGCAGAAAUGAAGACGUGUUGUAAUUAAACUUUACUGCUACAUAUAAAUGCUAUAUACUAGAAGUCAGUACUUUUAUUUUGCUAUGAACUGUCGAAAAGAAGUGAUACAGUUUAGACUUUAAGCUCAUAUUUGCAUUUCCCUCUUAACCUACUGUUCCUGGAUGUCAAAUAUGCACAAUAUGUUGUCACUAUAUAAAUAAUUGUAAUUAUGGAUCCAUGAAAACACUGUAGAUCAAGCAAGCUUUGACAGGUCAGGAACACUGAACAUCAAAAAAAAUAAAAAAUAAUUAAAAGUAUCUGCAUAGACAUACAUUUCUAAGCUGUUAUUAGUUGGCAUUAUUUGAUGUAAACAUGCCGCAGGGCAGCACGUUUCAAGUGAUGACCAUCAACAUGGUUCAGAAAAACCUGACUCCAAAACCCUAGUCCUUCUUCUCCUCCCCAGAAAUAGGAUUUGUCUAGUCCUGUAAAAUAUUUAGCAGACCUAGCUUCCUUUUUAAAUGGGAAAAAAAUACUUGUCCUGUGUGUAGAAGACAGACAAACAUUCCACCAAUUAGUACCUCGUUUGAAUAUCAGUCACUAAAUAGGGUGUUACACACUCUGUACUUAAACCAUCACCUCUUGAACAUAUGGAUUCCAGGAUUACACAUUUUCCACCUAGUUAAAUCUUGGAAUGAGAGAUUUCUUAGGGGGGCAACUUGUAAAAUAGCACGGCUUUUUUUUUUUUUUGGGAAAACACAUUUCUGCUCUUAAUCUUUAUUCGCAUUUUGUGUGUAUAUAUUAUUAAACAUACAAUGUUUGUCUAAUAUACUGGGUUAUUCUUUCCAUUAUAUUCUUUCAAUCUACUUUCUUUCUUUUUUUUUUUAUUUUCUUUUUUUUACUUUAAGUGGUUAAUGUAAAGCAAUAGUAUCUAGUGUCCGAUCCCCAGCUGCCAUUGGAUUGUGGGGAGCACUGAGCAGCUGGAGAACAAGGAUUAGACACCCUGAUAUGUAACAAAUCUCUGGUGAGCGAACUGUUAUUUCAGGUCUCUGUACAGCACUGCAGCAAUCAGACUUAAGUCUUUUAUGCAAUAAAAUAUCAUUAUCAUUAUCUUCAUCUAAAAAAAUUGUUAGUGGGGCAAAACGCACAUUUGCAGUAUACCAUUUACAGUGAUCUAUAGUCAUGGGCUUUUUAAUUCUGUUCAGAAUGACUGAAUUAUUAGUCAGAUUCCGUAAGUGAAGAAGUUGAUUUUCUGUGCCUUGAGCCCAAUUAAUUUGUGCAUCGCUAGAACAGCUGGUGGCAUUUAGACUCUAAGUGUUGCUUACUCUCCUGAGUGAACAUCAUUAGAGUCAGGUGUUAGACUCAUCCACUGCUGCCGUUAAUGGAAAAGCAGGCAGAUUCAUUUGAAAACUAAUCUUUAUUUGCCAAAGGAAGCUUUUCAAGAUAUGUUUACAUCACAUCUUAUAAUAAUAUUGCAUUAGUUAAUUUACAAUGUGCUUACUAAAAAUAGUCAUGCUCAAAGUUGUAUCCACUCGUGUGAAAUGACAACCCUGUUGUUCGUUUCUUAAGAGAAUGCUCUUUUUUUAAAACUUAUUUUGAAUAGGAUUACGUAUCUUCGAAAAUGAAACGUGUAGCCUGUCACACUUGCAAAUUGCCUGAAUGAUAAACAAAAUCCAAAAUACCUUUUCUCUCUCCUCAGAAGAGCCAGGAUUUGUUGUGAGCUGAUUUUUAGUAGAGAUCUAAUAGGGUUUUGAGAUCAACAGAUGCUUUAGGGACAUCUCUAAAAAUUGAAUACUUUAGGGCUUUAUCUUAACCAAUACAGCCCUUAGCUAGGCAUUUAUUUGAAGACCAUUCUAAAUCCGAUUGCAAUAUGGCAUCUACAAUGAAUGAAAUAUGAUGACUUUUUUUUUUUAAUUACGUAGUUAAGGUUAUGGGAUGUAAGAUACAUUUGCUGUUUACAAAAAUGAGGACUGCUACCUCAGCAAACAUAAUUUUGUUUUGUGAUCUGCUCCAAAGAUCACAUUCCUAAGCAUCAUAAUGCCUUUAAAUUCCAGUAAACAAAUCUAUUUACAUCACUCCCACCCUAUAUAUCCCUUAACCUGUCAGAAUCCACUCAAACCCAAAGUCAAAACCGCAUUACCUCAUCCCCGUACACCUCUAAUCAGCCCCAGCUACAACCAUAUUACCCUAUCUGCUUCAAUUGCAAUACACCGAUCUCUGCACUCUCGUGAUUACCCCUAACCCCAUUCCCCUCUUACAAACCAUUACCCCAGCUUUAUAAUCUAGUCACUCCUAGUCUUGUAUUAUUCCAGUCUACUAACACCAUUACAUCUCCACUGCAAUAAAUCCCAGAUAGACAGGGUCCUCAGCCCUCCAGGCAUAUUUAUCCCACACAGACAGUGCCCUCACAUAGCUCACAGCCAGAUAAUGCCCUUACACCUCCCAAUCACAUGAAUCCCAGCCAGUUGUUGUCCUCACACUCCAUUCCAGACAGAAAAUGCCUUCAAACCCCCAAUCACAUCCAAGCAAUGUAUUCAGUCCACAAUCGAAUCAAUCCCAGCCAGAGAUUGCCCACCACUCACAUAAUUCCUUAUGCUCUCAUAUCCAUCCCCCUGCCUGACAGUGCCCUCAGCACCAAGUUUUAUAUAUAUAUCCGACAGAUUGUGCCCUUAUUCCGGUCUCCCUCGUAACCGGUGGUCUAAUGGAGCAGUCUGCUACAGCAACAGGUUCUUCCCUGGCUCGACACAAACCCCUCUUUCACAUACACACCACAGGCAGAGAGAACUGUGCAGUUCUGUUUUCAUUUUUUUUCCAAGUUACUACAGUUGUGUUUGUGAAUAAACCACUAAGUGAACACACAACCUUGAACAUGAACAGAACUUGUGGCAUUAGGGUUUUCAUGCCACCUGUGAGCUGCAUGAAAAUAGCAGAAGGUGUCCCCCCCCCCCCCACACACACUUUCAGUCCUGUCUACUUUCCCUGUUAUACAAGCUAAUAAAGGCUGGAAAGAUAAUCUGAUCUUUUAAUAUCUUUCAAGUUACAACUUUGGGAGAUGUAUUAAAAUGCUAUAACUCAUGGGUUGUCAGUGAAUUCCAUUCAUAACAUUUCAACAUCUACGGGAUGCACUCGGAGUACGCUACUCUAACAUAAUGACUUUUCAUUGCAUUAUCUUUCUCUAGUGUCCUCGUAUCCCCUUGAUCAGAGGUCUUCGGCUGGCAAGCUCGUUUUCUACCCAGAUAUCUAUAGUUUAUGCCAGUGGUUAUUGGUCACUGCAAAUUAUACCCUAACACACAGUACUUGAAGUGUAUUGUCUGUCCUUAGAAUCGCUUAAUGUUAGCAAAAAGGUAUUGAACACAAGAAUGGUCUGAGACAGGCCAAGGUCAAUGGACACCAGCGUUCAGACACAAUGGAAAAAUCAGCUGGCUCAGAUCGGGAGAGUCCAAACUAAGCUGCAUGAAUAACAGGAAUAGAUUGCAACCACAAGGAACGUGCUAUUGUGAUUACCAGGGAAUAAAACAAAGAUAAUCUUGUAAUAAUUCAAGGGCAAACUGAUCACUAAAGCGGCAGUUGGCGCUGGUCGUCUUGAUUUUAUGUGAGCUUAACUUGUAUUGGCUGUAAUAAUGUUUUUAAAUUGGUUUCACACAAUGUAGUAUUCCUGUUUUUUAUAUGCCCACUGAGAGCCUUUCUUUUUAUGCUGGUUUGCAACGCAAGUUUGCGGUUUCUAGGUCCAGUUUUAAAUACAGAGGGCAGACCUUUUCAUGUACCUCGCAACUAUUGCAGUGGCAAGAUUCUCUAAAUUGGAAGGUACUGGCAGUAUUUUUUUGGAAAUCAUUUUUCAAGUGAAUCUAAUAUGGUGGACCUGAUAAGUGUUCACUUAUUUAGUGGUUUUCUAUUUUUCUUGUUCUACCACUGCAAGUUUUACUUUGUGUUUUUUAUUUUUUUUCUGUAACAUUUUAUUUCACCCCACUUUUAUUGCUUGAUUACUCUGAGAAGAAGAGAGAUUUUUAUUUAGUGCAGUUUAUCAUUUCUAUUGGAGAGUAAUUGGUGUUUACAGCAGCACAUGUGCUCAAAAUGAAUGAUUUACAAACCAGUUCUCCAUUUAGGAAUUUUCCAAUUCUGUUUGCGCGGGUAUUCCAAAACUCAGUCCUUACAAUGCACAAGGAAACACUGUACUUUUUUAUAAAUGAUUGUUUGUACAUUUUGCCUAGGUGAAAUUAAUGUUUAGAUAUUUACCACAGGAAUAGUUAGGACUAAAGGAAAAAACAAAACUGUAGCAAUAUUUUUUUUCCAAAUAUUCAAAGUAACACAGAAAAGCAAAACAUUUUAUUGAAGAGCACUGUUUGCUUAGCAAACCACAUUUAUUGCCAUUAUGGGUUUUGGAAUGUUACCACAACGCCACUGGCCGUGCAGACCGGAGUGUAGCUAGUGUUUAAUAACAUUUUGAUGGACGACACUUGUGCUUAUUGACUAAACUUGGAUUUAUCACGAAUAGUCCAAUUUUGAGCCACAAAAGCCAAGUUGGAAAAUUAGUAAAGGGUUGAGAAUGUUUUCCAAAUCUGCCAUUUUGGUGUAUAAUUUAUGAGGACAUUAUAGUUUUCCACAAUUCCUGGGUUUAGUGAAUAAACCGCUCAGAGCGUAACUGAAUAUAUAUAUAUAUAUAUAUAUAUAUAUAUAUAUAUACAUAUAUAUAUAUUAAAAACAGUGGAGGGUAGAGGAGGGUGGAUUUGGAGAAGGAUUUUCUUACUUUAUCAUUUUCUGCAGGGGGGACUUUUUUUUUUAUAUAAAUAUAUAGAUAUAGAGAGAGAGAGUUGAUGUUCCCCUAUAAAAUUCUUCUUAAAGAAACCCUAUAGCAUUGGGAAUACAAACCUGUAUUCCUAACACUGUAGUGCCCUUGUCUCUAGUUAGAUUUGGGACUUCCCUCCUCCCCAUUUGAAAGAAAAUAGUUUUUACUUGCCUUUUUCCAGCACUUAGAUUACCUUGACGCUUCUGGCCUAUCUGCCUCUCGCUAUGUCAUAGAGGAGACGUUUCUCCCUCCUUCGUUGCUCCAACCCAAUACUCCUCAUAGAGGAGCGUUUGGGACCUGAUGCGCGUGUGCAUUGAACACCUUAUAUACAUCCAAUGCUUAUCCGGGAAAGCAUUGAAUCCAGUGCUUUCAUAUCAGCUGCAAUAUCACAUCACCAAGUUUUACUUGGUCGGUGCAGCAGUAGCACCUCUAGUGGAUAUCAGCAUGGCAACCACUACAGACUUGUUUAACCCUUCAAGGUACAACACUGUCGUUUUUUGCAGAAAUGGCAAUGCUUUACCUUGAAGGAUUAAACCUACAGGACUUCUGAGAUUAAGUGGUCUGGGUGACUUUAGUGGUCCUUUAACUAGUGCGUGACUGGAAUUUUAUAUCACAGACCAUACCCAGUUCUCCUUUUAUUGCAACUUGGAAUGUACAAUUUACACAUCUUAAAAUUAUUUGUUGCAUGCUACCUUAAACAGAUGCACAUGUCAACCAUUUAACGUCAUUCUUGGCUGUGCUGUGCAUACCCUUUGACUGUACAGCUGUCCACUUUUUGAUAAUGCCUGUACACUUCCUGUUUGAAUUAAGUGCAGGGGUGGCGCUUUGACAAGCUGUUACCUUUUUCUGUUCUCUUUUUUUCCCCUUAUAAAUGAAACCUGCUUCAGCAUGCACACAAUUGUGGGUGAUGGAUUCUCUUUGAUGUGCGUAUUUAUUCUUGCUUCAUGGAAUAGCCAUGUUAACUGUAAAUUCCAUUAAUAACAUUUUAUACCAGAGUUGGCUUAAUAAAGUUCUCUAAAUAGGAAUAGAAUUAUCUUGAUAAAUGCAAAAGUGUGAAUGCCUAUUGUGGUACUAUAUUAUUGUUGUGAUAUUUAUAAAGCAUAUGUAAUAAAUAUAUAUAUAUUAUUUUUUUUAAUAUCAGAUGCAGAGAAAGAUGAGAGUUCUGAAGACAUUUCGUUGCCUAGCAGUCCGCAGACUGAAGCGAUACAACACAGUUCAAUUAGUACUUCUAAUGGAGUCAGUUCCACGUCUGUGGCAGAAGCAAUAGCAACAUCUGUUCUCACCCAAAUGGCAGAUCAAAGUACAGAGCCAGCUGUUGCACAUGUUAUGGCUCCGCCUCCUGCGCAGUCAUCUGGAAGUUGA